GGUGGCCAGAAGGACUGCUUGAGGAGCAAUUAGCUGAAGGCUGCUGCUUGCUGCUGCUGCUGCUAUAGGAGAAGAAGCAAAAAAGAAAAAAAGAAAGGAAAAGGGAAAGGGAAAAGGGCAGAUUCUGUUGGAGUCUCUCUCUCUCUCUCCCGCUCCCAGUAGGCGCUUGCUCAUUGCAACUUGCAAAAGGGUUUCAGAUGUCCCAGCACCGCUGCUUGACCCCCUGCAAAUAAAACUUGACCACCAGAGGCACGUCCCACCUCUCUCCUUCCUAAUCUCUAGCAUUUAGGAUACAGCUUCCAACCUGUUGGCAACCCUACGGAGAGAGAGGGGGAAAGGACUUGUUUUGCAAUCUUUUUUUCUUUUUCUUUUUUCAGGAAAUAUAUAUAUACAGAUAUUUGAGAUACAGAUAUCUAUCUAUUUCUGGAAGAUUCAAGAGAGGGGGGUGCAAGCCCCUGUUUUCUGCUUCUGAGAAGGACUGCGUUUCUGGGCUUCGGUGAGAGGAAGGUGCAGAAGUUGUUCAGGGUGGGGGGGCGCUGACCCCCCUCCCGUUUCGUUUUUGCUUUCUCCCGGAUUUUUUUCCCCCUUGUCCACCACCAGCUCCGCUGCAAGUGUCGUCGCUCACCCGCCUUGUCAUCUCUCUCUCUCUCUGCAGACUUUCCCUCCUUGCCUCUGCGAGAGAUGGUGCACAGGGCGAAAUAGCCUCGCGCGCUCGCAGCAGCAACAGCAGCAGCAGCAGCGGCAAAGCGGCAAACCAGCCCCCAGGAGUUUGGUGAUGGGGGGUUGAAAGGCCUGGGGGAAGAGAAAGAAAGAAGGAGGGAGAAAGAAAAAGAAAAAGAUCGCCAAGAAAAUCUGCAAGCCAAACAACCGCCUGAGCUCGCCCAGAAAACUGUAAGGCAACUUUGUGUGUGUGCGUGUGCGCGCUUGUGCGUUUUUGGAAAGGACUCGAAGGAUUAAUAAAAGGAGGGCGAAGGAAACCGAACCAAGGAGAGCGCGUGGAAGUGGGGGAACCCAAAGUGGAGCGAAGGCACCGUUUCCUGCGGAGCGCUUGGCCCCCUGAGGCAUGGAAGUCGGCGCCCUCCCUCCAGGCCAGAUCAGCGCGCCGAGGUCUGUGAGCAGGAGGGCUCCCCAUCAGCUGUCCCCUCGCCUCUCCCCGGGGUUCCCCCUUCCAGUAUGUUUCUUUUCAUGAGGCAUCUCCCCGCGCCUAGAGCUUCAGUACAAUGUGCAAAUGGAGACUGAUACAGGGUGCCUCAGCCUUCGCCCACCUGCCUUCCUCCUCCUCUUCUUCCUCCUCCUCCUCCUCCCGCCGCCGCCGCAGCUUCGUCUUCCUGCUGCUGCUCUGGAUGUCGUCGUCCCUGGCUGCCCCCUGCCAUGAGCACGGCCAAGACAUGCUGCUCCUCAAGGCCACCAACUCUUCGUCGUCGUCGUCGCCAUCCUCCUCCUCUUCCUCCUCCUCGCCCGCCAGCGCGGGGAGACACGUGCGAAGCUACAACCACCUCCGAGGAGACGUGCGCUGGAGGAAGCUCUACUCUUACAACAAGUUCUUCCUCCGGAUUGAGAAGAACGGCAACGUCAGCGGCACCAAGAGGGAGAACUGCCCUUAUAGUAAGUCUCUCUUUUCUUUUUUUCCUCCUCUUCGCCUUUCCCUCGAAACGCGGGGAUGGUGGGGCGGGGAGGGUGGCGUCGCGCAAGGAAGGUUGGCGCUCUGCGCGCGCUCAGAGGCGCCCUCGCCCUUCUGAGGGGUUUGGAACCGAGCGCGCGAGAGGAAUUGCGGAAUUGCGCCCUGGUUUUAUGUGUGUGAGCGAAGUUCUCUUCACAAACCACUUCCCAGGCAUUGUUGAAAUGGCUUAGAGCGUUACCGUUACCGUCCUUUCCAUCUCUCUCAGAGGUGGAAUCACUGUGGGGAAGAGAGAGAGAAGCUUUCAUCGUGAAGCUUUCUCUCUCUCUCUCUCUCUCUUCCCCCCCCCCCCGCCUCUCUCAGCAUCCCUUCAGGUCCGCGCUGUCUCUCCCUCGUCACUGGAAUAACCAGCCGGCCCUUUGCUGCGCCUCAGCCGGGGCAGGAAAGUGUGAGGUCUUCGGGAAAGGCGGCAAGAGCCAGGAAAGUUCCGGGCACAACUUAGAAAGUGUCAAAAAUGAAUUAAUAAAACCGUUGCGCGCUAGUGUGUCUGCUCACACUCAGACUCGGCAGAUCAAAAGGCUCGACGAAGUGAAGGAAGGGGCUGGGGCGGAGGGAGCUCUGGCGGUAUCCUGACACGAAGCAAAUGCUCUCUUUUGACAGUGCUUUUUAAAUUGAGGGGCGAUCUCUUCAAAGGGAGGGGAGGGCAACUGGCAGAUAAAACGAGCAAGAUUUCUUUUAUAUGGCCAGUGGGUGCUUGAGGGUUCCCCUUCACUUCUCAAUUUCCCCCUAAAUUUCAUUAGCUGGAAAAGCUGCUACCCUAUGGAGUUUAUACCGUGACACUCAUGGGUUUUGUGUGUGUGUGUUUUGUGUUGUCAAAUUCUAUGUGUGGCUUGGUGGCGUCCUGUCAGUCCUUUCUUUCUCCCCCUCGCCCUGCUUUAAACGGUCUCAAGUUGCAUCCCUGAGAGAGCCUUGUAAACAUCUGGGGCUGCAUCAAGUCAUCCAGACCUCACACACAUCUCGCUGUCAUUUUUUUUUUCUUUUAAAAAAAGAAGUCAUUCUCACAUAUAUAUCUCUUUCCAGACUGAAGUGGAUAUAAGUAGUUAUUUUUUUAGUUGUUUCUCACAGCCUGUUUCAGGGUAGUUUUAAACGACUCUGUCCUGGUGGGUAGAUAAAUAAGUAAAUAACUGCCAAGACAAAUGUCUCUAGAUAAGCCGAUUUUAAAAAUAAUAAUUAAAAAUUGCCUCUUGAUAUUGGUUGGGAAUCCAGCGAAUUCAUUUUAUUCAAUGUUUUGUUCAGGCAUGGCCCUUUCUCACUCAUCUCAGGUUUAUCCUCACAACAACCUUGCAAAGUAGAUUAGACCUAAUGAUGACAUGGUGAAUGUGAGCAGGUUGAUCCGGUUUGUUUCAGGGAGUGUGUGAAGGUGUGAAUACUGUUCUUUCCUGGCCAAAUCAGUCUACCACACUAGCCUCAGGAGACAGUCAAGGGAGAAACAGGUACACUUCUUUUCUUUUUAAGUACACUGCUCUACAUACACACACACACGACCUAUAAAUAGUGUGUGAUUAACUCUGUGCCUCACAGCUAUAUCUGGACAGAGCAGUGCCAAUUUAAUCCAAACAAGAAGCAUAGCUAAUGGGGGACUUCUUUAAACAGAAGGCAAUGUGCAGUUUUGAGAAGUGUGGACAAUGUUGCCUCUUGCAGAAGAUAACUACCGUAUAACUCUCACCAACCCAUUUAUUUGUGCUUAGUUGGUUAAAGCAGCUGUGCUUUUAACAACUCAUGCAUUCCUCUGCUGUGGCCCCUGCUGGCUGGCUACACUUGACUUUCUGUCUGCUUUCACAGGCUUGUGUUAUUUAUUAUCACAUGUGUCAAUGUGUGCAGCGGGAAAUGCUUGCUCCAUUGAAGAACCACUGUAUAUGCCAGAGACAUUGUUUAGUUCAGGCUUUGUGAAACAGUAAUGCCAGAAAGCAAUCAUAUGACACAGAGUAUUCUGGGAUGUCUGAGGACUGCUUCAUGAGUUCCAGGAGAAGCAGGUACAUAUUAAAUAUUGUACAGUGCAGCAUAUUGUAUUGGUGCGGUGAUAAACUGGGAGUUCAGACAAUGGAGAUCUGGGUCCAAAUGACUAGAGCAGUCAUCUUCGCUCUGCUUCACCUACUUUGCAGAGCUGUUGUGACACAGAAAUUGGACAACCACCGUGAGAUCCAUGGAAAUGAUAUUAUUAAUAUUGUUUGUUUUCAAAUAUAUAAUAAUAAUAUCCAACAGGCUCAAAGCAUUAGGAGUGGUGACAGCUUAAGUGGUUAUGCUUGUGACAAAGGUGCAGCAAGCAAACUCAGUUUUCUAAUAUUGCCUCUGACCAGAGCUGUCCAGACAACAAACCUGUUUUCAUGUGUUCAGUGAAUGUGCAAAUGUUAGAAUGGGAUUGGCCAGGGUUCCUGCUCAGAGCCUUGCAUUCACAGUCAUGCCAAACAAACAUGGACUGUCAGUAGCUGGUGGCAUGAACCCCUUUCACAGAUCUGUAUGAACAGCCAGCCAAACCUUCUUGAGAGCUUUGUGCACAGUGAGAAUGCAGUAUGGUUGAGGCCACGAGCCUCUAUUCUCUAAAGACAGCCUUAGCUCUGCAUAUUCGUCUUGCUGUGUUCGUGAAAGCACAUUGCAGGGCACCAGAGUUGCUCCCCAGGUGUGUGCUGGGUAUGCCAUUUGAGGAACUGAGCACAUACAGUUGCCCCUGUUUUAUGUGUUGGUAGUAUUAAAUUCUGCAUGCUAAAUAUUUACUGUGUACUUGUGUCAAGCCGGCGUUGACAUAUGAAGCAGACCUUUGUUUUCGACUGGCUGUUAUCUUUAUUCAUGUAGGCAUCUCCUCUUACAGAGCUGGCUCAUUGUGUUUACGGAAAGUGCAGUUCUUAGGGCUUGUGCUUUUCUUUUUUCUUUUUUCGCCUUUGCAGGAUUUUCUCUAGGGUAUAUUAGUUUUAUCCUAGAUAUGUUGCCAUCUGUCGUCACCUUAUGUUAGAAGUAGGCUGCAUGUAUUCUGAUCAGAAGUUCCCCUCUGCUCCUUCUCUGUCUCACAACCCUAGAAUUAAGAUUUACCAAAUGAAGCUGACAGGGCAGCCCUUUUCAAGGCAGGCUUCUUUGCGUAACUUGCAGAAUUCAACCGCUGCAAGAUAUAGUGAUGGCUGACAGCUUAAACAGCUUUGAAAAGGAUUAUUAGACUCGUGGAGGUCUGUCAACAGCUAUUAGCCAUGAUAGCUUAAUGGAACCUCCACAAACAAGUAGAGUAUACCCCUUAGUACCAGGUGCUGGACAAACAUGCUAGAGAAGGCUAUUGGUUUCAUGCCCUGCCUGUUAGCUUCUCAUAGCCAUCUGGAUAGUGUUUGGGUCAGAUCCAACAGGGCAAUUCUCAUUCUUUCCCAUUCUGAAUUUGCUGCCCUCUCAGUCACAGUGCAUUCUGUCUUCCUUUGCAUUUUGCUUUUGGAAAUAUAAUUUUGUUUGGUCAUAAUUCUGACCUUGGAAAAUAACAUGGUGAUAUGGUUGCCACCUGGCUCUCUGCCUCUGCAGCUUUUUAACACGAUCCACAACUUGACACAGAGGUGUGUAGGGUGGUAGUACUGCCGUUGCAACCCACCUUAGAUCCGGCUGUGGUGAAGGAGUGGGUCCCGACUCAUGAGUUGAUGACCAAUGUGGAUGCAAAUGGUCUGAAUGCACCAUUAGUCUAUGCUUCUCAUAGGAAGAUAUCUGUUAGAUACAUCUCCCAUUAAAAUUAACUUGUGACUUUAUGUUAACAGGAGAUGUAUCUAACAGAGAACCCUGCAGGCUAUUUCUCAGUGUGGCCACAGAAGAAGACCUCUGAACAGAUAUUCACAAAAAUAAAACCCACAUUUUGUUUUCAGCCCUUUGGGACACAUUCUCUUUUGUUUUGGGAUUCAUUUUGGAUGUUCUUCAGGUUUUUGAGUUUUUGUAUUUCUUGCAAGUAGCAUUCACGAGGAACGGUUGCCACAUGGGUAAGCUGGGAUGCAGAGGACUUCAGGCGACAGAUAAUGGCUGCACCUAAUGGCAGCAAAUUGCCAGUUGUCCAUUUGUUUGCAAUCUGAGCUUUCUACUGCAGGUGCCAUUAUCUUGGGCAGAUGCUGGGGAUGAACAUAAUGACAGCAGUUUAAAGAUGGGUGCUUGGGAGCAAAAUUCAGAGUGAUGUGGGUGAACAAGGAGGACAUAACUUGGAGCCUUAUUUAAACUGAUUUUCAGCAGAGUUCAGGGCAGGCUGCUAUAUCAGUUGCUGCUUUUGCACACAUAGUGGGUAAGUAUCUGUUUUGACAAGGCAUGGGGCAUGUGCAAUGCCACCUGGGCUAAUUCUUCGUGCCAAUUCUGGAGUCAUGCAUUUAAAUGGGUCCUGACUUCACUGGGCCUGAUUUCCUAGGUUAUGCUUAGGGUUUCAGAGGGGGUGGGGUGGGGAGAAUAAACAGAAAGUUGGGGAGAGUAACCAGCACCCGCUGAUUAAAGUAGCUUCAACAAGAUUCAUUUCCAUAGCAGGUUUGCUCUAUAAAUACUGUAUAUUAAGCACUAAAUAAAGGUUUACUUUGGCAGAUGUUUUCCAACUUGAUUACACAGAGCUAUUACCUCAGCCUUUUCUAUACCUUUAGGAUAAUGGGAAUUGGGGGUGAAUUAUGGUGGUUCUGUCAAAAGUCUGGGACAGCUUGCAUAAUUUAGCAUUGCUGGAGUAUAUCUGUCACUAGAUACGCGUAGGAUGGCUUGGGUUUUGUUUUAUUUUCUUUGCAGUUAGAGCUUUGCCCUGAAACUUGACCACUCAGCACUCCUUCUUACCUCAGUAUUGCAGCUGCAAAGGUCCCCCUGAAAAGCUGCUCUUGAGAAGCUGAUUUCCAGGAGUGAACAAAGCAGCUGUAAGUCUCUCUCUGAUGAUGAUGACUUAUAACAUGUGUGAAAUAAUAGUUAGGAGUAAGCACUCCAACUUCACCCCAGAGACGGCCCAUGAAAAGUUUGAGGAUUGGGUGGGUCUCUCUCAUCUGUAGUAGAUUGCAAAAUAGAGGACCAAAUUUUGGGAUGUUUGCAAUUCUGUCCUAAACAUGAUUACUCAGAAUUAAGCCCUAAAGAGUUUAAUCUGUCUUACUUUCAUUCUGGAUAAGUUUGUAUAGGAUUGCAACCCCAGUAUUGGUCUAAAGAUGGGAAAUGUAGACCCAUGUGAAUUUCACAGUGAUAAGCUACUGAUGGGGGGGGGAUAGGUGCUUGUUUUUGUAGUUGCAAUCUUGGGGUUGCAUUAGGAAUAUGUUCUGCUGAUCUUUCAAGCAUUAGUUUUGGGGGCUUCAGGCUCUGAAUAAUAAAAGUUGUCAAAAGCAAUUUGAAACUGGGGAGCAAAAUGAGUCAAUAGCCUAAGGAUGCAUUACCUAUAAACCUUGAUAGCUGCUUUUUCCUAGGGAAAAGCCAAUUUUGUAGGGGACAGUUUCGAGCAGACAAGUGCAGGCGAGGGGUGUGUAAGCCAAUCUCCUCCUGCCGCUCUUCUUCAGUGAUUUUUCCUCUUGCCACUUUUGUACUGCUGCUAUCCUUUCCCAAGCAGAUACAUACACCCAGCCUUGUGAGUUCCAGUUAAAUUGUAACCCCUAGGAAGAAAAGCAUCAAGGGGAGAGGGAGCUGCAGUGGGAGAAAUGACAGCCACCUAAAAGGUUAAACACACACAUGCACACAUUAUGGAUUCACCAGUGUUAACAAGGUUCUUUAAGACCAGGAUCCAAAUCCUCACUCAGCCAUGCAUCUCAUGGGGAAAUGUGGAACAUAAACACAAUAUUAAAUAAUUUCACAAAAAGGAGGUUGCAUAUUCACAGGGGUAUGGGCUAUUGAACAGCAUAGCUGUCAACCUUUCCCUUUUUUAAAGGGAAAUUCCCUUAUUCUGAAUAGGAUUCCUCGCAAGAAAAGGGAAAAGUUAACAGCUAUGUUGAACAGCGGUUUCCAAACUUCUCCUUAAAAAAUCACUUUCAACUUCAGCUUGUUUACUGAAGAGACGCUUCCCGCCUGCCGUGGAAGCCCUCUGUUUACUUGCAGAGGAUUCUGGGACAUAUUGUAGGCUAGGGCUAAGAAACCUGCGGCCCUCCAGGUGUUGCGGUACUGCACUUCCCAUCAUCCCUUGGCCAUUGGCCAUGCUGGUUGGGACUGAUGGGAAUUGGAAGUCCCACCUCAUCUGGAGAGCCACCGGUUCCUCAUCCCUGUUCUUCUGCUUUGAACAAAGUUGGCUUCUGUUGCACCUACGCCCUAGAACAUACCCAUUGUUCUCCACAUGGCUGCACAAACUGUCUUUCUCGGAAGUUUGUCUGCCAUUGCUCUUGUCAUUGACAAAGUCUGAUGGGUUCCUGAAGAUCCCUAGUAUUUAGUUUGAAAGCUACUGCUAUGUAGCAUAAUUCCUGUCACAGGGAGUUUAUUCCCAACAUAGCCUGAGUCCAGCUCCUCAGUUUUAAAACCAUCAAACAAUAGUAUGGCCAGUUUGCACUUGCUGAAGAGGCUUUGCAGUGUCUGGUUACAUAAAAACGCUGGUUCCUCUUGAGUCUUUGCUGGCCAUUAUAUUAACUUGAAGGACUGUUGGAAAGGUUAAAAUGGAAAUAAGAAUGUGACGAACAACAGGUGACCAUGAGAAGGAAUGAAUCUUUUGGAUUAGGCAGCGGUUCUUGGAUGCUUUAUAGGAGAAGGAUAAGUGGACAGGUCAAUCCACUUGCUGAAAUACUGUUGCAGUGCUUCCUACACCAGAGUAGCAUUCUGUUCCUGGAUUCGUUGUGAAGGUUAUUACACACCACUGAAGCAGGGAUGCAUCAUUUAGGGUUGACCCGAGUUAACAUUCUCUAAGCAAUAAAUGUUAAAUGCAGCCUGAAUGCAAUAAAUUAGGCAUUUAUUUGUUUUUUAAUAGUACGCAUGUCCAAUUCAAUAUCCUUCUGUCUUCCAAUCCACUUUCCAUUUGCGUUGCAUCUUUUGAUUGUAAUCCUGAGGCCAGGGACCAUCUUUUCCUUUAUUGGUCUUUAAGCUGCUCUGGGAGACUUCUUCGGAUGAAGAAAGGGAUAAAAUUAUUAAAUAAAUAACUGUUACUCGAGUCUUCCUUCAAAUUAGGACUCCUAUAUUAUUUAUAACUGGUGUUUGGAUGUUCCCCUGACUACAGCAUUAUUAGUGAUGCAGUUAUAUAUCUCAUUCUAACUAUGUAACUUAGAAAUCACUGAUUGCUGCAGAUCGUGUCCCAGCUUGGGAUAAGGCAGGCAUAGGCAAACUUGGCCCUCCAGAUGUUUUGGGACUACAACUCCCAUCACCCCUAGCUAACAGGACCAGUGGUCAGGUCCACUGUAGUUCCAAAACAUCGAGUUUGCCUAUGCCUGGGAUAAGGCUUCGUUGUAGUAACAUGAGAUUUUGAAUGGAAAUGCAGCAAUUGGUUUUCAUUGUACUAAAAGCAUUUCACAAAUAUGCUGCUUUCUUUUUUCAAAUAUGUCCUAUAAAAUACAAAUGGGAUCAAUUUCUCUGCCAUCAACACUGCUCGUCUUAUUUUGAGAUUGGAUCUAAUCUGUAAAUUUGUCCAUGUUGGCAACCUUGAGUAUCAGUUUCUAGUCUUGCUCUGAUUGUUUUGAAAUUUAAUGGGGAACUGCUUACUUUCUUUCAUUUUGGGGGAGGACUUCAUGUGUAUAUAUAUAUAUAUAUAUAUAUAUAUAUAUAUAUAUAUGAUGAUGAUGUUUUGAAAAAUGUAUGUGGCAAAACUGCUAUUUGGUUAUUUUCUUUCAGUAGUUUCCACAUUAAGAGACAGAUCUUACUUGCUGUCAAGAGUAAUUAAAUCAUUUCAACAAUUUUAUAAAAUAAGUGAGAUAACGGCACGUUAAAUUCAGAGCUAAAACCUUAAACAGAAUAAAAGCAGAAUUAGCAAUGUGUGCUGUUUUAUACUGAAUGAAAAUGCUUCUGUAAAAUCACAUUUAAUGUUCCUUCAAAGUCUUGUCUUGCAUGUUAAACAAGUAAAUUGGUUUUUCUUAGAAAUAAGUCUUCACAAUAUUACUGUUUUUCACUUUCUAAUAAAGGUUAGUUCAUGUUGCUGAUAGAUAAAACAAGCAAACAAACAAACAUGACAUCCAGAAAAUAGAAAAUUAUAUACGGCCUUCUAAUAGAUACUGCUGUUUCCUGGGUAGGGAAGUUGUUGCUUUUUAUUAUACCAACUGCUUUCUCAUUUAAGCCUGGACCCAGGUUACAUAAUUUAUAACCAGUGACUUACAACUGUGGGCAUUUAGGAUUUAUGAAUGCGGAAGGGAUUGUAUUCUUUAGUGUCUACAUGACACUCUCCUGUUACCUUUACCACAUUCCCAUAGGGUAGACCCUCCACACACAUCACCAAAGCUUUAUCAUAAAUCUAUUAAAAAUAUACAGUUGCAAGGAGCCUUUGUCUUCAUAAAUCUGAUUUAUAGCCACCUGCUAAAGAUGACUAUGAAAACAUUUGGUAGGAAUCACCCUGACAACCUGAGAGGAGUACAACACAAAGGCCAAAGGAGCUUGAGUGUCCCACGCUAUUUCAACAGGGCUAAUCUUACGGCCUUACAUAAGCAAAAAACACAUGCUCUGGUGGGGAUUUUGCACAGGGAGAUGGAGCAUCACAUAGGAACAUAAAGUAGGGGAAAUGGGUCAUGGCCCCACCAACCUCAAUCUGUCCUCAGCCAGCACCAGUACCACCCCUUACCUGCUGUCAGAAACUGGUUGGAUGCAAAGGAAUGCUGGAGGAACCAGCUGGGGAACCCCCAAGGGAAGCAGGCUCAGUGCCCAGGGAGAGGUGGUGGGAUGAUGAUGAGUAGUCAGAGGGAGAAGACUGGGAGGAGCAGGAGGAGGUAUCAGAAGCUGAAGAGGUUACAGGGCUUAGUGAGAGGAGAAGGUAGUUUCAUGCGGCCACAGUCUCAGAUUGCUUUGGGAAAACCUUGGAGAGAGGGGGACUUAAGCAGCUGUGGAGAGGCAGGGACCUUCAGUCUUAGCAACUGCUUCAUAGGGGAAAGACUUACCAAAGAUGACUUGCUGUGCCCAUUAGGCCUGACACUCCUGUGCAGAUCCUGUUUUUGCUAACUCCACUUGCUUGGUGCAAUUUACUGCAGGUUUGCUCCUGUCACCUGCCUUCAUACUUACAACCAGCUUGGUGGGUGACACUGCCUGUCAGCUUCCCCCUCCUUAAUCUCAUCGUCACCGUGUUGGAACAAGUUCUCAACCUCAAGAAAACUGAUUAUAAAAAGUGGAGAACUACAAACUGACAAUUGCAGCUGGUCUAAGAGCUCUGGCAAAGGUUUAAAAAUGGUGCCACCUGCUCAGUGAUAAAGGGCCUCUCCACAGGUGGUUUAGGUGGACCCUCGGUGAUACUGUGAUGAUCAGGGAUGGUUAAUACAUCUUCAACAUUUCGUGAAGAUCUGCAUAUCUGAGUCAUCAGAUAUUAAAUUGCCAUCAGGUAAAACUUUCAUAUUCAGCCACUGAACUUCAAGUCACCCAUUCAGCCACUGAAGGGUUGAGAAGCCAAGUGUACACGUGUCUCUCUCUUUGUGUGUAUCGGUCUUACGUUGCACCUUUAGCUUAGAAAUAAAUAUUUUUGUAUGCAAAGCACUCACAUCUAAAGUACUCCCACUAGAGACUUGUUUAAGCCUUUGGGAGUUAAUACGUUAGGGAAUUGCAUUUUUUAAACCUUUGAAACAACAAGUUUAACAAGCUCUGCAAAUACUGUGUAGUUUUCCAUUGGCUUCAGUGAAAAGUUUGAUGGGGACCAUAGUCUACCUUCACUCUUGUACUUAAGGCACAACAGUCUACAGUAGAGCUGGGUGAUGAGAGCUUGUACACGUACCCCACUGUAAUAUGAAUAACAUAAUUAUUAACCCCCCAAAAUGUGUGUGGAUUCACACAUGUGCAUGAACUGGACACCCACCCACCCCUGCUUCUCAAUCUAUGGUGAAAUGGAUAGGGCAGCUUUGGAUUACUUCAGUUUUGGGAUCUAAUUUGUUUAGGGAUAGCUUUUACUACAAAAUCUUAAAAUCAUAAACCUUUUUGCACUUACUCCCCCCCCCUUUUUUUUUACUUAUCAUGCUCCAAUCUUCUUUGGAAUAAAUCAGGAUACAUUCUAAAGCACACACAAAAAGAAAGUACAAACCAUUUCUCAGAAUUCUGUAUUCUCCUUCUCCAGUGGAUUGGUUAUUAAAGCAAGGUUAAUUAUAUUUGUCCAGAUUUUUAUUUUUAUUUUUACUCAAAUGUGAUCUAGGAGAUAUGAGGACCUUUAAAAUGUGACUUGGGUCACACAUUUAAAUAACAGCUUUACAGGCAUUCUUUGCUUUUAAAUUAGGUCACUGGUGUUCUUUCUUUGAACACUCUGUUCUAAUUGGAACAAUAAAUCAUUGACAAUAUGCAGAAUAGAUUCCCUUCUAAGGUGGACAACUGGACUGUGCCUUAUUACUGCUCCUAACAUGUGCAGUGCAUUCUGUUAUUGCCUGUUAAGAGACAUGGUGUCAGUAUGAAAGCAUUGCCUUGUUUCAUUGUUCAGCUAAAGCCAAUCUCCUCCUGCAUUUACUUGACGUUAAUUAAUGAAUUGAGGCAUACCUUCUACAUGCCUUUUGCUGGAAGAAGAGCUUAGGGUGCCCUAAGAUAUGUUAAAUCAGGGUCAUAGAUGACAUAAGAGAUAUCACACUUGCAGAUAAGCAUUUGUGUUCUCAAGCUUAGAUAUUUGUGAAAGCAAAAACAAAAAACAGUAGCAAAUAGAUUUUUCCCUUAUCCCUUUGCAUAGGUCAUGACUUACCCAUCCCAUACAUACCUGCAAAGGAUUCUCUUUAUUCCACUUCCAUUGAUUGAUCACUGUAUCAUUCUGGGUUUCUUGUUCAGAAAAUGUAUUUCCUUUUGGUAUAUCACAGUCCUAUGAUUAUUUACCUGGGAAGAAUUCUCACUGAACUCAGUGGGGCUUAUGACUGAGUAGGCAUGAAUAGGACUAGACUGUUAAAUGUAGUUUAUUAAUUCUAUCUCAAUUUUCUCCAGCUUUUCAGUUCUCCCAACCCAGCCAGGGGAAAAAAAAAUUUCAGCUAAGCGAAUUGCAAAUUUGUAAUACAGCCAAAUUCUUCACAUCCUCCUGGUUAUUACUCUAAUAUACGAACAUGACAUAUGCAAAUGGUGCAGAAGCUAGCUAUAUCUAACAUGUCCAUACCUCAGAGUUUUGCAUUCAGGCCAAGGCAGAGUGCGUUCAUCAACUGGGUUUGCUUUAUAGGCAAAUCACACUGGUGGAAAGUAAUAGCCUUUGAUUGUUCUUCUUCUAGCCAUUUGAAUCUAUGACAUUCAAGUCCAUUUAUUUUCAGUUUGUAGUGUUGAUUCCUACCCUUUUAUUGCCUCAAUCCAUGAGAUUAUUCAAAUCCUCUUAAUCUAGUGUACAUCUAUUUAGGAGUAGGUUACAUCGAAGUCAACUUGCAUUACUUCUGACUGAAUUCUGCAUUGGAUUUGACUGUACACAUCUGGACAGAGAAAUGAGUGUUUGUUCUGUCCCCCACCCCAAGUGGAAACAGCUCCAGAUUGCACCUGGAAAAGCUGUGUUUUCCAUAAUCAGAGUUGAAAGCUUGUUAAAUAUGGGCAAUUCUUAUUGGUAGCUGCACACCCUAGUUGGACUUGAUGGUUCUUCUCCCUAUACAACUACUGGAGCUAGCGUACGUAGCUUGGUUAGAAAACUAGCUUUGAUCAAGUAACACAACUGCAGGAGGGGAGGGGUAAAUUUACUGACUCCUGUGUGCAUACACAUUUAGAUCAGGCUGCUCAAAUGGCUUCUGAAAUGCGAGCAGAUUUGUCCUCACAUGUCAGAUGUUGUGGUGCAAGACCCAGAGGUGGACUUAGCCUAUAAAAGAAAACAGGCUUUUAGUGCUGGAGGUGCAGCUCUCUGGAAUUAUUUACCUGACAAAAUCAGGCAGGCACCUAGCAUGUUGCUGUUUUGGCGCCUACUGAAGACAUUUCUGCUUAGGAAGGCUUUAAUGGAAGAUAUUAAUGUCAUUAAUGGAAGAUAAAUUUUAUAGCUAGUGAGAUGGUGUUGUUGCUUUUAAAGGUUGUGUGGAUGGGUUUAUCCUUUUUAGUGUUGGAUUGAUAUUAUUGUUUUUAGGGCUUGUGUUUUUUAUUUUCUAUAUUGUACACUGCCUUGAUGUUUUUAUGCUAUGAAGCGGUUUAUAAGUGUGUUUAAUAGGUAAUGAAUAAAUAUUUGUCUACCCUGGUGUAAAAUCAAUACAUGUUUGCUGCAUAGCCUUGCAUGGCUUUCCAAGCCCUGUUCAUGCAGCAGCAAAUAGAAACGUUUCUGUUUACCACUCUGUUGGGUGGUAAAUCAGAAACAAAAGCAUGGGACAAUGGAUUAGGAUAGGGUCACUGAGUAGCUAUAGGCCAAGAAAACUACAUGUUGUAGCCAUGGUGUUUGUGUUAAGAAGCCUAUUUUCACAUCCCCGCCUCUCAGAUGUUCUGAUGAUAAGUGUUGGCAGAACAUUGUCAUGGUAUAAAUCUGUGAAUUCCUUCGGAGUUGUUGUGGAUAUUUAGGUAAUCUACAGUGAUUAGUAUAUUGGAAAGCUUCUUUUUGGACUUAAUUUUUGUCAUAGGAAAGAGAAGUUCUGUUCACAUGCUGAGAUCUUAGAUGCAUCAGGUUUCUGGUGAAAAUAUCAUUGUUUCCUCUUCGCUUCACUUUCUAAUCUAUCUUCUCUUCUUCAGCCUAUCCAGAAUUCUCUUUCUGAGGUUUCCUGGUAUUUACUCUUGGCUGAUGAUUGGCAGUCAUUAUUUCAUCCUUUUAAGGGGACCACAUAAUUAGACUGUUAACAGUCACUUACUUGUCUCAAUAGAAGUUUCUAUAGGGAUUGGGGAAUUUUCAGCACCUCUUCAAACUUUAUUUCCCAGGAUCCUUGGGCCAUGACAGUUUAAGUAACAGAAGCCUAUGAACACUUUGGAUAUAGAUAAAUGCUCAAUUUUGAGAAAUCAUUUUAGAGCUAAUCACAAUCCUUUUUUUAAAAAAACCAAACCAAACCAUUCUGAAUAACUGAGUGUUACCAUCAAUCAUCACCACCCCACUGAUGCAGGCAUCUUCAACCUUUUCAGACCCAGGACACACUUUUUACCCAAACAUGCACUUGGGGAUCCAUUUCUUAACCAUUUACUAUAUAUUUGCAUGGUGCUCGUGCUCCUCUUGUGACCUACAUUGGAUCAGACCACAGCCCACUAGUGGGCCCUGACCCACAAGUUGAAAACCAGUGCUCUAAUGAAUUUGUUAUGAAUUGCAUUUUUCACAUUCAAAUGCUACAUUUUUAGGUGUACGCAUGUGUGAAGAGUGGGAAUGAGGAAGAAUUUUGAUUCAGCAUUUAAAGGCGAACCUAACACAAGUCACACUCUUCACAGCAAUAUGCAAACUUCACACUUCUCCAAAUUUUGCAGUGCAGAAUUUAUCCAGACAAGCAAUAUGUACCGAAAUGCAUGUAAUAGGUUAAAGUGAGCACAUAAAGGUAUAUAUUAAUGAAACUAACAUAUUAAAAAUGCAUUAUAUUCAGGAAAAUGGCUUUACAAACCUAUCUGUGUUAGGCAAAAACGUGUCUAUAAGGAGAAACAUGCAGUAAAAUGCUGGUUAAUUUUCAUGAGGACUAAAAAAUACCACAUAAUUUCAUUUCCCAAGGUUAGAAAAAUGAAAAACUUAGAGAAAUCAAAAUUGUCAGAUCCACCCAUCCCCAGUGAAGAAGACUACAAUUCAUAGCCAUUUUAAAUGGCUGAGAAGAACCUUGGAAUGUGUUGCUACUUCUGGUUAAAUUGUCCAAAUUGGCCUUGCAACUUGAAAUAUAUACUCUGUGAAUGUGUUAAGUUAGCUUUUAAAAAAUGGUGAGACUUUGUAACAGGGCUGGGGAACCUGUGACCCCGCUGAAGUUGCUAGACUAGGCUUUCUUCAUCCCUGACAACUGGCCAUGCUUGUAGCUGGAGUUGAAGAACAUCUGGAACUCUAAGGCUCACUACCUUUGCUUUCUAGAAACGAAUUAAGUAAAGCAAACGAAAGAAAUGUUAUGAUAAUUCAGCAUGUUAUAUGCUUCCCUGAGCUACCCUGCAAUUAAACUCAGACAUUUCAAAUACUGAGGUGAAAUAUUACCUUAUGCCUUUUAGUUAAUAUUAAGAUAUUAUAUACACUCGUUCAAAAGUAGUAUCCACAACUUUUGUGUUGUGCAUAGAAAUUGGCAAGUUGAGAGAGAGAAACUUCAGUGUCUCCUGCCAAACACAGAAGCCUGCGAGAUGCCAAAAUAACAAUGUUUGACAUAGCCUUGUCCAGUUCUGGCACUAAGUGAUGAUAUUUCAGCAUGGCGUAGGUUGGAAUUGGUCUGGAAACUGUGCUGAGGGGAAAGGCAGGCACAGUUCAGCCCCCAGCUAAAUCCUUUCUUAGGCAGCAUGCUAGGGGAAGUCGCGCAGGCUUAAAAUCUGUUGGCCUACUUAUUUUAUUGGCUCUCAAUACAGCUUACAAAAAUUAAAGUAAAACAUAAAGGCACAACUGAAGAUAUCAGGAAUGCCUUCAAUUUAAGUUACAACUUUUAACACAGAGAGAGAGAGUGUGUGUGCUGGUGCACAAAUGCAUUUCUCCCUUUACUUGAUUCUUCAGUACCCGAUGACUCUCGGUUAAUGUGUGAAUUGUCUCAACUGAAAAGUAUUGUUUGAGAUGAGAUUCAAGUACAGUGGUACCUCUGGCUACAUACUUAAUUCGUUCCGGAGGUCCGUUCUUAACAUUCUGAAGGAGAAUCUCCACCCCCAUCGUUCAGCCUGGACACUGAGAUCCAGCGCCGAGGGCCUUCUGGCGGUUCCCUCAUUGCGAGAAGUGAGGUUACAGGGAACCAGACAGAGGGCCUUCUCGGUAGUGGCGCCCGCCCCGUGGAACACCCUCCCUUCAGAUGUGAAGGAAAUAAGCAGCUAUCUUCUCUUUAAAAGACUUCUGAAGGCAGCCCUGUUUAGGGAAGUUUUUAAUAUUUGAUGCUGUAUUGUUUUUUCUGGCUGGGGAAACUCAGCCAGAUGGGCGGGGUAUAAAUAAUAAAUUAUUAUUAUUAUUAUUAUUAUUAACCUGAAAUUGUUCUUAACCUGAAGCACGACUUUAACUAAUGGGGCCUCCCGCUGCUGUUGCGCCGCCGCCGCACAAUUUCUGUUCUCAUCCUGAAGCAAAGUUUUUAAUCUGAGGUACUAUUUCUGGGUUAGCAGAGUCUGUAACCUGAAGCGUCUGUAACCUGAAGCGUAUGUAAUUUCAGGUACCACUGUAUAAAAAAUAGGGAAAAACAGAUUGCAGUCUGCUCCAAUGACCAGCAAUUUCUGUGUCCCUUCCAUGGAGAACUGUCAUAUAGACAAAGCCUCCACUACUGGGCUAAACAAUCUGACAAAGGUGCCUGAAUAACUUUACAAUCCCCACCCCAACCCCCUUUUCAAAUGUCCGUAGAAGUGAAGUGCUGCCCUUUAAGAUACCUAUUUCACAUGAGUUUUUGGUUCAAAAAUGUGUGGUAUGCAAGAAAAGGAAUGAAUUAAUAACAUCUUCCUGGUAGUUACCUUCCCUUGGGCAGCUGUUGUUUUCUCUUUAUGCUUUCCAGAGAGAAUAUUGCAAAGUCAUGUUGUGUCAUCAGAAAGAAAUAAAAUAAAAUUCAGUUCUGCCCAGUAUAUUUUUUGGCUGUGGCGUGAAAGCAUCUUUCUAGGCACGUACGCAUGCAUUUAGCCAAAUGUUUUUGGAGGUUUGGCAGCCACUGGCAUACGUGCAUUCAUCUGGAGAGCCAGUCAUCUGUGGCCAUGUCAUAUGGUGGACUUGAUCCUAUCACAACCUUUUCUGAUCGGGUUCUGAUCAGCGGCGUGUAUGUGGUAGAAAUUGUUUUGCCAUGCAGCCAGAUGAAACUUAUUGGACCAGAUGCCAAGUAGUAUAGGCUUCCUGUUAACCACAGUUAAAAGACUGCGAGUGCACUGUAGCAGUGCACCAAUCUGAUCAUGCAGUGCCUUAUCUUCUUGGGAGUAAUGUGUAACCCACCUGCACACCUGUAUGCCACCAUCAAGGUAUUGGGUACUAAGGAGGAGGAGGAGUUGUUUGGACUUGAUAUCCUGCCUUUCAUUCCCCUUAAGGAGUCUCAAAGCAGCUAACAAUCUCCUUUCCCUUCCUCCCCCACAACAAACACUCUGUGAGGUGAGUGAGACUGAGAGACUUCAGAGAAGUGUAACUAGCCCAAGGUCACCCAGCAGCUGCAUGUGGAGGAGUGGGGAAGUGAACCCAGUUCACCAGAUUAUGAGUCCACCACUCUUAAUUUCUACACCACGCUGGCUCUCUUUAUGCAACAUUUCAUUGUCAAAAUUAGGCAGCCCUUGAAGCACUGAGAAUCUAUGCCUCUUAUGGAUGGAUUUGUCUCUUUGUAAAGGUAAAGGUAAAGGUAAAGGACCCCUGACAGUUAAGUCCAGUCGCAGAUGACUCUGGGGUUGCGGCGCUCAUCUCGCUUUACAGGCCGAGGGAGCUGGCAUUUGUCUGCAGACAGUUUUUCCAGGUCAUGUGGCCGGCAUGACUAAGGCACUUCUGGCACAACGGAACACCGAAACCAGAGCAGUGCACAGAAAUGCCGUUUACGUUCCCGCCAGAUUUAUCCCACCUAUUUAUCUACUUGCACUUUUUGGCAUGCUUUAGAACUGCUAGGUUGACAUGAUCUGGGACCAAGCAACGGGAGCUCACCCCGUUGUGGGGAUUCGAACCACUGACCUUCUGAUUGGCAAGCCCAAGAGGCACAGUGGUUUAGACCACAGCACAACCCACAUCAUUUUUGUACUCCAUUUUAAUUUUACCAUAUGUUGAUUCAUAAAUCCAUUCUGCCCCAUUUCUGCAUAAAUCUGCAUUUAAAAAAAAAAAACCAACCAUGAAAAGUAAUAUUUAGAUACACACCUCAAUAAUAUUGAAAUAAGUAUAUUAUCUUAAUGUAUGCAUUUCUUUGAGCUGAAAACUCUGUUGCAAAAUUCAGAUAAGUGUGAAAUCUGAAGGAGAAUAGCAUCCUCAUCUAUGCAUUAGACUGGGACUUGUGAAUUUGGUUACUUCCUUAAAAACAUGGACUGAAAGAAAUUCACCUCCAUGCUUAAAGCAUCUUAGUUACUAUCUGUAUCACACACAAAUCAAUAACUGUAGCACAAAACUAAAAGAUCCCAAUAUACUCUGGCACAAUGCAGGAAAAUCAAUCAUUUCGUAGUAAAAGCACCAGUUGGAAACCGAGUGCUCCUAGUGGUAGAUUUCCAGUAUGAUUUGAGUUAAUGUGGUUUGAUAUUUGGCACCAUUUGUAACCUUGAACAUUAUCAUAAUUGUUUCUCUCUCCUGCAGACGCAAUCCUCUGUGAAUAUGGUUUCACACAAAACCAGCAAUUGCAAGAUAAACAGCAGUUGAUUGUGGUACUUUGGAAAGCCUAUCUUGGCCCUAAAAGUCCUGUCUCUCUGUCUCUCUCUCUCUGGCAGGAAGGAGGGAAACAUAUCAAAUAACAUCUGCAUUUAACAUCUGAAUAUGGGUUUUCACCACUUGUCCCAUGGAGAACUCUGUCCCUGAUUUUCCUCCCUUCCCAUGCGUUCUCUCAAAAACAUGUUUUUUAUUCUUCUUUUCUUUCUUGUUUUCACCCCACCUCCUUUCUGGAGAAGACAGCAGAAUGUGUGCACACUACCUCACGCAAUAGAUUUGGAAAAGGGGCAUUACACACCCAGUUGCCUUUUUUACCUGCAGCAACACAAUUGCAUGUAUUUCUGCACUUGUGGGGUCUGGAAUGUGUUUAAGGGGUUCGAUGAUGGCAUAGUUCAAUAGCUUUAAACCUUUUAAGAUCUGAGGUCCAGCUUGAGCCCAUGUUGUGCUUGGAGUUACAUUUAUUUUUAUUUUUGAGCAAAUAUUCCUGUCCUUGGUUUUCUGUCUUUCUUCUUCCUAUUCCCCUUCACUCGAUGCCUGUUUUGGGACCCACUUUUAUUUAUUAAAUUUCACUUUUACCUUGCCUUGCCUCCAAGAAACUCAAGGUAGCAUACAUAGUUAUGAUCAUUGCUUCCUCAUAAACAGCCUUGGUCACUAGGUUAAGCUGAGAGAUAGUGACUGUGCCCAGAGUCACCCCGAAACCUUCAUGGCUGAGUGGGGAUUUGAAUCUGGGACUCCCCAUUUCGAGUCUGACACUAUGAUUCAGGGAUGGGAAGAGCCUGUGGCUCUCCAGAUGUUGUUGAACUCCAAAUCACAUCAGCCUCAAGCCAACAUGGCCAGUGAUCAGGACUGAUAGGAGUUGGAGGAGUCCAUCGACAUCUGGACCAACACAGGUUCCCUAUCCCUGCUAUAAAUGCUAACUCACACUUGACCCACUUUACUCAUCAGGAGAAUAAUAUUUCUGGUUUUGAUUUUUUUUUUUUAUGCUACAAUUUGUUUUUCUUCACAAGCAUUUCAAGAAUGUAAAAAAAAAAAGUGUGUUCAACAAGGGGAAAGGAAAAACGAAAGACCACUGAGAGUGAAGGGUGGAGAUGUAAUCUAUAUUGGAUAAUUACCUCAAGGAAUACAACAGAACAUAGUGGAGAAAUUUCACUCACCAGUGAGGCCCCUAUGGUAAGGUUAUAUAAGGUUCAUUAAUAAAUCUAACUUGGAGAUCAAAUAAAAGCUGAAUCGUUUGCGUAGAACAGUGCUGCAAGCCAAAGAACCUCAUUAGUUUGAGAAUGGAACUGCGUAAAACUUCUUGAAGGUCAUUUAUAUGCCGAACGGACAUAUACCAGGACCAGCAUUUCUUUUUUUUUAUCCUGUGCCCACAUAAAUCAGAGAAAGUAAAGCAAAACCAAAUCAACACUAGGGUAGAAUAAAGAAUGUAAGCAGGCGGAUGCUGCCAUGUUCCCUUGCAGGAUCUCAUUUGUCAUCCCACAGGCUAUUUAGCAGGCAAGCCGCAAACUGGAUUAACCUGCACAGCAUACCUUAGCAAGGGAUCUGCCAAUUUGGACAGGUGCAGCCCAGGAUAGCUUGCUCUCCUACGUAGCUUUGGAUUCUGGGGUCCAACUUUAAGCUGAAGCCUUUAUAGGGGAUCCCGAGGGAGGCAUCCCUCUAAGAUCAUGUGAUGCCUUCAUGGGCACCCCUAAAAAGAUUUCUGCAUCAAGCAACAACUUUGAUUAGCCAACACAGCCAGUGGUCAGGUAGAAUGGUAGUUGUAGCCCAGCUAAGCUGGACGGCAUCAGGUUGAGGAAGGCUGGCUUAGGUUGAUUUUGUAAUCUAGCCAGCCAUGAGUUUGGAACUAUCUACCAAAGUGGUCUCUCCUUAUAACACAACUAUUGCUUACUAAACAGUUCUGCCUGAUAAUGCCUGAAGGAAUAAAUAACGCAGCUUCAGUGCUUUUUUGGCAACUUUCCCAUCACCCCUCCUAUAGGGGACAGUUUUUCCCCCUCCUUCUCCCAACCUGGAGAGAAGUUGGGUUUUCCAAAGAUAGACAUUGGGAUGAGAUACAGAUAUUCCAGAUUACUUCUCUCUUCAGCCCCAGUCAGCAUGGUCAAUGGAGGGCACCAGGUUGCUUAUCCCUGGUCUAUUCCAUUACCAACUGCACCAUCCUGAAGUCCUGAUUAUAUAAUAAAACAGCAUCUGGAAGUGUUCAAAAAAAUUUUUUUUGCAUUUGACUGCAAAAAUUCAGAAAGGAAUUGAUCUAGUCUGGUAUUAGAUGUGUAAUGAGCCCCUCCUAUCUGUAUGGUCACUUCUCCAUGACCUGACUUAAGGGAAUAUGUGAAAUUCAUUUCAGUUAGUAAACGGUAUUCUGUGGCUUUGCGCCUCAGACCACACACCCAGAAAGAAGCAUCCAGAUUUUUGCUCAAAAUUUACCGUAUUGGCUUUGCUUCUCACAUUUUGCCACAUAUACACUUGCAGACAGAGCUCACAGCUGAUUCUGCUUAUGGAACAGGAAGUGUUUUGCAAUGGCAAAAGGUUCACAAAGGGAGGAGGAGUAGGAAAGAGAACGAGGGCUUCUACAAAGAGAUUAUUUUGAAAAAGGCAAUGUUCCCUUCACCACCAGUGAAUAAGGCUCAGACAGGAUGGCCUGUCUUGGGGUAAUAAUAAUAAAAAACAACAUUCUGAUGUGGCAAAGGGGUUUGAAGAGGAAUGUGUUUCCAAACUAUUUCCAGUGCACCUUAAGAAUCUUUUUUCAUACUAAGCCAUAGGCCAUGCUGUUAACAUGAGAAGUCAGCAUAUUCAUCAUUCGUUCACUGCAUUACAGCAAUUCACAAUGGUGAAUCCUGGAGCUGGAAGCGACCUCAGAGCUCAUCUAGUCCAACCCUCUGCUGAUAUAGUGUAUCUGCUGCUACAGCAUUUUUGAUUGGUGGCCUCCUGGGCUCUGCUUAACAGUCUCCAAAGGAGGAUGGUCCAUCAUCUUCCAAGGCAAUCUGUUCUAUUGUCAAACAGUCCAUACCGUCAGGACAUUCCUCCUAAUCUCCUCUCUCACAAUUUCAACCUUUGUUCAGGUCUUAGAGUUACAGAAGACAAACCAGCUCCAUCAUUUUUUGUGACAGAUCUUCAAAUAUUUGAACAUGGCCAUCAUAUCACCCUGUAAUGGAGCCUUAUUCAGGCUAGACAUACACAGGCAUACCUUAUAGAAGUCAGUCUCCAGGACCUCCAGCCCCACACCAUGAUGGUGACAUAAAUGGCCUCUCACCACCUUUCUUGCAAUCAUCCAGUACUGAUGACGCUUGUUUUCUGAGCAAACCUUCGUACUAAAAACGUAACACGAAUGAGGGCAGAGAUACACCAGAGAAAGAACAAUGCAUGCCUGUUCAGCCUUCAAAUGGGUAUAGGAUCUAGAACUGGCAGCAACUAGGAGCCAGUGUGUGUAUGUUUAUAGGGGAAGCAAAAUACAUGUGCAUGGGAUGAAUUCGAAAUAUAAUAUCAUGUUGACCAGAGCUGGGAACUUGUGGCUUUUCAGAUGUUCCUGGCUUUCAGCUCCCAUAAUCUCUGACCAAUGGCCAUGCUGGGUGGAGCUGAUGGGAGCUGGCAUCCUACAAAAUCCGAGGGCCACAACCCUGACUUAAAACACAGCACCAGAAAAUACACUGCUUGUGAAACUGCCCAAAACAUGGUCACUACCAGCCCUAAUGUGUUUUCCCCCCUUGCUUGUAUCAAAAUAUUCCUGCCAAGUAAUCAUGCUCACUUUGUAAGGCUACAUGGGAUAUAAGAAAACCAGAUAUGCUUGCCUCACAGCCAGCCAGAUCCUUACUGCUGCCUGAAGGAUGUCUUGUUUGAAGGAAAGUUUUGCAAUCCUGGUUCAGUUGAUCUCAGCAAACUGGCUAUCCAGCAACUUGAGUUGGCCAAUGAUUUUGAGCAGCUGCAGGACCUCUUGCAAAGAGGCCAUCUGGGAACUUAAAUUUGUGUUGGACUAACAGUGGUCAAAUAAUCUGGGGCUAGAGAGACGGUGUUGUUGAGCAGGUGCAGAUUAUCCUCUCCAAAAUUCUUCAAGACCGGAUUGAUUGUGCACAAAAAAUUGUUCAUGUUAUGCUUUUAAUGUAAAAGGGGAGCCAUAAGAAUGUUACUAUAUAAUUCCUGUUUGCUGUGUAAUAUUAUUACCCGCUUUGAAGGCAGGUUGAAAUUUUCUUUUGCAAAUAUUGUUUUCUACAGCUCCAGUUACGCAAUAAAAUUAAUCAGAUAUGCUUAAGGGCCUUUGGCUGUUUACAACACUUGCUAUUAACUACAAUCUGCAGAGUAUUAAGGGAUGUGGUGGGGUGAUCAAUCUAAUAAACUAAAUGUGGCUGGGCACAUGAAUGUUAAAAGUUUUCUUUGGUGUGUGUUUUUGUUUUUUGUUAUGGAGCUUGGGAAGACAAUUUGUUAUAUCCUGUGAAGUUACAUCUAAUGCUAUAAUUGGCACAGUGCCUCUCUAUGAUGCCAUUUUGGGUUACUUCCUAGCAGCCAAUUCAUAAAAUUGACAAAAAGCAGGAGAUUUUUUUCACCACAGUUUGGCACAAUCCAGCAACAGCAAGCUUCAUUUGGAAGCAGUCUCUUUUCUUCAUGGAACCCCUUAUUGACCACACUCUGUACAUGUACAGAGAGUGAUGCAAAUGGUUAACAGCAAUAAAUAAAUAGAACUGAGUGCUAUUCAUGAGUGGUAAACAUGGAACAAGCAUUUGUGGGGUUAAUUUUCCAAGACUUUUUUUUUUUCCAAAGAAAGAAAUAAAGAAUGUCUGAGAGAUUUUGGCUCAGUUGAUGCUGUUUAAAACUCUGUUGCUAUUUCAUAUUGAUGAAUAAUGGAAUUAAUGAGCUGAAAGUGGAGGACUGGUAGGAUUAGGAGACAAUCCUAUUGCUUCCUUCAAGAAUAUUUAUAUAAGCAAUAUUAAAACUGGACCCACAGUUACACCCAAAAUUCAUGGGUGGUGAAAGUCAGAAGGCUGUGUUGCAAAAAAAAUAAUUUUCCAGACAAGGACUGAAGUUUCCCAACAAUUGAAAAAGAGCUCAUGAAGGAAGAAAAUUCAUGUGUGUGUGUAUUGUAUUCAGUCCACAGAGUUGUGUGCUCAACCAAAACACAACCUUGUCUGUAGCACCUACUCCUAUAAGUCUGACAGCUUUCCCUACAGAUAAGGAUGUAAGUACGCAUUGUUUUUCAUUCCAUCCUGUGUUUGUCGCAUGCAGCUCUGUUUCUGUUCCGCUGCAAUCCAUCUUCUGCCAAAAGGUACAUUAUUGGUUCUUGCUGUCUGCCCUUGGUGAAAAUACACAAUUUAAGUAAUUUGUGUAAAUUACGUUGUCAUUAUGUUAAUCCACCCCUUUCAUUUCAAUGCAGAAGAAACGCAAUGCAAAUGUUGAAAAGCUAUAAUCAGUUGCAUAUUGUUAGCAGACUGAAAGCAAUAGCAGUUGUAUUUGGUGGAUUGAUUUCCAUUCCAGACAUGGGACAAAUAAACGAACACUCGCAAUUUCUGUUCCCACUUCUGUUUGUGUCUGAAUUCCCCAAGUACCGGACUCCUAAGUUUCAUCGCCUAUUUACAAAUCUCUUUCUCUGGGACAAUUGUAAACUGGCAGAAGGUUCCCCACAAAACAAAUACUUUGCACAUAGCAGCCAUACACUCAACGUAAUCCCAGCCUUAACAUCCCAAAUCAAACCUCACGUUUGCAAAACUGGUCUGGCGUGAAGUAAAACCAAUCAUGAGCAGGACCAACUGGGAGAGGGUUGAAAAAUGGCUAAAUGUCUUCUGUGAUGAUAGAAGCCUUGUUCACCCUUUUGACGUAGAGUUUCCCCUCCCUCAUGGUAGAAUGGCUUCAUGUUUGACAGAUAUUCCACAGAUUUACAGGAUGUCUAAAACUAAUCCCAAAUUUCAUUUGGAUAAAGUCUUUUCCUGUUUCAGCAAACGCCUUGUUAAUGACCUUCCCUCUUUAUAUCAGUUUUCAGUAAUUUGCAACUGAAUGUUAGCAUUCUGUGUACAAAUGGUAGAUUUGUUUUUUCUGGCGUGCGUUGAGUGGGCGGAUGGGGGGCGGCUGGUACUCACAAAUCGUAUGUCAGAAGCCACUAAAAGUGUCAGAAUCCCACAGCAGGCUUUUGGUGGCUUGUUAAUAUCUUCUCCUUUCAAGGAAACAGCCUAAUUCACUUAAAUAUAAUGAAAGCCAUGCCCUCAAUGGUGAAACCUCUAAACAGCGUCAACGUUUACAAGUCCUGCCUUCUUUUUGCACCUCCUCCUUUUCUGGCUUCAACCAUUUCAACAUGAACUAUGAUGUUUUUCUGUCUGUGGUCUCUCAGAUGUCACACAUGCGGAAAAAUUGAAUCUGUAGUUAUUGGAAGGGGGGUUCAUAUACAACAACAAAAAAAGGCAUUCUGUAACUGGUUUCCUUCCACCCUCACCUCCCUGCUAUCUUCUAAACUAUUAUCUGCACCAGGUAAAAAGAAUAAUCCUAAAUGCAGUCUGGACAGUUAGGAAAAUCCAAAGCUGAAAGCGCAGAAAUAUUUACCUAAGGCCACCCAGUAUAUUCAUGGCAAAGAGGAGAUUUCAACUGGGGACCCGUCCCAAAUAUAUCCAGCCCCCCAAUGAUGAUACUACAAUUGGAAAUUUAGUUCUUUAUUGGCAAAGUACAUCAGCUCCUAAGGUGCAAGAACAGCAGGCACCGUUUCUGCUAAAUAGCUAUCUAGGCAUCACCUUCUUCAGACCUGUGCCUCAACCCAGACGGUUGGAGCAACAGCACAACCACAGUUAAAACCCUCACAAGCAACAAGCAACUUCUGUGCAUCAGUCCUUGGGGACAGUGUUGGAGGGGGGAGAUUUUAAUGGUUCAACUCUCUCUGGGACUGUAUCUUCCACGUCUGCACCUCCCUCCUCUUCUCCCUUCUCUGCCUGACCCAUUCCCUUCCUCCCUGCCUCAUGGGUGGCACAGAACCCCCAAAUCACUGGCCCCUUCCUCUGUAUUCUCCUUCUGCCACCUCUGCCGCCUCCUUUGCCCACCCUUCGGACUCCUGCCUGUCCCUGACAUCACCUCAGAUCAGUUACUUCACUUCUGUUUUACAGUAGCUCAUUCUGACACCCCUAUGUUGCAAAGGUGUUGACAGCAAACACUGAACUUGAAAUCUUUAGGGCAUCUCUCAUCCAUCAGUCAACAUGUUCCUUACACUCUGUUUUCAGUUUUGGAUGGCUAAUCAGUUUGAUCUGUUUUAAAUAUUUUAGCUAUUUUGCCAUUUAUUACCCUGUUCCAUAGAUGGCAUACCUUGCAAAGCAAUUAUCUUUGCUCAUUAUUCGGAAUUUCCUAGGUAUGCCUUGGGAAUUACUGAUUCUAGUUUCUGUGGCCAGUGCAAUAGACCCAUUGGCUGAGAUCCCGAGCUCCACAUGACUCUCUGCACAUCUCUUUCAGUGUGGGGAAUGUUCCACAUAUACAGUCAAGAGAAUUAGGCAGGUCUUGCUUCUACAGAGCUAUAUUCCUUUGCAAUAGAAUCACAUCUGUUUGCCUGUCUGUUUCUCUAUCUAUGGGUGCUUCCAGAUGAUGUGUUUACCAAGCAUUCAGCCUGAUUUGUUUGCAUGUAGAUUUGACAACAUUGGCUAUUUAAUGAGCAUUCAUUCUGAUUUGUUUGCUGUAUGAUGUCAAGGCAGGUUGUCAUCCUAUACUUUCCAGCACAUUUCACUGUCACUUUCCUUAUUGCAAAAAGUUUGGAGAAGACCUGCUUCCCUGAAAAAAAAAUCAAACAGUUUUAAUUGGGCAACCUGGUUUGCUGGUAUGUUAUUAAAUCCCACCAGGGAGGGGAGCGGGGACAGGCAGGCAGGCAGAUUGCUGUGCCAACUUGGAGCUACCACAGUGAUUGGGCUAAAUUCUGUCACAUGACAGCACCUAAGCUAGCAUGGGAUCCAAUGGCUAGCUGCCAUCGACUUGGAUCCUACCAACUGCAGUUCUGGCUGCUCACGAGUCCAGUGGGCAGAAUGAGCUUGUGUCACUCCAUAGGCAACAGCCAACUGAACGCCAACGAAGGCUGGCAGGGGCAUUUCCACCCAUUCCAACCCCAUGAGCCUGCCAUAAAGGGAGGUUGAGAUGCUUUGUUGGCUAGCAACCAUCACCUCAUCUUGUUUCAGUGAAUUGUGUAAAGGAAUAAAGAAGGCACAUGCCUAGUACACUUUCAGAACUAUAAUAAUAUGCUAGUGCUCGUUUUUCAAAAUCAAACAUUUGGAAGGAAUUAAUUCCUUCAUGUUUAGACUCCAAAAUGGCUCCUAAAUAAGAAGUCAGGGAGAGGGGGAAUUUUCCAUGCAUACAGGGCAUUCCAUCUCUCUCUACUUAACAUCUUUUUUGGUUAUGGAUGCUGAACUCCAAAACCUUAGGCUGUUACACUGACAACUUAGAUGCUGUAUUAGUUUGACGAUUCUUUAUGGCAUUUCCUGUUUUUACCAGUGAUGGAUUAAAACAGGUAUAAAAGGACCCCAGGGGUAGAAAACAAAAACUGGGCUGUGUGGUAUGUUCAGGUUAAAAAAAAUCUUAAAUAUUACUCCAGCUUUGAACUGAGAGGGUGGGCUUGGCCCUAAAUUUUGGUGUUGCAAGCCAAAAUCUCAAUCUUUCUUUCUUUUUUCAAGAAAUGAAAAAGAAAAAAACAAAUAAAUAAAAAAACCAUUCCUUUGUACUUUACACUUGGCAAACCCAGGGAACUAAAGUGCUCAUGCUGUGAGUCUAGCAUCUACCCAACAUGUUUUUAUAAGGCUCUAGGAAGAAAGAUAAUAUACUUUGGCCCUAUUUGACACAUGGGUGGGGGAAACAUUCUGAAAUCCCAAGAGUAACAGAACAGAGUGGCCAGCAAUAAAGGUAAUGGCACGGCAUGUUGUAAUGUGGCAAUGUAGGGGAAAGGAAGGAAGACCAGAAGGGAUAUGCCAUAUUGCAAAUUAUCUGCCCCUGGAAUGUUCUGUACUUUGGAGCAGCCUAUCAUGUUUAUGUGUAUUUCCCAAAAAUGUCCAGGCGUGGUCAACAUCUGGCAGCUCCAAGCCAAUUGUGGCCUUUAAAAAAUGUCCUCCUCUGUGUCCCUGUGCUCCCCCGCACCGGAUUGUGUAGCCAUAAUUUCUAUAACAUUAGAGCCAGUUUCAUGUUGGCAUGGAAUUACAUUCAAGAAAGAGGAAGUAGAGAACUGGGUACUUCAUAGCUAAUCCAGACCCUCCAAGUGUCCCUGUUUUCCAGGGACAGUCCAAGAUUUACAGAAGCUGCCCCAGUUUCUGAUUUGAUCGAAGAAUGUCCUGCUUUUCCUUAGGACAUCUCUAUUUUCACGAGAGAAAUGUUGGAGGUUAUGGUAGGACGUCCCUAUUUUCGUGAGUGAAAUGUUGGAGGUUGCAGAGUUAUGCAACCCCCGAGCCAAGGAGAUAAGUAACUAUACAGCUUUUAGAAGACAUCUGAAGGCAGCCCUGUAUAGGGAAGUUUUAGUGUUUAAUGAUUUAUUUUGUUUUUAUAUAUGUUGGAAGUCGCCCAGAAUGGCUGGAGCAUUUAUACUGCGGGGUAUAAAAAAUAAAAUUGUUGUUGUUGUUGUUGCUAUGGAAUAGGACAUCCCUAUUUCUAUCGGAGAAAUGUUGGAGUGUAUGCAUAACCUAGAGGUAGCAAAUGCUCUUGCUUGAUAGACAGGCUGAUUCCCUUUCCUCUUCCCCUCAACCUCUGAUAAUAAUCUUCAUACCUGCAUGAAGUUGGCUAUAAUAAUAGCAGUGCCCUCUACCUAAUCAAGCAACAGCACCAUCAAUUCCAGGCUACUCUGCCAUGGCCAGGAGAAUGGAGGUGACACCAUUGCUUGGUGGUUGCCUGACAACUCCCAGAUCAAAGGGAUCUAGCAAAGGCAGGAAGCCUAGGGCAAAGGACAGUGCCAGAAAAUGGUGGAAAUCUUGUGAGAGAUGCAAAGCUAAUCACCCACUUGGAGACCUCUUGUAGUUUGGGCCAAUGCUAUUGGAAGACCCUUCCAGAGAUCUCUGAAAAUGGCUUCCCUGGCACAGGCAUUGCUAGCUGCUCAGCCAAAUCACUUCAGCCUAGCUGCUUCCUUUCCUAAAAAAGCAAAUCAAGUUUUCCAGGUGGAGGGAUUCCAGGCUGCUUUUCAGAGUUCAGGCACAUUAUGUUAAUGGUGCUGCAUGGAGCUGCUAAUCUUCUGGUCGUGAAUUGAACUCACACAUGCAACAGUGCAUGAUUAGUGCAUGGUUUCAUAGAAGAUAUCCAAGUUAGGUGGGGUAUAAAUAUUGUGGUGAUGAUGAUGGUGAUGAGUUGAGAUAGGCCAUGAGAGAAAAGCAAAACACUCCAAAAAUACUCAACAUAAGCCAUGUAUAAUCCUUUCUGGAAAACGGCUGAAGUUUUAACAAUGAUCAUUUCUAGAACACCCUUCACUCUACUGGCUAGGGCUGAUUGGAGCUGUAACCAAGAACAUCAAAAAGGUGCCAGGUAAUGCAUUAGAAAAUGAAUUUGUAGGUUUAAACACUACUGAAAGGUAUGCUGUACGUUUGAAGUUUAAGUUAAAGAGUCUUUGGUGAUUUAUUAAUGAUGUAUAUAAACUCUUAUCCUGCAGCAAUUAUUACUAAUUAGUGCUGUGCCCAAACCAGUUGUGCAAUUUUCAUAAAGUUUCCUUAUGCUUUUGGUUUUCUAUGUCAUUCGCAGGGCACCUUAGAAUUUCUUUAGGGUUUUGGUGCAUUGGGUGGGUUCCUCACCACCACCACUUCAUCUUUCCAUUAAAUGUUUUCCCUGCACUCUGCAGCCUCCCUGGCUGCCUGUACUUCCUGAUGUGAAAAGGCCCAAGGAUGCACCUGCCCUGGUGCAUCCCUUUGAGAUCACCAACACACCUUCCCAAUCUUCAAAGGGGCAUGCAGAGUGAAGACACUUCACCCUGGCGUGCCUCGUUGAAAUUGUCAGGAAGUCCAACAUUCAGGUGGCACCUUGUCCCCAUGGAGUUGGUGCACUUGACCCCAUGGGCACCUGGUUCUCCACUGUGAGAACAAAGUGCUGGACUAGAUGAGCCUUUGGCCUGACCUAGUAGGUUCUUCUUAUAUUCCUAUGUCCUUCAUGUGUAUUUUGGAUAUGCCUGGACAGAACAUUCAGUGUUUUUUCAGCCACACACACAUUUUUGGAAUAAAGUUUUAAAGUCCAGUAUUAAAAGCAGCAAACUCUAUGGAGUGCUCAUUGAAUACAUUUCUUUGUUGUUCCAUGCCUUUUGCCUCAUUGCUUCCAUCUGCAAUUGCUUUGACAGUCUGCUGAACAUAUUAUAUCUGAAAUGUGCAAUGCAUCAACAAGAAACAAGGAAUACUUUCUGGCACACCCCAUACUGGUGGCAGUGGUGGUACAGGAUGAAAUUUAUUAUCUCUUCCCAAAUAUAACAGAUCUCCUGAGAUCUGCAUGGAAUCCAUGGCAGGAAAUCAUUGAUUUAAUGGAACAUCUCCACAUAUUGUGCCUCUGCACAUAUUCUGUAGAAAGAUUGAUUGCAAAAAUAUAUUCAAGCAGUUUCUCAGACAUCGUAAAAUCAUCUCUUCCUUCCCUGCCUCGUCUCUUCUGCACCCCCUCCAAGCAUCUGAUGCCGAGUUUGGAAACAUUAUUUUGUUCCAAAUCAAACCUGAAACCCAAUGAUGGAUAUAUAUUUUUCUUAAGCUUUUGAGUCCAGCAAAAGAAAGGGUUUGGGCAGAGAGAAAGGAGGAAAUGGCAAGCAAUAAGAUCAGAAGAUCUACACAAAUAACCUAAAAUGAUAUGUGCAUAACUGUAAGGUAUGUCAUUCCUUUUAGCUGCUCUUAACAUACGGUUCUUAACAACAAAAAUUUAAACUUUCCUCGGUUUUUCUUUUUUCAAACUCCUUCAGAACUUCAGUCCUUCCUGGACAAUAUUCAGUGCCUCCCCAAUUUCACCAUCCAUUAAUUUUGUAUCCAGGUGUAAUAUUGAUUAAUGUUACUUUAAUAGUAUUGAAGGAAGCAAUGGACUUGUCCCCAAAUCCUACCUGCCUUCCUCUCCUAGUGCAUUGCAUCCUUCACCCACUAGAAUGAACUAGCAACAGAGUUUAACUCAAGAAUGGUUUCUUUUUGGCCUCUGUCUGUCUCGAAAGACAGUGGAGUGCACCUCCGGGGGUGAAGUUAAACCACUGUGUUAGCAGCAUUGAAGUGAUCUUCCUGGGGCAUAAGCCUGGGCAGUGUAUAUGGAGGUCUUGAGCUGCCUAGACACAAGAUCCCCCACUCUUGGCCUCACUCAUGUGGGGCAAAGGAAAGCACAGCAGUAUGUUUGGCACCAGCUUGGUUGCAGAAGUUGCCAAAAUGACGCCUACAAGGCACCAUCCAACUGUCUUAGGCAUUCGACUCCAGAUUUGUGAAGGGUUUCCUUCCUUUUCUUCUCCUGAGGAUAUCCCACAAGGCAGCGGGGGUUUAGUAUCAAAGUUUUCCUUCUCCUAGAUGUGCUACCUUCCUAGGUUGAUGAGCCCCACACCAAUGAAGAGAUGAAAACUGAAUUAUAGAAAUAUUCUAACACCCUAAAGCAAACAUCAGCACCGAAACCUCCUUCAUAUAUUGAGUGGGCCAAAAUCUUUCAAAUGACAAUUUUCUGAGAAAAACUGUUGGCAGAUUCCUCUUCCCGCUCUUGCUGACCACAAAGAGCAUGGAGAAUUUUGGGAGGCAAUUUUCACUUGUCCCUAGAUUCUAUGAGGUGCAGAUGUAUCCUAGACUGUUGUCAUUUAUGAGACGGUCUGGGAGAUGGCUGGCUCCCAUACCUUAUUGCUCAAUGCUUUUUUUUUAUUUAUUAGUCAUUUAUUUUAGUUAUUUAUUAUAUCCCAAGUUUCAGGACCAAAUCUUGUCAAGGCAGUUUAAUCAAAUUAUUGUAAGCUAUAUCAAAAAAUAACAAGUCAUUGUGAUUUUCCUCAGAUGGUAAUUGGUGGCAGUGGCAGAUGGAGUGACGUCCCAACAACUGAGCCACUUCUGCUUACUGGGGCAGGAGGAGGACAGUGGGGUGGGGGGUGAGGCAAUGAGGACAUUGGCACUGUGCAAGCAAACCAGCAGGAGUGCCAUAUUAGUUUGCUGCUGCAUUUUCACAGCACUGAAUUGCAUCUUCAUUACCUCUCUUGAUUUACAGCUGAAUGUGUGAACUAGUGUCAUGCACAAUAAACUGAAUGAGUUGAUGUGGGGUAAUCAUAGCAUCAGUGAUAGCUUCUUCAAACAUACAGUCAUACAGUUCACCAUUUAAUGCUCCAGGAAUGAUAUGCAAUUUUGGAACAGCUUACCAAGUAGAUGAUUUAAAAGCAUGCCUCACUGAGUUCAGUCGGAAUCACUCCCAAGAAAGUUGGUAUAGGGUUGCAACAACUACAAUUGUUUUUGUAACUUUGCUUCAUGUUUGGGACUCCUAUCUGCAAUACCAAUAGAUAGAUGAUAAAGGUAAAGGUAAAGGACCCCUGACAGUUAAGUCCAGUCGCAGACGACUCUGGGGUUGUACAGGCCGAGGGAGCUGGUGUUUGUCUGCAGAUAGUUUUUCUGGGUCAUGUGGCUAGCAUGACUAACCCGCUUCUGGUGAAACCAGAGCAGCGCACGGAAAUGCCGUUUACCUUCCCACUGGAGCGGUACCUAUUUAUCUACUUGCAUUGUUUGGUGUGCUUUUGAACUGCUAGGUUGGCAGGAGCUGGGACCAAGCAACGGGAGCUCACCCCGUUGCGGGGAUGCAAACCGCCAACCUUCUGAUCGGCAAGCCCAAGAGGGUCAGUGGUUUAGACCACAGUGCCACCCGCGUCCCCUAGAUAGAUGAUAAAUAUACAUAAAAUAAUGGAUACAUGGUAUAAGAAAUCCCUAGCUUGCUAAUCACUCAAGAGCUGUUAAGAUGAUGGUUGGUGGGAGGGAGGUUUUGGGUCUGCUAUUACUUUUAUUAUUGUUGAUAUAUUGUGAGCAGUUUUUUUGUAUUUUAUAAUGUUGUAUGUUUUAUGGAUUUGAAAUCUUAAACAUUGAAUAUUAUUCACAUGCAAGCCUCAUGCUUGCUCCUGAGAUCCAACUCUGUGUGGUGCAUCUUAAGAUACAGAUCCAGAAGUUUGUGGAACAUGGACAGAAGCUCUGAGCUACACACUGUUCUGAUCACAAAGUUUGCAUUAUUAUAUAUUUCAUUCAUCGUUUUACCUCUAGAAGUUCUCAGAAACCUUUAGAAGUUUUCCAUCCAGUACUAUGCAACAGAAAUAGGAUGCCAGACCAAAAUAUUAAAUCUGGUGUUCCGAAAGCCUAAUCUAAGCAUUUAAUCUAUCGGAACCCAAAUAUUGCUACUUGGCUCCUUAGCCAGAAGCCCAUGGGUUUGGGGCAAUCACCAAACACAACUUGUUUGUACCACACAAAUCCACCUUAGGUCAUGAAAAAGCUCCUGGAAUUUACAAACCAGGAUUGAAGCUGACCAGUCACCAUCACUCCUAAAAAGCAACAACCACAUUUUAAGCAAAUAACAGUAUUUACAAUUAUCUGCACUGUGUAAACAUAUGGAAAUGAGUAACAGGCAGAUUUUUAUUCCAGGAGAGGAUGGAUAUAAUAUUGUAGCUAAUUUUGUGGUGCAAGUAUAGUCCAUGCUCUAUACUGUUACUCCACUCAAAAACAGUAGCAUAAUGCAUUUAAUAUCUGGUACUUGCAUGAAUUAACUUUUAAUCACUGAUAGCGACUUAUCCACUAAAAAGUGCCAUUUCUUUCUCUCUUUUUUGAAAGGUGAGAUAUGAAAGAUCCAGAAUCUUAUACAAUAUCAAAAUGUACCUUUAUUUUAGUAUGUAAUGUGGCUCUUUGAGUAUGUAAAGCACAAAGAACACAUUUUAGCAAAAUUUAGUAAGAUCAUUCUAUAAACACCUCCUAUCUAUGAUCCACCAAUACCUCUGUUUCAGGAGCGUUUAAAAUAAACAAAUGAAUAGAAACCUUGAUAGAUGUGUUUUCCUAUUGUGACAGAUCUUUCUAAUAUAAUAUUUCCUGGGGCCAGUGUGCGCCGUUUUAUCUGUUCAUCACUUUUCCUGACAGAUGUAUCAACAGGGGAUAUUCUCAGCAAACUGACUUUUAAAAUAUGUCAUGGCUAGAGUGUUCGCCAUUACAACUGAUGUAUGCAGAUAAUGUACACCACAUGGUUGGUUGGGCUUUUUGUUUUUUCCCUUUAAGAAUCCAUCUUCGCGUCUGGCUUUAAUCAUUGACUAAUCCAUGAAAUGUUGCAAUCUUGGAUUGGAAGAGCCAUUACACUCUUCUGUAGAAUAUAACUGUGGAUUAUAGGUGAAGCUGCAUUAAGAGACUACAGGAGUUAAUUAUGCCUGAAGGUUUCCAGUGCUAUCUGCAUCAGCUGACGCUCUCGGAAAGCUAUAUAAACAAUUGGGGAGGUGUUAUUAGUGGAAGGAGAAAUCAGCCAGCAUUUUCCUUAACUGGCGGCAAUAUCUUUGGGAGGGCUGCCGAAGUUCUGCCUCUGACUGUACAAAGCCCACCCCCACUGUCUUUUGCACCUCCUGACGUAUGGGUCUUCCAUCCCUCUGGUUAUCCCCUUUGCCAGUGGCUCUGAGACCACAAGGGAGACUCAGUGAGCUGCCGCCUUUCUAAUUUUUCCUGGCAAGGGCAACGCUGGGCACCGUUUCUUUCAUUAUGUCCCUUUCGACAACCCCUUCCCCCUUUCUCCCUCUGUCUUCCUCCUUUUUUUCUCUCUCCCUUUCCUUUCUUGGAAGGAGUAUUCUUGGGGGCCAAGUCAUCAGGCCAAACUGUAGAAAAUGUAAAUUUCUAUAUGUGAAAAAAUAAAUAAACUACAGCUAGGAAUAUAAGGACGUGGAAUCAGACCUCUGGGCCAUCUAGGUUAGUAUUGCCUAGAAUAGGGGAUGGGGACAUUUUCAGCCUUUCUCAGAACCCUUCCAAGAGCCACAUACCAGAGACAAAUGUGGACUGAGCAACAAUUGUAAUUUUUACCUUUGUACAGUAAGCUAGUUUCAGCAUACUCAAGUACUCCACUCUGUGUCUUCCACCUGGACGAGCAAGAGUAAUUAUCAGAGUUCAAAGCAGGGAUAAUGAGGGGUGUGGACCAGGGAGAGUUCCAAAUACCAGGUGGAGAGGUCUGGAGGACCACAUCUGGCCCCCAGGCCAAACAAACAAACAGGCUGUUUUCUACAAACAGGCUGCAGUUCUUCAGGGUUUCUGAGAGGGGUCUUUCCCAUCCCCAACAGGAAGUACUGAAGGCUGAACCUGGGACCUUCUGUAUGCAAAACAUUGGCUCUAUCCCUGAGCCAUGUACCUUCCCUUACUGCUGAAGCUAUUAGGAUUUGAAAGAAGAGAAGAUGUCAGCCUUCUUUUCUGGCCAAUUCACACUUGCUAAGAAACUCAAGCAUAAAGGUCAAUUUAAGGUACCAUCAACAGCAGUCGUGCAUCUCCUUCAUCCUCUCUGUGUGUCAUCUAGAGAGGAAAUAAUGUGGCAUCGUGCUGGUGUCAUCAUGUGGUGUGUUUCAUACACAUCAACUGCCCUGCAAAAAUAAGGGACAUGUUGCUUUUUCCUGUGGGAACAUGGCUGCCAUUUUGGGUACCUUGCUCUUGGGGACUGAGCUCUCACCCUGAAAAAGCACUUUUCCCAGUCCACAGUCACCUGGAAGAUGGUGUUUCAGAUUUAGGACAUGUCUUGUUGGCGGGUAUGCUGUCUCCUUAGCAGACUUUAUUACAGAGGGAGAUCUUCGUGAUAACUGUCAUAGAAGGCUGUCCACACAAUAGCAAACAUCAAUUCAUUGUGUAGUGUGAAACAGUGAAUGUAAACUUAAAGACUUUAACAAAUGAUUCGCUACAUAUUACCUUAGCACUGUCUCCCCUCCACCCUGCUCUUAUUGGGGAACCUAUCCUGAAAGAGGCAGGAUUGAGAAUUUUCUUAGGCUGCAUCUGAACUGAUCACAGGUGAAUGACUAAGGCGUAUGUAAACCAAAACGAUAUACUGCCACUUCAGAUUCCUUGGAGAGAUGUGGCUGAGAUUCUCUGCAAUCUCACUUGUUGAGAUUGGUAAUUUAAAAAGUUUAUCAGUCUUUCCUCCCUGUCAAAUGGUAAAUCGUGUUUAAGGAAGUUAAGAACAGAUACUUGUGAUUUUAAGAGGAACAUAGACCCUUCAGCCUAGGAACUGAAGACAACAUAGAUCACCCACCCUAUUUUGCCUUCACAACAGCCAUGUGAAGUUGGUUAGGAUAAAAAUCCAAGGCCUCCCUGUGAGCCUGAUGGAUAGAUGGGCAUUUGAAUCCAGGCUUCACCAGCUCAGCUUCAAAACUCCAUGUACAACUCCAUUCAAAAAGUGAAUGGAAACCCUCCUGGUCUCUUUGAGGGAGGCAAGGUUAAAGGAAUGUCAUGUACAGUAGAUAUGCUCAGGUCCUCUGUAUCUGCAAAGUAUGGGAUUAAUUACAUAAGAGAGAUGCUAUAAAAUAUCUACAAUAUCCAAAUACAUUAGAGAAUAUUUGAGAAUCCAGACCUGGCCAUUGCCCGAUUAAAUAACUAUGUGUUUAUCAACUUGCCAUUAUCCCCCUGCCCCAAACCACCACUUUCAUCUCUACCCCUUGGCAUUUUUUUCUAUGUAUUCCUGCCCCCUCCACCUUACCAUUCAUCCCAUUAUUCUGUUUCUUUCCUCUUUGGCCUAUACUUUCUCCUCCAUUUGUAUUCAGCCAGGAAAGACGGGUAUGAAGGGAGAAAACUGAAAAUCUCCAACCCAGCUGCUUGAUGCUGAUACUUGGGGAAACAAACAGUUUUAGUGGGGAUAGGGGGUGAGGGGGAAGUGCUGCUAUCUCUUCAAACUUGAGGGAUAGCCCUUAGGAAUUUGAAAUAUUCAUUUUUCAGCCUGCCAUGAGGAAUGGAUGAAGAAAGGUUCCCUAGGCUAGUAUAUAUACAUCGAUGAGCUGAGCGUAUUAGUGCAGCUGUUUCAAACCACUUUGGCAGAUGCUUGAAAAAUUAGAGCUCUUCUGAAAUGUUCAGACACUGGAGGAUUCCCUUUCCCCUUCUUAUUGAUGUAAUGCAGGCCUCCUAAACCUGAUGCUCUCCAGAUAUUUUGCACUGCAACUGCCAUCAUCCCUGACCACUGGCCAUGCUGGAUGAGGUUGUGGUCCAACCCCAGGUUGGGAAAGGCUGUCCAUGCACCCUUCGGCUUUUCUUUCAGUCUUAACACUAGCCCAACGAGUGUAUCGUACCAAUACUCUUUACAUGUUUAAAUAGUUUAGCUACAGGAUCAGAAUGCACUGAUCUGACAACACUGGAAAGAAAGUUACUGUGCUGUGCACAUGUACCAACAAUUAAAGUAAACUAAGGGCUUUUACGGGAAGUGAGCUACUGCUCAUGAUGAUUACAUGGUACCUCUAUACUCUUUACUUCACUUUGGGCAUGAACAUCCAUGCCAUCUUCAACCACAGCAAAGCAACCUUUUAAAAACAUGGGUGAUGGGCAGUGUGCAAAUUACAGGGUGGCGGUGCCCUUCUUCCCCUUUGUAAUGGCCCCCUUUAGCUAUUGGUUUAGAUCAGGGGUCAGCAAGCUUUUCCAGCCAUGGGCCGAUCCACCAUCCCUCAGACCAUGUGGGGGGCUGGACUAUAUUUUUGGGGGGGCAGGGGGAAUGAACGAAUUCCUAUGCCCCACAAAUAACCCAGAGAUGCAUUUUAAAUAAAAGGACACAUUCUACUCAUGUAAAAACACACUGUUUCCCGGACCGUCCAUGGGCUGGAUUGAGAAGGCAAUUGGGCCGCAUCCGACCCUGGGGCCUUAGGUUGCCUACCCCUGGUUUAGAGUCUAAACUUUGGAGUGCUUGGGGGAAUGAUUUCCCAUGCACACAUCCCACAUGUCUCUCUGUGGCUCUGUUCUUGGCUGAGGUAGGCAGUCUGGUCUUCAGCUCAGUCUCAUUUUGUUUACUCAUGCUAUCUAUCCAGAAAGACCCAUGUCCAGUGCUCGGAUUACAAGAGGGCCAGAGUCCGUUUGCCCUUGCCUUCUUACCUUUUGAGAUGCCUUCCCCUUAAUUACUGUUUUUAGAAAGCUGUAGGGAGCAUGAAUCAGCUAAAACUGGGAGGAGGAGGAGGAGGAGGAGGAGGAAGGGUGGAGGAGUUGGGAGACCUGCCUUUCCCCCCGCAAUUUGAGCACUGUUGAUGAGCUAUGUCAAUCAGUCAUGCAAAGGAAAGAGAUCGUAGGCAUUUAAUUAGCUGGAUAAGUGAAUUUGCUUGCUACGUGAGCACUGAUGUUCACUUGAUGUGUCUAGAACCAGGAGUGCAGUUCAUACCUGCCUGCCAGGGUGGAGACUGAGGCCAGUACGCUGCCUUCUCUGGACAUAGGAGGGCUGGAUUGAGUUUUUGCUAUAGGCUGGCAAGAAGUUGGUUUGUGAGUCAUGCUGUGGACUGUUGCUGCUCCGAAGAUGGAGAAAGUGGUGUGUAUGUUUUCCCACUAGAGAGUUGAAAGCAGUUUGAAAGAGAGAUCGCAGCUCACCAUGUGUAUUCUCAUUUCCCUUUUCUACUGGCAAACAAGUUUCUGUAAGCUACUCUUGUUUCAAAAACCUACAGAGCCUACAGUGGGAUAAAGCAGUUAGGUAUUUUUGUCGUGUUGUUAGCCACCUUGAGCAUGGUUUGAAUUAUGGAAAGGCGGCAGACAAAUAAAAUUAUGUAUGUAUGUAUGUGCUUCACAUGGGUAAGGUCCUAGGCUUAGUUUCCAACAUUUCACACUAAAAAGGGAUGAGGCAGCAGGUGUUGGUAAAGUCCUCUGCCUAAGGCCUAGCAUUCAUUGUAAGUCACAGCAGAUAGCUCUAGACUAGACAGUCAAAUAGUGUAACCUACUGUAAGACAACUUCCUGUGUAGGGGUGGGUAAAUCUGUAAAUUCUAGUUUCCCUUGGUUUUUCAUUUUUCCAAUCUUAAGUUCAGUUCUCUACAUUUCCCCAUCAGUUUGUGAUAGUUUUAAGGCCUCAUGAAAAUUCAACUGCUCUUUAGUGUGAAUUUCUCCCUAUAUAGACAUCCUUGAAUGCAGUUUUGUUCAAUCUAAACAUUUCUGCAAAGCAAUUUUAUCUUACAUUAUGUUUUUUCAUAUGCCAUUUUCGUAUGCGUUUUUCUAUGUUACUUCGCAUUGCAAAAUUCAGAGAAGAGUCCAUUUCAAAGGAUGACUGUGUAUCAGUUCACAUGUUGCUUUGGAACAUGCCAGUUAAGAAGGUUCACCUAUAAAUGCAAACUGCACCAAAUGUCUCCCCCAUCCCUAUACCUAAGUCCUUACAUCCUUAGCUUGGAGUUGCCUACGUACCUGCAAGUUCUUUUCUUCCACUCAACCCAACUCUGCCUAUAUUAUAUGUUCUUAAAUAAAUUUGACUAAUUACUAAAGGAAUCCCAAGCCUCAGAGGUCACCUACCUUGGCAGGGGUGUGUGUGUCCUGUUGCCACAUUUCCCCAUGGGAUAAACUCUCAUCUCCCAAGGAUACUUGCCAUGGCUGCCACUGUGCAGUUGUUACUGUCUGGGGACAGCGGAUAUAGUUAAUGUGCAAUUUUGCAUAGGUCCCAUCUUCACUCUACAUUUAGAGCAAUAUCAUACCACUUUAAACCAAUAUGCAUUCUCCCAAAGAAUCCUGGGAAUUAUAAUUCCCCUCACAAAGCUACAGUUCUCAGAGUGUUUUAACCAUCAGUGCCUCUUCCCAGAACCUUCUGGGAAUUGUAGUUCUGUGAGGUGAACAGCAUUUUCCUCAACUCUCAGCACCUUUACCAAGCUACAGUUCCCAGGGUUCCUGGCUGUGGUUUGAGACUGCUUUACAUUUAUAGUGCAGAGGGGGCCCUAUUAGUUUUCCUGAAAUAGCUUGUGGGCCAAGAGUGCCAAGGCACAUACAAUUAAAAUCUUUUCCCCAAAGCAUUCCUUGACAAAAAAUAAUAAUAAUGGAUUUCAUUUUAAAGUUAGAAACGAAAAUGCAUGUGCAAGUGUGGAGAUAUAACGCAAGACAUUUCUUGCUGUCAAAAUGUGCUUAGAAAUGUAUAGCAGAGGCCAGCAGGAUGUUGCGGGGGGUUGGGGAUGGGGAAAGAGGUACACAGUUUGCUGGUGUCAGGUGCCAGUAAAUGUCUGCAUUUGUUUAUACAUUAAUACUGCAUGCGAAAUCCAAGAUGGUCAGUCGCCAAAUGUUGCGCUGUGCUGUCCAACUUGGUUCUCAUUCUGAAAUCCUCUGUGCCAAAAGUGAUGUUUAUAACAUUUUAAUGUGUUGUGUAAGAAGAGAACUAGGUAGUUAAGCUGAUUGAAUAAUUAAUCUUACUGUCCUGGGCUGCAUGGAUUUAAACCGAGUGUACAUCUCAGACUAUUCAUGGAAAAGCAUUUCUUUCGAAGUAAUUGAAAUAGGCUUGGCGAAUGCUGCAGUUUAAAAUCCUCCAGAUCAGCAUUUUAAGAGCUGAUUCUGCUAAUAAACAACAUGUAAGCUGCUGAAUACCAACACCCACACUCAGGCUUCUGAAAUCCUUGGCCGUGCUUAUAUCAGAGCAAUCUUUUUUAAUAAGGAAAGAACCAGGUAUAAAACAGUGUGACUGCAAAGGAGGUACACAUUUGAAAGUGACAACUGAGCUACACUGCCUUAUCUUAUUUCUUUUUCUCCUUACCCCAUAUUUCAUUUUCCUGGCUCCUUCAAACCUUGUUCUUUUUCCAAUCUUAUCAUUUUUGAGAAUAAACAAUGUCUAUAAUGAGUUAAAUACUAAUAUGCUUUAUGUGACAUAUUAAAUUUGAUUUUUCAGCAUUUUGAUUUAUGAUUCAUACAAGUCACUGGAUAAAAACUCAGAAAACAAUUCAAAAAACACUGGAGAAAAACUCGGGAGAAAACAACUCAGAAAACAUAUAUAAGCAUAUAUGCUUAAUACAGCCAUUGAAAGACAGUCAAAAGUGGGAGGUCUUCUUAUUGCACUUCCAGAAAAUUCAGGAUCCUUCUCUGUACACUCUUUCCGCACAGUGCAUCAUAUUCUCAAAGGGCUGAACUUUUGGAGUCAAACUGAUUUUUUAAACAAAUCAUAAGAGCGUUAUCUAAACUGCAAAUCUCAGGAAAUUGAAGCAUUUCUCUCUUUGCGCCUAGGGCAGUUCCUGCUCUGAAUAGACCAUAUGCCCCUAGUGACUCUUUUUGUGAUGCACAAUUUGGGAAUUAGCCUCUACAACCUAUGGGGAUUUGGAAUUAGUGAAAGACCUUUCCCAGUGUUUCUCCAUACAUUUCUAGUGCUUUUUAUGCCACAUGGAUUAGAAUCGGGACAAAGAGUUGGGCACACUAGAAACAGCACAGGGAAUGUCAGAAUGAUAGUGACAGGCAGUCAGGGCUUAGUUAGUUUUAGACUUGCAGGUUUGGGACAAAAAAGAUCCUAACAGAGUUUCAGCCCGCCAUCUCCUCCAAUAUGGGCAUUCAUGCUCCCUGGCUCCCAUCACCUUAAUUUUUUUUUCUUUUAUAACUAUUACUUUGAAUUCUCCAACCAAGUAACCUGUGCAAAUAUACAUACAUUAGAGGGAAGUGUGCAUAGACAUACAGCAAUGCAUCAUGUUAGGGAAAAUUCCUUAUAAAAAAUGAGAAUCUGCUCUAAAAUGCUGACAAAUGUUCAUGAGGACUUCUUUAAAAAUGGAAUUUGCAAGCUGGAAAUGUGGAGAACUGAAUGUUUUGAUGAUCUGCAGUUUGAUAAACAAACUGCCUGCUGUGGGAAGUUUUUAAAAGAUUCAGAUUGUUAUUUCACAUUUGUGCAUUGAUAGUUCAGCAAUGGUAUGGGGGAAUGGAUAUGCAAACUUUAUAAUGACUCGAAAUACACAUUUCGAGGGGACGUUCUCAUCAUUUGCUCAUCCGUGCAAAAAAAAAACUUCCCCUUGCACUGUAAUAUUUUUCUAACGUCUCUCAAUUUAUAACCUUCUUUGGAGGAUCUCUCUGUCAAGUGCUUAAGAAUGUGUGACUUUCUGGCAAGGCACAUCCAUUCAACAGGCUAAUUAUAUCAAGCAUGUGCACUUUACAUUUGCAAAAGCUUUGAAAAUGUAAACUAAUUAAUGUUCCAGAAGCACAGGAAGCAAUAAAGUUUUAGUAGGGCUUAGCAUGGAAUGGAGCAGUGCAGCUUUAAUCAGUCUGUUGGACUAAGCGGGAAAUUGGCUCAGCUGAACACCCUGGUAUUGGGCUAGUUGGAGCUCAGUGUCUGAAGCAAAAACUAAUUGGAAGUCUUGGCUAUGUGCAACAGUCCUUCAUGGGUCCUUCUUACCCCAAAAAAAUAUGCCCUGGCUUUUUCAGGUGUCCAAUCAACAUGUUUAGCCUUAGGAUGUCCACAAAGUAGUAUAUUCAUAGAGCAGUGUCUCAGUACUAUACAAAUCUACUAGGAAUUGAAGUCCCAUUGAGCUAUCCCUGGCAUCUCUGGGUAAGACUGGAUAAGACCCACUGUUGUCAGUCAGUGUAGACAAUAUUGAGCUAGAUGCACCAAUAGCCUGACUAUUAUGGCAGGUUCAUGUGUUCCAAUUCCCAGAUAAAUAGAUAAAGAAUAGCACCACUCAAAACUACAAGCUUACUACUUCAGUAUAUUAUAUAAGAACAUAAAAAGGUAAAGGUAAAGGACCCCAGACAGUUAAGUCCAGUCGCAGACGACUCUGGGGUUGCGGCACUCAUCUCACUUUACAGGCCAAGGGAGCUAGUGUUUAUCUGCAGACAGUUUUUCCGGGUCAUGUGGCCAGCAUGACUAAGCCACUUCUGGUGCAACAGAACACCAAAACCAGAGCAGCACACGGAAACACCGUUUACCUUCCCGCAGGAGCGGUACCUAUUUAUCUACUUGCACUUUGGGGGGCGUGCUUUUGAACUGCUAGGUUGGCAGGAGCUGGGGCCGAGCAACGGGAGCUCACCCCAUCACAGGGAGUCAAACCACAGACCUUCUGAUCAGCAAGCCCAAGAGGCUCAGUGGUUUAGACCACAGCACCACCCGCGUUCCGAUAUAAGAACAUAGAUACUUAUUUAUUAAGGAAAAAGGCAUAUAAAUUGGGAUCGCGUCUGUGGGGUUGGGGGAGCACAGCCAGUUUAAGCUAAUGCUGAAAAUGGGUUUAUAAACUUGGCAGCCCCCCACAAGUUGGGAGCAAGGGUGGCUGCUUGUUGGCUCUCGUUGCAUGUGUAGAGGAGCAGAUUGCAUGGAACUUACAAAUUGGGCAUGUGACUGGCACAAUUUCUGAAAUCAUGGCAGCUUGGAAGAAGCUGUUUGUCUACUGCCCAUGGAGAUGCACCACCUGUACAGUGGACUCAACUCAGGGUGAAGAUGACUGUAAGUGUACUUUAUGUACUGAGCACUAGAAUGCCACUGUUUCAUACUUUGGAUUUGACAAGUACACCUGUUCUGAAGAAGGUUGACAAACAGGUAUAUGCCAGAACAUUUAUUUAUGGAACAUGAAUUGGUUCGUUAUAAGCAUUUCGAAUAUCUUCUCUAUUGUUUCCAGAUAGUUUUUAACUUUUCAAAUUUGUAUGAUUUCCACCACGCACACCCCUCAUUAGAGGAAAGUUUUAUGUGCCAGCUAAAUAUAUCCAGCCAAUGACAGCUCUUAAUUGUACAAAAGAAUUUCCCCAUGGGGCAAAUAAAUUUUCUUUCUACUUUAUUGCUUAUUGGACAUAUGGGUCUGUAGUCUACUAACCAGUGCUGCUACCAGAAGCUUGUGCAAUGGGACUUUCCCCACUUUCAUUUCUGUGCAACCCACCCCAAUGGUUCAGGGAGGUUGGAAGAACCCUGUUUCCACCACCGCCACCAAAGAACAGAGGAGGAAAAGGGAAGAUUGUUCCAUCUGUCAAGCAGAGAUUAUUUGUUUUCAUGUAGACUUAGUAACUUUGGCCUGGCUUGGUGAUGUGAUCUCGUUUCAACUGAGAAUCGCACAUACAGCACAUGCAUUUUACAGUCAGUGCAUUUCUACACAGUGGUUUGAGAUUCAUGGGAGAACAGUUUGGAGAAAUCGUGAGUCAAGAAAAGGAAUAGAGGAAAGAUUUUCUUCCUCUCUCUUAACACUAGAACUUGGGAACACCCAGUGAAGCUGAAUGUUCAGAACAGAUUCAGAACAGACAAAAUAAAGUAGUUCUUCACACAGUGCAUAGUUAAACUACGGAAUUCACCCCAAGAGCCCACUGACUUGGAUGGCUUUAAAAGAGGAUUAGACAAAUUAAUGGAGGGUAAGGUGAUCAAUGGCAACUAGACAUGAUGGUUUUGUUCUGUUUCCAGUUGCUGGUGAACACUUGUGGGGAGAGUAGUGAUGCACUCACAACCUGCUUGCAAGCUUCAUUUUGGGUCAUUUGGUUGGCAACUAUGAGAACAGGAAUGUUAGACUAAAUGGACCUUUGGCCUUAUGCUCGUAUGCCAUGAAAGAAAUCAGGGUGAGUUUGGUAUAUGGAUGGUAGUGGUGCCAUACAGUGUCUAAAACUAGCAACUCACAGGCAGUAUCUGGCUUUUGGGUGGCUACCAUCUGACCAACAAACACUGAACAAUACUGUCCUACAGUUUCAUCAUAUGCUGCCAGAAAAUUGGUGGACCUAUUGUUUCCCACAUGAGGCAUCUCAGAUUUUGUCCUAGGCCUGACCAAUGGGGGAGGAAGGGGGUGCGGUGGGUGCGGUCCACCCCAGGUGUCAUCCGUGGGGGGGUGACAUUGCUAGCCCCGCCUCCAGGUGCACAGCUAGCUCCGCCUCUGGGCCCGACUCCUGGAAUUCUUAGUAAUUCAGUCACUCACAAUCAUCACAGCUAGGAUUGCAAUGUGAUGGAUGUUUUCUUUUGCCUCUUUGGAUCUUGCUAUUUUCUGUCCUGCCAGGAUAGUUGAAUGUGUGACCCUCCCAAGCUGAAGACAGCACAUGAGCCCAGCCAGCAGAGCUCAUUAAACCGCCUGUUUUUGAUGACUGCCAGUGACUGGGCGGGGAGGGGCAGCUGUUAUCAAGCACAUGGUAGAGCGCAAGGCAUGGCUGCUGCUGAGGCAUACAGAAUUGGGCCAAGAACAUUUAACACGUGUAUGUUGUUAAUGACUUAGCAUAAUUCUCUAAGAAAUCUGUGAGAGUAGUGUUCCCCCACUUCUGUUCAAGAAAUACUAAUCCUGGGUCACAUCCACGCCAUACAAUCAAAGUGCAUGACACGUCUUCCCCAAGAAACCGAAGAACUGUCAUUUUAAAUGUGUUUUAAAUGCAUCGUGUGGUGAAGCAGAGGUCUGCAAGAACUAGUUGCAGGAGGGCAUUCCAUUGCUAGAUGGUGUGCUUCCAUCUUCAUUUGAUUGGAGUGUUUCAAAGUAGGUGGUAUGUACUUGUCAGUCAGCUUUUGCCAACUUCGCUGCUUGCUAAACGUUCUCCUGCUCUCUUCAUAAGUAUUUAUGUCCCAAAAGAAUGAGUGAGAGCUGCUGAGUGAGACAGUUGCUGAUAAAUUAUUGUGCCAAGUGCAAUUCAAAAUAGGGAGGUGCCCAAAUAAAAAACAAAUGUUUCAGCAGAUGGGAAUUUUUUCAGCUAAGGAUUCAGGGUUUUUGUUUUAACAGGGCUCCAUGGUUGGGAUCUGCUGCUAAUUCUAAUCCUGCUGUUGAACGCUGAAAAAUAUAUUUGCUACACUCAAUAACUUCUAAAGAGCUGUUUCACACAUUUCGCAAGGCAAGCCAAAUUUGCCACUGCGUACACACUCAAUGAAUCCCCGUAACGGGGUGAGCUCCCGUUGCUCGGUCCCUGCUUCUGCCAACCUAGCAGUUCGAAAGUAUGUCAAAGUGCAAGUAGAUAAAUAGGUACCGCUCCAGCAGGAAGGUAAACAGUGUUUCCAUGCGCUGCUCUGGUUUGCCAGAAGCGGCUUAGUCAUGCUGGCCACAUGACCCGGAAGCUGUAUGCCGGCUCCCUCGGCCAAUAAAGCGAGAUGAGCGCCGCAACCCCAGAGUCGGUCAUGACUGGACCUAAUGGUCAGGGGUCCCUUUACCUUUACACACUCAACAGGGAGCAUCACGCAAUCCAGUUUCCCCAAAAGUAUAAUAGACGUUUGUCACAUUCAUGUUUUACAUUUUUAGCUUUGCACUUAUGCAACUACUGCAUGACAACCCGCAGUUGCUGCUUGUUGAUUUAGAUCAGGGAUUGUGAACCUGCAGCCUUCCAAAUGCUGUUGGACUUCCAAUUCCUUCAGCCUCACCCAGCAUAAUUAUUGGCUAGGGAUGAUGGGAAUUGUAGUCCAACAAAAACGAGAGGGCAAUCCCAAGCAGGUAUGAAAAACAUAGUCAUUGAGCCCAUGAUUGGUGAGUAGACCUUAGCUGAUCACAAGUAGUCCAGGCCCAAAAAUUACAAAUAACAGGACCCAUCUGCACUAUACAAUUAAAGCAGUAUCAUACCACUAUAAAUAGUCAUGACAUCCCACAAAGAAUCUUGGGAACUGUAGUUUGUAAAGGGUGCUGAUCAUUGUUAGGAGACUCAUAUUCCUUCCAGAGAGCUACAAUUCCCUGAGUUCCCUGGAAAGAACAGGUGACUGUUGGCAACAUAGGGGAGCCAUGAUUGUUUAAUGUGGUGUGAUACUGAUUGAAAUGUAUGGUGCAGAUGGGGUCUUAGUUUAACCACCAUGUAAGCCUUGUGCGAGCAAGAUGAAUGCUCCGUAAACAUGUCACCUGGAAGAGCCCUUAGCUGUGAUUCUUUGAGAGAAGCCAUAAUGGUUUAAAGUGGUAUGAUACUGCUUAAAAUGUAUAGUGCAGAUAAUGUCUAAGACUCAAAGCAUUCCAUUUUCGGUAGUAUUUUCAACGUGACCCUGAACUUGCCCUUGACAAAUCAGAAAUGUUUGUUUCCUUAUCUCAGCAAAAGCCCUUACACUGGUACCUCGGGUUACAUAUGCUUCAGGUUACAGACACUUCAGGUUACAGACUCCGCUAACCUAGAAAUAGUACCUUGGGUUAAGAACUUUGCUUCAGGAUGAGAACAGAAAUUGCGCAGCGCCGCCGCGGUGGCAGCAGGAGGCCCCAUUAGAUAAAGUGGUGCUUCAGGUUAAGAACAGUUUCAGGUUAAGAACGGACCUCCAGAAUGAAUUAAGUACUUAACCCGAGGUACCACUUGGACCCCACUUGGAUUACGUAGGGUUUACAGAUAUCUUGAGGCCUGGUCACUAGAAAAAACCCUUUUUUUACUCAUAUAAUCCACAUUUCUUAGGUCUUUCUCACUCCAGUCUCUAUAAUGAAUUGUAUCUCAUGGUGAUAGAUGGAUAGAUAAACCAGGAUCAACCUUGACACAGAAUUUCUUGGUCAUAAUCCACCUAUUAUUUAACUCAACUCCAACAUGAUAAAUACUGAAAUCAUUCAGGUCAUUAGAGCAAAUCUGCCAACAAUUUGAGUGCUUAUCUUAUAUUGAUCCAUUACUAAGAUAAUUAGUGGUCGGCCAAAGUAUACAGACCAGACUUUUAUCAGCGGGCAAAAAAUGGAUUAAUCGGAGUGGGGGGAGGGUUGGAAUAUGAAAUCAAAGAAUCUAGGAUGGGAGUGACAAAGUGGAGAGGUUCUCCUUUUUGACCUUAAAAAAGUGUGUAGCAAUGCUCACCAAAAAUGACUAGCUGAAGUCUUAUUCAUUGCCACCUUCAUUGCAGCAUUAGUGUUCUGCAUUUGAACAUUCAAAGACUUCACAUGACCCUGUCUCAGUAAUCAGUGACAUAGUUUGCGCCUGAGCACAGUCUCAAUCAUCCCAGAAAUCCUGUUGGGAUUAAAAAGCAAUUGUCAAAUCCCUUCAAAGAGUGUUAAAAACAUAGGAAGCUGUCUGCUGCUCGGUCAGACUACAUGUGGCAAGCCCUGUAGUUUCUCUCCAGAGUCUCAGGUGCUGCUGCUGAUGCUUUUAGUUAGAAGAGUAAGAGGUUGUACAUGGAAUCUUAGUGCUUUGGCACUAAGGUGUGGUCCCUCCCCAAAUAUUAUACUAUCUCACCUGAGUUAUUGAUAGUAAUCUAAAGUUGCAAUAAUUCCUCUAGGCUUGAAUUUUCCAGGGCUUGGGGGAUAAUAAUCAUGAGUUAACUUUGGUUACACACGUUCUCCAUGCCCAACAGAGUUACAACUGAGACUGCCUUCUGACAUGGGUUUAUUGCAUUGGUUUUGCUGGUUAUAACAAUAGGGCAUCUGUCCUGGUUUCCAACAUUCAUUUUACACCACAGUAAGGUAAAGGUAAAAGUACCCCUGCCCGUACGGGCCAGUCUUGACAGACUCUAGGGUUGUGCGCCCAUCUCACUUAAGAGGCGGGGGGGCAAGCGCUGUCCGGAGACACUUCCGGGUCACGUGGCCAGCGUGACGAAGCUGCUCUGGCGAGCCAGCACCAGCGCAGCACACGGAAACGCCGUUUACCUUCCCGCUAUAAAGCGGUACCUAUUUAUCUACUUGCACUUAAGGGUGCUUUCGAACUGCUAGGUGGGCAGGAGCUGGGACCAAAAGACGGGAGCUCACCCCGCCGCGGGGAUUCGAACCGCCGACCAUGCGAUCAGCAAGCCCUAGGCACUGAGGUUUUACCCACAGCGCCACCCAUUUCCCAUAACCACAGUAGCUGUUUGCAUUAUGGACCUGUGGCUUUUUCACCUAUAUAUUGUCUCGUCGUGCUACAUUUUAAAUGACAGGAAAGAACUGUAUGCCGGAAUACUGCCUCAAAACUCCUCUGAUUUUCAAAGUUAAGAUGGGUUGCAAACAUUUUUUUUUUUCUGGAAACAACAGGGAAAUGAGAGCUAAGUUUCGACUAGGUUCCACUAGAUUUCCAGAAGUGGCCUUUUACAAAAUGUAAAAAAAUCACAUAAAACAUGAAAAUGAACAGAUAUUCCAUGAAGAUGGAAUAAAGUGACACCUAAAUGCAGCCAGAGUGCAUAUUCUGCAGAACACACAUUAUUGACCAGGUUUUAUCAUGUACAAUUAGCUUCCAGUGCCUUUGUUCCAAAAGGACCAGUUUCCAAAAGCUUAGUAAAAAAGAGGGUUCGUUUUAAUUACCAUGCAGACCACAGAUAUGCAACAGGUCUCCUCCGUACAUGCAGGAAGUCCCAGGUCCAAUCCCUUGUAUCUCCAGUUGAAUAGAUCUCAGAAACAGCAAGUAGAAAAUACCUCUGCCUUAAGUUGUGGUGUGCCUCUGCCAGUUGGAGCAAGUAAUUCUAGCUCUAGCAAAUCCAGCUCAGUACAAGGCAGCUUACUGUGUUUGCUCUGCUGCAAGCAGCUUAUUCAUUGCAUACUUGUAACACAAAGGUGAGGAACUUUUUCCAGCCAAUGGGACACAGUCCUUUGUGGGCAACCUUCUGCACCCCACAUGCUAGUAGUGGGGCAGGGCCAGGGGCAAAAGUGGGUGAAACAACUGGUGUGACUCUUUCCUUUUGUAUCAAACUAAGUAGCGCUCUGAGUACACCCACUGAAAUUGGCCACGUCCAUUAAAUUCAGUGAGUCCAAUCUGAGUCAGACUAAGACUGGAUACAAUCCUUCGAAUCUUUCUUUACAUUUAUAACAUGACUUUGCAACAUUGUCUUCUACGGGGUGUAAAACUGGUGCUGCAGGAUACAAGGACUGCGAAAAAUUCAUGUUAUCCUAUUUCUUGUAGUACUUCUAAAUUUUUUAAAAAAUAUAUGAUCUUGCCUUGUUUUUGCCACACUCUAGGAAAAUAUGUAGGAACACAUUAAUCAGUUGGACCUCAAGAAACAGCUGUCUUUUAGAGCAGGGGGAUUUUGUGAAGAAAGAUGUUCCAUCACCCACUUCCCUACUGAAUUCCAUGAAACUGUAGAAGUUAUUUUUCCCAGCUCCCCCCUUCCCCCACCCCCCGCUGCUGAAGAGGAAGUUGCCAGGAGAGCUUGUCAUAAUCCUGUGCUGGGUAGUGUGGCCCCACACACUGUGACUCCUAUCAUCAUAAAUUUCUCCUUCCCCUUCCCCGCUUAGACACACACACAAAAUCUAUUGCAUUAGAGUUAACCUUUUCAGUUGAUGUAGUACCUGGCAGCUCACAUAACUCUGACAGAUAGAGAAGGUGUCAAAUGCUCAAAAGCACUUGAGAGCAGAGGCACUUUAAUCUGUCAGCGGGUGAUCAUUAUGCUUAUGGUGUGUGACAUACUUGUGAUCACAGCUCUUGCUUUAGAGCUAGUUGUCUGGCCUGUGGACAGCCAUUUAUAAUUGGUGCAGGGAGCUCAAAAUAUUGUUUUGCAACAAGCAGAACCUGUAGCUCAAGUUCAAGAUCCAAUGCAGAGAUUUUUUUGUCCUUGGAUACCCAUACUGAAAAAUCUUUCCCCAAAUUAUUGAUAGAGUCAACCAAGUUUUACUCUGAGUAGACCCAACUUACCAUAAAUUAAUGGCCCUAAUUCAGUCGUGUUCGUUAAUUUCAGUAGGUCUACUCUGAGCAAGACUUAGUUGAAUACCUCCCAAUAAUUGCAAAUGAGAAGUUGGGAGGAAUUCAACAUUGCUUGGAUGGAACUGAUUGUUCCAUCAGUGGAAGCAUUCUUGCUUGCCAGACAGAACAAUAUCCCUUCUCCUCUCCAUCCCUUGCACUAUUCUGGGAGUUCUCCUGCCCCUACCAAGCUGUUGGGGGGGCAUGUGUGGGGAGGGGAGGAGAGAAUGUCUCAUUGUGCUAGUGGCUCCCACUAGCACAUCUAUUUAGUUUGGCCCAAUGUGUUUUGACCAUAGCUGAGCUUCACCUCUGACUUACAUUUAGUUCUUAAAAUUACAUUGCUAUUGACAGAGUUCGGCACAAGUAAAAUGAUCACCUUUAUUGACCAACUCUUGAAUUCCUAAGUUGUCCUUCAACUACAAACAUGCAACUGACGUGUCAUGUCUCAUGCAUAGUCCUUCUUCAUGCAGACUGCAAUGUGUAGGUGUCCAGGGGUGGGGACCACCAGAUGUAAUCGUGUACCCAGUCUCAAGAGUGAGUCUUGGCAUUCAGUUCUACAGCCGGCUUCUGUGUGCAAAAGUUGAUGGAGCUGGGAACUGCCGCUUAUAUCCCAGGUAAAAAAUUAUUUUUUUAAAAAAAAAACCAAAGCAUUUAUAUCCCACUGUUGGACUCAAAAGAUCUCCUGCUGCUGCUGAAAUUGGACUUGAAUGGAAUAGGCUGUGGUAUUUGCUUGGCUGGGAAAGGUGUGAGUGUCCACAUCCAUUUCUCCAGUUUGCAAAUGUACCCACAGGCUGAAAAACAUUGGUGACUCCCAACUUUGGUGAAUUUUACUGAGCUGAAUGGCUCAGCAUGCAUAUCGUCCCAUUUUGAAGAGGUGACUUUUUAUUGUAGCUGCCUUCUCUUUCUAAGAUCUCCAGCUCCUGCUCUUCAUUCCCUCUUCACUCAAUAUGGUUCCUUCUUUGAAACAACCACAUGCAGCUGCAGUGGCCCUUUCAUUUCAACAGCACAUGCACACAUUCCAAGCAAGGCACCUGGCAAUGGAAAAAGAAACAAGGAAGGUUUUAAAACUGGAUAGUUAAGAGUAUCAGAUUUUGUGGAUGUGUAUAAAUAAGUUUAAAAUAAUGGAACCAGGAGGGAGAGUUGGAGGGAAGUCACUUAAGGUGUAUGAUUUUGAUUGUGAUGUUUGGUUUUGGUUUUUUGUUAUUAUAAAAUUAAUAAAUUGUAUCUUUAAAAAAGGAAAAAAGAAACAAGGGAGUGAUAGGAUUGGUCUACAAGAAAACAGUAGCAACGUUUAUUGAAAUGCCUUUAAAAAUAUGUCCCUGGUGCAUCUUCCUUCAAACAGCAGUGCAGGCGAUUCAGCUCCUCUUGAAAAAGUUGUAUGGGUUGACUUUGGCAUGCAUAAAUAAAAUGGCCCAUGAAUUCUCCAGUUCUCCCUUAAACAAAUCCACAAAUUAAAAUAACACACAGUUUAUGUUAACAUGUAUUAGUCUAAUUAUUGUUCCUAUAUGUGCAGGUUGAUUUCAGGUUAAGAUAUAGAUAUUGCAAGGGCAAGUAUGGUUGGCAACAACCCAUGGCCCUCCAAUAUUCUCCAUGGGGACUUUGUCCCCUGCUUUGAGUAAGACUGUAAUAACUUCACUAUCAGGAUUUGACACGUUGCAGCCAGGUAAAAGGGGAAGGUGUGAAGCUGGGCAGGUGUGUGUCUAGAGAGUGAGGGUGGCCUUUAGGGGGACUCCUGGGGGCCAGAUAGGCCACAGGGAUUGGAAGGCUAUAGGGAGUUCCCACCCUAUUUUACAACUUGCUUUCCGCCCUCCCUCAUAUUUUAAAUUUCAGCUUUAAUAAUCAAUAGGGGGAAUCACUGGAUUCCCUUUAUUCACAACAUUCCAGCUAUAAUCUUUGGAAACAUCUUAUUGGACUUAAAAAGUGAAUGGGGGGGCAUAUCCUGGGUUCAAACACCUCCCACACGCACACCAAACUUUUUUAUAUUAUCUUUGUCUCCACACCUGAGGGAGGGAGAGGAGGUCCAAGCAGCUCUUUCGGAGUGUGCUAGAUGAAACGGAAUGUACUAAUCAUUACACCGCUCACUAAAAUUAAUAGGCUACAUGGCUUUGACUCAGAUGUGGAGGCAUUUCUGAUAAAUAAAGUUAUACUGAUGCUUCUUUGGUGUUGCAGCAGUUCAAAGCGGCUAGGAAGCUUUGGUUACAUUUAACCUCCUUGUAGUUCUUUGAACUUGUACCUCAAUGAGGGGGAAAGAUGAGAAAAGGGUUUUCCUGAAAUUCUAAGCACAUCAAAGGCUUAAGAAACCAAACACGUUGGACAGAUGCUUUUGUCGACCUGGCGAAUAUCUCCUCUUCCCAUCUUCCGCAGCACAAUCGUUCCCGUUUCCUACCAAUAAGAAGGGGGGAGUGCUAGCACAACGCCAGGAUAAUAAUACAGGGCCUCAGUCAAUAUCCAUCGUGGCAUCUGCCAGUUCAAGUGACGAUGCCCCACAGAAACCUGCUGAAACAAUGGUGAGAAGAGGAGGUUGUGGCUGAACUUUACCUCCGUGUGACAGUGCUGGCCCUCUGUUCCGCAGCUUCAGCAUCUUGCACUCUCCUUUCCUGUCUCUGCAGCCCUAGAGCAAAACAACAUGAUCAGAGAGGCAUAUGGAAUGUGUUUUAAGCUUCUGGCCAAAGCUGGAGGGUGGGCGGGCUGGGGGGGGGAGAGAGAGAGAGAGGAAUUUGUUAUUUCUGGGAAACGGGGCUUUGGCUCACCUCAUUUCAAGGAACAGGUGCAUCAGUUGAUCUGUGUCCGGUAGACUUUGGCCAUUUCCUUAGACUACAGAAACAUGGAUACUUUUGCUUUUCUUUUUCAUGCGGCAACUUAUCCGACGAGCAAUGUAUAAAGUGGUCCUCAACCCACCCACCCCACCCCAACAAAACUUACUGCUUGUGAUUUGGUAGUUUCUGAAUGCAGGAAUUGAGCCCAAUACAGGAUUUAACAUGGGCAGAGGGAGAGCUUAUAUAUAGCAAUUCUUUGUUUGUUUCUCAUGCUAAACCCUGCGUUGUCACUGCAAGGACCUUUUGACAAAACUCUGACAAAACAGGCAUUCCCAAAGGAUUGUGUGGGUGCAUCCAAUGAUCUCAUAGGAGAAAUGAAGUUGGAACAGCACAAUGACAUCACAUUAUUGGCACUCUUCCAAGUUAAGAGGAUGCAUAGCUUGUAUGUUUUGGUGUGCAACAGAACACCAGCCAAAGAAGUAUACCGUAUUUUUUGCUCUAUAAGACUCAAUUUUUCCCUCCUAAAAAGUAAGGGGAAAUGUGUGUGCAUCUUAUGAAGUGAAUGCAGGCUGCGCAGCUAUCCCAGAAGCCAGAACAGCAAGAGGGAUUGCUGCUUUCACUGCGUAGCGAUCCCUCUUGCUGUUCUGGCUUCUGAGAUUCAGAAUAUAUUUUUUCUUGUUUUCCUCCUCCAAAAACUAGAUGCGUCUUGUGGUCUGGUGCGUCUUAUAGAGCGAAAAAUAUAGUAUAUAGUUUCUGAUGCUUGUGAGUUGUCUUGGUGAAACUAUUUGGGAGUUAAACAUUUUGAUAUCUAUGAUGAAAUAUGUUGUGAUUUUAAUCGUAACAUCCAAGAUUAAGUUUGAGGCUUUUUCACUUAGAGAAAUGGUGAGCAAAUGGGGAACAUGGAAUGGGUGUGUAAACUUUUGCAGGGUGUGGUGAAAAGUGUGUAGAAAGAAGUUUCUCUCUUUCAGGAUACUAGAAUUAGCUCAUCCGAUGAAGCUGAGUGUUAGAAGAACAAGGGGACUUGUUUCUCCACACAGUGCCUAGUUAAACUAUGCAAGAUGUGGCGAAUGCCAUCAAUUUAGAUGGCUUUAAAAAAGGAUCAGACAAACUCACAGAGGGUAAAGCUAUCGCUGGUCAUCAGCCAUUAUAUUUAUGUACAUAAGUACUUAAAUACUUAACUAUGGAAUUGUAGAGUUUUCAGGACACACCCCCCCCAAGACAGCUAACAAAAGAAAAGGAUUUUCAGAUAUUCAUAGUAGGAUAAAUAUGCUUCAAAUUAAUAGCAGAAACAUUGUGUUUCCAAAUGAUUCCCAUUACAUUUCACUUGCAAUGGUCCAGACCCCUCAGUUACGUAUCUUCCUUCCCCACAUCCACUUGUGAUGCAUGCUUCUGUGUCCGUCCACCAAAGUUGUUCCGAACCCUUAUAUUAUACCUUCCCCUUUUGGCUCCAGCCCCCACCUCAGAUGGACCCGUGCCCCUGUCUGUGGAUUUAUUUUUUGUUCUAACGCUGAAAAGAUUUUGGAAUUUGAACAUCAUGGUUAGACCGUCAGGCAUGGUUUAGACCAUCUUGGCUUCAUCUCCAAAGCCCUUCACAUCCGCGUGACAGGCAGAAAUUGAGCAGGUCAUGGAACUGGAUCCAAGCGCAGUGGAAGAAGGGCUGCUUCUUAUUCUCCCUCUGGCAGCCUCAGCAUUACUGAGCUGGUAGCUAGCAGGACAGGGAGCUUUCUGAUGGAACUGUCUUCAGGCAUGAUGAUAAAGGGAUAUCUGCUUGCUGGUGCUUCUUGCUCUGAUGCUCCCCAGGAAUGGCUAUAUGCUACAUUCAGGAUCAAAGGCAUCGUGCCUCUGAAUACCAUGGGCUUCCAAUGAGCACACUGGAGAGCUAGUGUGGUGUAGUGGUUAAGAGUGGUAGACUCGUAAUCUGGUGAACCGGGUUCGCGUCCCCACUCCUCCACACGCAGCUGCUGGGUGACCUUGGGCUAGUCACACUUCUUUGUGUCUCUCAGCCCCACUCACCUCACAGAGUGUUUGUUGUGGAGGAGGAAGGGAAAGGAGAUUGUUAGCCACUUUGAGACUCCUUCGGGUAGUGAUAAAGUGGGAUAUCAAAUCCAAACUCUUCUUCUUCUCCUAUGUGAGGAGUAAGACACUGGACCAAAUAGGUCUUUAGUUUCAUCCAGCAGAGUUUUAAUCAUGUGUUUUUAAGUUUGAUCCUAUGGGGAAAUCAGGGGUUUUUUUCUCAUUUGCUUGUGUAAAUGCAUUUAAACGCUUUAUAUGUGGUGCUGAGCAUUUACCAGGAAUGGAAUUUUCUGAAAGCCUCAUGUCAGGCUUCCUCAUAUAUAUUUUCUAAUUUCUGACUACAGUCCUAAGCAAAUUUACCACCCCCCAACCCCUGAUUGUACUACUUUUUUGGAACAAGUCUCCCAUUUUAUGUUCAUUAUUACACAUACAAUAUUAUAUGCAUAUAUUUAACUCCAGGGCUGGAUCUAGACACGUCAAAGAAACAUUUCAGUUUAAAGGGUAAAUGUAAACAGGGAAAACAGGCAGAGAAAAACAGGGCUCCAUGUCACCAUCUGGUGGCACAAUGUUAUAUUGCAUAUACAAUGCAUAUAAAUCGCUUUUUCUUAACCAGUCUAGCUGAGUCCCAGGUUUCCUAAGUAACUAAUACAUAAGCAGAAACACAAAACAGUGUGUGUAAGUGUGUGUAACUCUGUUUUAUUAGCGUGAUCUGGCUUUAAAAAAGAACGAAUGAACAUCCUCCCGCUUUUUAUUGCACUUCCAGUUGCCUCAUAACAUGGAAUCACAUUAUAAAUAUGUGAGUUGCAUUCUACAGUAUGAAUGGGUGUGGGAGUCAUAAAGCCACGGUAAAGGCUUGUAAUAUUGCAGGGUGCCCCCUGACCUCGGCUGACCAGCACUCUGAGCUUUACAAUGUAUUGGAAUGUAAUGCAGUUGUGUUUCCUCUGGGCAGUGUUGCCCUAUAUGGUGAAGGGGGCAAUAAAAGCCUUGACCGGAUGAGGUAACGUGAGACACUGGAAAACAGCCAUGCGGCUGGAGAGGGACAAAGGAAUAAAGAAACUGCAGGAGGAGAGGGAGGAGGAAAGGGAUUAAAAAGUGACCGGAGGAGAGGAAGGUCCGAAGGGAGCUGCUCCUACCAUCAUGAAAAUAUUGCUGGCUCUCUGUGUCAUAAUUUUACGCUAAACUUCGCCACUUUGUCACGGCUGGCUCCGACAAGUGGUGCCCCGUGUGAGGCUGAAUAAAAGAAUACAUCUGAGGACUAAGAAGAGGCAACUUAAAGAAAACAGUCUGAGGCAGACUGAGGCUUUUAAAAGGAAACCGUGUGAGGUUUAUCGAUCCUAGCAAAGGAUAUCAUCGGCUCACCACGCCCGGCAAGGGUUGCAAGCGCUAAUCAUCUUAAAAAGAUCCCGGUGAGUUCCGAUCCCUUAUUUAUAUUGAUUUUAGAAAAAUGGGCAGCUCUUUGUCUGCUCCCCAACAGAAGUUUUUAAAAGACUUAAAAUUUCUCCUCUCCUCCAACAAAUUGGAAGUUCCGGAUGGUGAUUUAAUCCAGCUCAUUCUGACUAUUGGAGAGCAUUCCCCCUGGUUUCCUGCAGAUGGGACUUGGGAAUUGAAACAUUGGGACAAGAUCGGGGAACAUUUUCAUGGGCACCCCAGAAUAGGUGUUCGGAUUUUAAAUGCAUGGUGCAAGGUUCGUUACGCCAUGGGCUCUUUAUCACCAAAAAAUAUCUCCAUGGCUGCAUUGCCCACACCACCUUCAGCUUCUUUAAUUCAGCCUGCUGUGUUAGAGACUGUUCCAAUACUUGCUUUGCCAGACCCCAAACCUCCAGACCCCAAACCUCCGGACUACAGUUCCUCACCUGAGGACCCAAUCCUGCAAAAAUACCAUGGUCUGGCUGGCAAUGAUCCUAAUCUUUCAGUGGCAGAACCAGCUACUCCUUUUCAACGUGCAGUCCUUGCCUCUUCCUUAAUUCAGGAUACUAUGGCAUUCCCUGUUAUUGUGCCCCCUGCUGGUGCCCCAGCAGGCACCCAAGCCCAACACCAACCUUUUGACUUUAAGAUUCUGAGAGAGCUGCAACAGUCAGUAAAGGCCAAUGGACUCCAAGCCCCAUAUACGCAGGCGCUUUUAGAAGCCACAUUAGCCCUGCUAUUGGUUCCAGAGGACAUCAAGCUUUUGGCCCAUACAGUGUUGCCCCCAUCAGCUGGUGUUUUGUUUGCCCACGAAUGGGAAACUGCCUGCCGUGCUUAUGCUCCAGCCUUGUUACAACAAGUCAGAGGAAAUAAUCCAAAUGUUACCCUCGCAGACGUCUUAGAUGCCAUGUUGGGGCGUGGUCCCUUCGCUCAAGCUUCAGUGCAAGCCACACUGCUGCAAAUCUUAUUGAGGGACACUGCUCUUGCUGCUAAACAAGCAAUGAGAAAAAUCCCAGAACCCAGUAUUCAAUCAAGGUGGGGUUCAAUCAGGCAAGAGGCAAGAGAAUCAUAUUCUUCCUUUAUGGACAGGCUGCUUACAGCAGUGAGUCGCCAAAUUGAAAAUCCUGAAGCCAAACAAAUAAUUAUCAAACAAUUGGCCUUUGAAAAUGCCAAUGAGGAUUGUAAACUUGCAUUGCGACCGAUAAUACACAAUCCUGCCACAGACACAGCAGCCAUGCUUCGCAUUUGUCAGUCUGUAGUUACAGCCACCCACAAGGCUUAUCUGCUGGCAACAGCGCUAAAUGAAAACCAGCCUGUAGCCACCGAUGCAACUUGUUUCCAGUGUGGCAAACCAGGAUCACCGAUACCCCAGUGGGGGUAGAACAGUGGCCUCUACCAAAAGAAAAAUCCGCAGCAGCGGCACCAGCUAUCUCUGAACAGCUUAUUUCUGAACAAUUGACUUUCGACCACAUUGAACCAUCUUCAUCCCACUGGCUCCAGCAGACAGGGAACAGUUUGCUUUACAUUGCCAGUAUAUAACAAUUCGCAGCCCACCCAGCGAUAUCAGUGGGUUGUCCUGCCUCAAGGCAUGCGGAACUCCCCUACACUUUGUCAACAUUUUGUGGGUGAAGCAUUGAAACCUUCCUGCAUGCGCCACCUAGAGGUGCUGCACAUGAACUGCAUCUGGCAGUGUUGCCUUCCUAACCAUUUGCCUUGCCAUCCUUUGCUGCACCGUUAUACAAGGAAGAGAAGCAGACGACCAGUCCAGUUGAAACCACCAUAUUUCACCUCAUCGGCUGGCAAGCAGCUGUCGCCAGCUUCCUACUCUGGCUGGCAGUAUCCACGGCUCAGCCACUUUCGAACUAGAAGAACAGCGUUGUUGAAUAAGACUUUUAGGGGAGAAAAUUAUCAUAAGAUAUGGAGGGAUGAUAUUUUUGUACAAGAUAUGAUUAUGUUUGCCAGUUUAUUGCAUGCUUCUAAAUGUUGGGUGUGUAUGCCAGUCAUUCAGGCAUAAUGCUUCAUGGUGUGCCUGUCAAUGGAUCUUUUCAAUUUACUAAUAUUAUAUCCCCUAAGCCUCCAGUACAAUUGACCCUCCAUGAGCCUCCCCCCAUUUAUUUUCAAAUUAAGGAGGGGAAAGAAUCAUGGGGCAUAUAUCCAAACUGUCAAUAUACAUUGAAAUUCACUUUUAAUAGCUCUUGUUCUCUUACAGGAACAUACAGUGACCAAUCUCAGUGCUAUAGGAGUGACACCAGUGCAUGGCUAAUAAACUAAAAGGAAGCCUACCAUGCAGCUUGGAAUCAGAAUUCUUAUAUUCUUGGCUUCCGGACGGAAGUUGGCUUCGACAUUUAUUGAUUUUAGUGAUCAUUAUAGUAGUUAUUGAUUUUAGUGAUCAUUAUAGUAGUUAUUUGCAUUAUUUUGUGUUGCUGUAUCCAAUGUAUUCUUUCUAUAAUCUCUAUAUGUACUGCAUGGUUCUCCAGUCCGCGGCCCGCUUCCGGUGUCAAAGAGUCGCUUAUCGUGUAUUGACUCUGAUAUAAAGUAAAGAAAGAGGGAAUGUGGGAGUCAUAAAGCCACGGUAAAGGCUUGUAAUAUUGCAGGGUGCCCCCCUGACCUCGGCUGACCAGCACUCUGAGCUUUACAAUGUAUUGGAAUGUAAUGCAGUUGUGUUUCCUCUGGGCAGUGUUGCCCUAUAUGGUGAAGGGGGCAAUAAAAGCCUUGACCGGAUGAGGUAACGUGAGACACUGGAAAACAGCCAUGCGGCUGGAGAGGGACAAAGGAAUAAAGAAACUGCAGGAGGAGAGGGAGGAAAGAGGAGCUGCUCCUACCAUCAUGAAAAUAUUGCUGGCUCUCUGUGUCAUAAUUUUACGCUAAACUUCGCCACUUUGUCACGGCUGGCUCCGACAAAUGGGAACCAGUUGUGGUGAUUGUAUUUGCAAGAUAUACCAGUACAGUGCUGACUUGCAGGUUGGAGAGUCGUCAGUGUGGAUCUGACCUUGAUUUAAAGAACAGGACUGUAUGGCACAUCCCUAUUCAAAAGUAGAAAUCCUUGCUUUUAUUCACCAAGAGGCUCUACUGAAAUUGACCAUUUGCACUGAAAGUAUCUGUCUGAGGCAUGUCUGUGGGAACAAUGAGGCGACUGAAAAAUUACUUUCUUUUGGAAUUGCUCAUCUGUAGAAUAUAAUACUGUCUUCUCCCUGUUGCCAAACUUCCACACACGGGCAGUUCAUAAAUAACUUUUACAAGUACCAUCCAAAAUACCUCUUAUUUUCUGCAAGCAGGGCCUCAAUUGCCCUCUUCCAGAGGAGAGAAGCCAGGAGGACCAUGAGGUUCUUUUUAUGUGGAAACUAAUAUAAAAUGCAUAAGUACUGGGGGAUGAACACAGUGCUGUCAAAUCCAGGCAGUUAAAAACUCAAGAGUCUCUCCCUUUUGAAUUGUAAACUUUCCAAGACCAGGGUACGUAAGGGCAUCCAGUCUCUGAAAAGAACUGCUGCUUGAUGGCUACUUUAAAAUGUCACCAUUGUGUCAGCUGUGUGAAGAGCACUGGGUUUAGAUUAAAACAAAGGGUGGUAUUCAACUAGGUUUUACUCAAAGCAGACUCAUGGAAAUUAAUGGACCUAGCUAAGGUCCCAUCUGCACCGUACAUUUAAAGCCGUAGGUAUCAGACUGCUCUAAGCAGUUGCGAUUUCCCACAAAGGAUCCUAUCCCCCUCACAGAGUGGCAAUGCCCAGACUUCCCUGGGAAGAAGGGUUGAUUAUUAAACCACUCUGGGAAUUGUAGCCUCUCCUUCUGGCCCUUUGGGGCUCUCGCCAGGCCACACCCCUUUAAUGGUGCCUUUGUUGACUCAUUCCUUGCACUCUGAUCACGCUUCUUGCUUGUCUCAAUGGGGAGGACAGAAAGCGGUGUGUGAGUGCAUGUCAAAAGUGGCCUACUGUACAAAGCUUCAUGUGCACACUACCCCUAAGUGCACAGGGCCCUUUCAUGCUGUUGCCAAAUGGAUGGCCAGAAGCAGCCACAGGCAUCACUGGCAGGAUCCAUGCAUCCCUCUCACACAUAUUUUCAACCUGUGCAAACUCCCCUCUAGGAAUGUGAAAAGAAGAUUUCAAAAUAUCCCAGUUCACACACCAUGGCUUAACAGGAAUGAGCGAACGUGGCGGUUAUGCAGAGCGAAGAUCACAGGUGCCGCACUCCUCACACGGUCAUGCUGCUGUCACAGUACCCCAAGCUAUUCCAUGGUUUUGGCUUAGCAUUAUGUCAGAAGAACCCAGACUCGUGGUUUUUCUCCCACAGACAAACCAGGAGCGGUAAACCAGCAACAAACCUUGGCUACAGCUUGUGGGGUUUUUCUGGAGCAAGACAAACCAUGAGCCUGGGUUCAGAUGUGACACAAAGCCAACUCAUGACUCAGCCACAGGUGGUACAGCAGCAGCAGGAGGACCAAAGAGAUAUUAGCCACAAUCACAAUCCUAUGCUCCAGAAACCUGCAUGUUCCUUGUUAAGACUAAACCAAGGUUUGGCUUACCCUAAUAUGUGAACCAGGUCAAGUAUAAUUUUAUCAACUUUUGUAAUUCUAUAAACCUAAGCCGUUUUUUCUUCCAAUUCUUUUUUUCCCACCACCACAGAUUGGUUACGCCACUCCACUUUCACUGAUUUUUUAUGACUGCAAUCUUUUUAUCUUUUUUAAUGCCCUUCUGUUCAAGAACUACUCAUAACUGCAUCCCCCCAUGAGCAUUUCAUUCUCAUGCCCCCACCCCCACACUUUUGGGAUUUCCUUAUCUUGCUUUAACAAAAAGAAAGAAAUGAAGAAUGUCAGCUUUGCUUUACUCUCCUAUAAUAAAAGUUCACAGCCUUUAAUCAUUACCAGCAAUAUUAGUGGCACACCAGUGUUUACAUCCUAAAUAUGCUUCUAAUUUUCCCAGUCAAAGGCAAGUUGUUGGUGAUAUCUUAAUGUUUUGUUCGUUUUAGGCAGUUAAUGCCAAACUUCAAGGUUAUGAUCUUGAACUGAAUAUUUCCCAGAUGUGUGGUAAAGUGAAAGGUGGCACACCUAACAGAACCUGACUUCCUAUCCAUGUUAGUCUAACUUAGGUGAAUUUUAAGUCAGGCUUAAUUAAAGAAUGAGCCCCGACAAGCUUUCACCUUUGCAAUGGCUUGAGAUGAAAGGUUCAAGAUUGUGUGCAUGGUAACAUAAUCCACAUGUAGGAACCAGCUGUCACAGUCUGCAUAGUUUAUAGCGCCCCCUUAACCAGUCUCUUGUCCAAGCUAAGUUGUCUUGGGAGAGCUAAACUAUGCACAUAUAUUAUUGGAUUCAGGGCCUUUCCUUCCUCUUGCUAAAGUGGCUUGCAAAGACCCUAUUAACUUCCGUGAUCUGUGUGAUUCUGGAAUAUGCUCAGCAUCUUUCAAUAAAUGUCCAAAUGACCCAGUCCUAAUCAAGCUUACCUAGAAGUAAAUCCCACUGAACUCAGAGGGCCAGCCGGAACCCAGUCAAUUCUGAACAAUAGCUAUUGCUGGGAAAAGUAACUAAAAAUUUAAGGUAUAUAGUAGAGGACAAACAAAAGGCUUGUUUUCGACUGCAUGGCAAAGAUUUAUGAAUGAGGACAAUUUUGCUUGCAGUAAACAAGUUUCCUGUGCAUGUAAUAUUUAUUCAAUUUAUAUCCUGCUCUUGCUCCUGAAGGAGCCCAGGGCAGCAAAUACGUCAGUGCAACUUUUUAAAAAGCAUUCUAAAAACAAUUUCAAAUAUUUUCUCAUCUGAUGUUUCCAGGGUUGCCGGGAACUGUAUUUUUCAGCCAUCAAUAGCCUGAGUAAACAGGAAUGCUUUGAUUUUCCUCCUGAAAGUCAGUAAUGUGGGAGACAGAAACAUUUCACCAAAAAGAGAGUUCCAUAAAUGGGGAGCCAUCACUGAAAAGGACCUGUCACAGGUCAGUGCCCACCAGGCACCCACCCCCCAUUAAUAUUUAUUUAAAAUCACUUUUUUACCACCUUUCACCAGAAUGGCAGAAACACUAUGAAACCACACAUAUAGAAAUGUUUUUAAAGUUUGAAAUUAGAAGCCUGGUUCACUGUGUGCAGUUGGACUUUAUCAGUUCUGUUCCAACAACUUCUGCAAAGCCUCCUAGCAUACAGCAGGCUAAAAACCUAAAUAAGUAAACAAAACUUGAGUUUGGAACUGAAAAUGUCCCCGUGGCAUUAGCCAGGGACUUUCAGCAGAAAACAUAUUGUUCACCCUAAAUUUGCUGGAGAGCCAAAUACGUUCUGUACAAAUCAUAUUCUCCAAAUCAUAGUGUUGACAUAAUAGGGAUCUUGAGCUGAAAUGGAUUUAAAGUGACUUGGGGUGAAACCACUCACUUCUGUAUCCAAGAAGAUAAUGUUUACUCUGAAGUAUUCAAUGGAGAUAUUUUGACUCAGAGAUUCCAGUAUGGCAGUGUCCCAUCAUAGUUGAUAAUGAACAAAAGAAGAAAUCUUCUGGAUCAGGCUCAAAGCCCAUCUGGUCCAGCAUCCUGUUCUCUCGUUGCCGACCAGAUGCCAAUGGGAAACCCUCAAGGCAGGACCCAGUCUCUUCUCCUGCAGUUUUCAGCAACUGGUAUUCAGAAGCAUUACUGCUUCUGACUGCUGAAAGAAAAGCAGACUUGGGGGAGAGCUACAUUUGGUAAAGAGACGCGGGUGGCGCUGUGGGUUAAACCACAGAGCCUAGGACUUGCCGAUCAGAAUGUCGGCGGUUCGAAUCCCCGCGGCAGGGUGAGCUCCCAUUGCUCGGUCCCUGCUCCUGCCAACCUAGCAGUUCGAGAGCACAUCAAAGUGCAAGUAGAUAAAUAGGUACUGCUCCGGCGGGAAGGUAAACAGCGUUUCCGUGCGCUGCUCUGGUUUCACCAGAAGCGGCUUUGUCAUGCUGGCCACAUGACCCGGAAGCUCCCUCGACCAAUAAAGCGAGAUGAGCGCCGCAACCCCAGAGUCGGUCAUGACUGGACCUAAUGGUCAGGGGUCCCUUUACCUUUACCUUUUACAUUUGGUAAAGCACAUUGGAUUACACUUUUUCACUGAGGCUAAGCUAAAUUAAGUUCAUGCUUAAGUUCUAUGAUACUCAAAGUAAGCGUGGAUAGAACUGGGCUUUGUUUUCCAUGUAAAUGCUUGAAAUCUGUGUGAAAAGGUUCUGUAUUAGGAAGAGGGUCUUCACCUUACUUCUGAAAGGAGGAAGUAGAAUUAUUGUGGCUAGCCGAGACAUGGGGCAACAGGCUUGCGCAAUCAGACCAUGAGGUCCGCUGCGCAGAACGCAAUGACUGCCUAUCAUCUGAGGCUAUUGGAAAGCAAGCUGGUGAAGCGAUACAGAAGUAGACUGGCGCAUAAUGAGAUCUGGAGGGGGCACAAAACAAUUGUGCUCUUCAGACAGGCCUUCCAGAUUUCCCAGCAAGACUUGAAACUUUGCCGUCCUGCUUUCGGUUCUGGUUUUUUUGUUUUGUUUUGUUUUAAUGAGGUGUUGAAAGAAUGUUUAGGGAAAUGGUACUUAUUGUUAUUACAUCAGAGUGAAUGUUAAAGCAUUUGCUCCGGGGAGACAAGCCGCAUGAUCCAGACAAGCGGUUGGGUAUAAAAGAUGAAAAUACUGAGAAAGACAUAUGUCAGGUGCAUGCAGUAUAGUGCGCAAUUGUUUACAUAUGUGUCCGAGAGUCAGCGGUCUUGGGUUGUUUUUAUUACAAUUGCAUAGGGAGCGUGGAAAGGCACCUUGUUAACCAAAGUGUAGCAACGAGCAGUUUUUUUGAACCACAGCAAGUUGCCUUUGGGGUGCAGAGAUCUCAUCAAAGGUGAAGAGGAAGUCAAUAAAAACUACAGCCAAGUCCACUAUGUCUCCAUGACCCGUAGAAAUUCAUUAUGCUCUUAUUCUGAUUGAGAUAAAGGAUAUUUACUUUAUUGGAAGGCGUGUCCUGUCCGAAUAAAGGCAGCUGCCUUAUACUGAGUCACAGCAUUGGUGCAUCUAACUCAGUGUUGUCUGCAGUGACAGGCAGAGACUUUCCAGGAUUUCAGAAAUGGUUCUCUUGCAGGCCUACCUGGAGAUUCUGGGACAUUCGGCCAACAAAGCAGAAGCUCUGCCACUAUCAUGGACCAUGCUGAGGAGGGCUGCAGUGAGGAGGAAUGGUGGGAGCCUCCCCCUGCUCCUGAUCAGGAUCCUGAAUCUUCCCAGGAGCUGGAGGACAGUAUAGAUUUGGAACAGCGGUUUGCAGAGGGACAUAGUUCAGAAGGCAGAAGCUGGGAAAUACUGGAUGGGGAACAGCUAGGAGAAGCACUGGGAGAGAGAGGGUUAACACUGUCUCUGGAAAGCGUUCAUCCGCUCAGCCCAAGGUCAAAGAGCAGCUAAGGUGGCAGCACAGAAAGCACAGUGGUUACGAGAUCAGGUUACAAGACGCGGUAGUGACGUGGGUGACUAGGGAGGAAGCGGGUGGAACCCUUAAUUGGGAGCACCUUCAUACCUAUGAAUAGAUUCUUUGUUCUCUCGCUGUGAUCAUUAAAGUUUCUAACUGGUAAGAAGACUCCUUUCCCUUUGUUCUGCUUAUCUACCGCCAAAGCGGGGAGGAAGCUGAUUCCCUGAAGCCUGACAGCCAUUGAGCUGCAGCCCUUCCCCCAAGACAUAAGACCCUAGGAAGCUACCAGCCUUACACUGAGUCAGGCUGUUGCUCCAUCUUGCUUCGUAUUAUCUACACUAACUGACAGUGGUUCACCAAGGUUUCAGACGGAAAGCAUUUCCAGCUCUAGCUGGAGAUCCUAGGGAUUGAAUCUGGGGGUUUCUGUGUGUGAAGCAGGUGCUGUACCACUGAGCCACAGUCCUUCUCAUACAGCCACACUUCCUAGCAGUUUCAAGAAGAUAUCAACAAUGCAACCAGGGGAUGAAAACCCAUCUCAACAAAAAUGGAGUGUUUCAGUUCAGUCAUUUCUAAAUGGUUUCAUGUCUUAUCACCUUUUUUUUGGAUGACCAGUCAGUCAAGCAGAGAGAGGCAAAAGAGAGUAGUGGGCUGAGUUCACAACCAGACACUUGGCAUCAUUUUGAGAAAGUGAUAGCAAAUUGGGCAAUACUGAGUUAUCCAGGCCUUGUAAAUGCUAGAACACAAUCUAAUUUAAGUGGCAGGAGAGAUUUGCGCCUUGUGUGGGUCAAGGGAAAGAAGACAGCAAAGACGGCUGUCUUGCAGCAACAGGCAAAGGAUACACUAAAAGUGAUUCAGAGGACUGGAAUGAUUUUGCAUCAUUAACUUUUAAGUGGGGCACAGCCGGAGGAUUAAUAAUGCAAGUUCCAAUAACCCAAAGGCCUCAGUUUUUAGCGUUGCCUUGAGCUCCUGAAAUAUUUAACUGGUAGGUGACCAUCUGGUAAGAUAACAUAGUUUUGACUAAGUAUGUAGCGAUCUAAGAGAACUGAUAAGAAGCCCUCCCUGAAGUAGCUUUGCUGCAGGGAACCUGCACCCUCUCAAACCAAUGCCUGUCUUUUGACUUCUUAACACAACAGCUGCUUUAUCAGUGGUGCUUGUCACCCAGUUGCUCCGAAGGGAAGGGAGGGGAAGGGGGUUUCUGGUCAGACUCCUAAUUGGAUUACCAUUAAGUUGCGCUAGCCCACCGACCAAAUGGUUCAUAGAAAGGGCUUCAGGAAUUUUACAGCCAGUGAUGCAAAUAAAAUAUACAUUGGGGUUAGGCAUGUUUAUGUUUGCAAUCCUUAGGGGUUUUAAGUGAGCUGAUAAAAAGGGAGGAGAACAAUUGAAAGUUGGAACCAUUUGUGAAUGUUGCUCCAUAAGGAAAAUUCAAAAAUCCGUAAGUGGAUUGCGGGGGACAUGUCUCUAGAUGUAAAUCACUUUCCAUCUUGUUUAACUCUCAGACUCAGAGCUGCCGAUAAGGAACAAAGCAUGGAUGAUGCCCAACUUGUAGUAUGAGUGCAACAUGUGUGAUACAUGGCAGGAGUGUGUGUCACAUCUGAGUAAGAACCACACACCUGGGAACUGGCUGUCCCAUUCUGUGCUGAUUCCUGGCUCAGAAGACUUGGAGCACACCUAGGCAGUUUGGGGUUGCAUACAUGCAAUUCAUCAUCAUCAUCAUCAUCAUUUUAUUUGUAUUCCACCUUUCCACAGUUAAAACAAUGCUCAAGGCGGCUUACAAUAUGAAAAGAUUUACAUGGUUACAAACAUAGCAAAGUAGUCAUAAAGAUAAAUAAAACACAUCAAAAACUACAUAACCAAACUGAACAAUUUCCACAUAAAAAUAAAGAUAUAAAAAAUUAAUUUCAAUAACAGCAAAAACUCCCGACAAAACUUCCCUCCAAAUACCCCAGUCCUUGCUGGGUGGCAGCAGCAGAAGCAGCAGUUCUUAUUAAGACUGUUAGGCCCCGCCCUGGGCCAGGUGGAGAGAGGCAGGAAUGGGGCCCUCAAUCUCCCAGCAGGUCAGACUAGAUGGUACAUUCUUGUGCUUUUGACUAAACUUAAUGGGACACCUCCCAGCAUACACCAAAAAAGGGCUGGCUACUGCUAAACCAAGGAAAGUAGUUCUGUGAAGGAGUUGGGGACCUUCAAGAGAGAAUUCUCAGCAUCCUCACCAGACUAUAAUUCCUAGGCUUAUUGCACUGUGGGGAGGCUAUGACAAUAUAUACCAGUUGUAGUGCAGAUGUGCCCUUGUGUUACUCAUGACCCCUGAAUUCAUGAGGUGGCAAAGCUACUGGCUGCCUAAUUUAACAUGGUCUGAUCUUACUUGCCCUAAUGCAGUGGCAGCUCUUAGUACUUAUUGCUGAAGAAAGCAAACAAGAAGUACCAAACAUGGCAUGGAGAAUUAGUUGAAAAGUAAACCAAGGCAGAUUUGUCGAUUUGUUUCAGCUGGAAGCAGUGCUCAUUCUUCUUCAUCUGACAGUCAUUCCAGCAUGGAGUGACUAACGCUACUGGACCGAGUCACUUAAGAAAUAUUCACUUGCUUACUCAAAUGAGCCCACCCAUGAGAGUGACUGCGAAGAGUACGCAGCAACACUAUUGAGAAAAGGGUGCAUCUAAUUUUGGACCCAGAAUACGCUCUUGCUACUUUCCCGCUGUGAAGGCGAACAAAACAAAUAUAUCCGACAAGUAUCUUUGGUUCUGUUUCUUAUUUGCUUUUGAAGCUCUCUCUUGCUUCAUACCCAAAAGCUAACGAUGCAUUUAAAAACUACAAAGCAAGCCACUUGCAAGGGAGAGAGUAAUACUUAACACAUAUAUUGAAUACUAGCUUAACCUCAGCUACCAAAAGCCAACAAACAGAAGAACACAGUGCUUUCAGAAUAUCCUCACAUGCAAAGUCUGAAGUCUCUAGAGCAGGGCUGGGCAGUCUCUAACCUCUAGUCCUCCAGAUGUUCCUAGACUGCAGCUCCCAUCAUCCCUGACCAUUGGUUUUACUGGCUAUGGCUGAUGGGAUUUGGAGUCUAACAGCAUCUGGAGGGCUACUCUCCCUGAUCUAGCAGAGCAUUAAGUAUAGCUGUGAAUAAAUUUCUCCACACUCUUGCAAUCCUCACUGGGCAAACUGGUGGGCGUAACUAUGACUCUUUAGAAGUCAAAAGUCACUUAUUGCCAUAACUACUGGGUGACCCUGGUGGAAACAAGUGUAUCUUUUGCUACAUGCCAGACAAACACUGUGUUUUCUUUCCAAUAUUAAACUAAACAGGCACUCUGAUCAAUCAUCCUCCCAUCUGUGGGUAAGUUCUAAACUUCCUUUAAUGAAGUUGUUGGCAUCCAUCUGUCUCAAGAGACAAUGGAGUGUUCCUUCAGGGGUGAAGUCGAACUACUGCAUUAGCAGUGCCAAAGUGACCUCCCUGGGGCACAAAGGACAAUUCUUGGUUCAUUUUAGGACAAGUUUCCAAGCUCAUUUCAUAACCUGAUGAUAUUCAAUUGAUUCUGCGAAGCAGAAAUCCUGUUCCAUAAUAUCUAAUGCACUCCCAAUUUUGCAAAUAUUUGAAAUGGGAACUGAACUAAAAAUGAAACCAGUUAUUUGCAAGUUUCACCAAUAUUCAAAUCAUGAAUGCAUAACCAUUUUCCCGUGGGCUCUGUAACAUUUUCAAAUAUUGGUUUAAAUGAGGAAGUGGGAUCACCUAUGAAAACGAACUGUUAAUAAUGUGAGUUGCAUCUACUGAAAAGUUGAGAAAUGGUUCAUGCUUUCAGAAAUAUUCCAAGAGAACAUUUAUUCUACCCACAGUUGAUAGUUGUUGGUUUUCUUUCUUUUUAUCAGGGGGGGAAAUGACACAACACAAAACUGGAUUUAUUUAUGUGAACUUGGUUCCCUUUCUUGUCAUGUAUAAAUGUAGGAUCUGCUGAAUAGCAUCCUCCAAGCACUCAUGAUUUUGGAAGGGUAUCCUGUCCUAUUAGUAAGGAGAAAAAUAGCAAAUGUAUUUUAAUUACUUCUGCCUGUCAGACAAAAUUAUUAAAAUGCAUUGUGACACUUUGUUUUAUAGAGAUCAGGAUUCAUCAAUGUGGUACUUUCCAGAAGUUGAAGCCACAGCCAGCAUGGCCAAUCACAUAAUCAGUCUUGGGUUAAGAAGCUGGAUGCUAAGCAGGACUGGAGAGGUCCUGGAACUGUGGUUCUUUUUAAAUGCCACUAAGAAUAGGAUGUACUAGGAGAAAGGACCUAGGUAGACCGGGGUUGUUUGUGUGGACCUACCAAGGACCUGUAAAGCUCUUUCUGAAUCCCAUACUUCCAGUUGAGGGACUGGAGGACUCCCGGAGUCCUGGUGCCACCCAUGAACAAAUUGUUCCUGGAUUUGGGAACUGAUCUUCCUUGAAUGCUAUAAUUUGUAGAUUUCCUGAAAAUUCAGUUGAUAGACCAGUAGUACUAGCCUAUGUAGUAAUUUGCUGUUUUAGCAAAUUGCUGUUUCAUCACCAACCUUUGACUCUUUCCACAGUUGCCUGUGAUUUUCUCCGAAUGCAUUCAGUUUGCUUGUCAAUAUUUUUUGAAAAAAUGUGAGCACAAAGAAGUUAGGAAACAAUGCUCACAACCACAUAGGGCUCUUGCUAAUGAUUCCCCUUUGUGGGGCAAGAUGACCAGCCAUUCUUUCUCUCCCUUGUCAUUUUGUGUAAUGAGUACUUGCUUUAACUAUAAAAGGGCAGUUGAUUUUAAGGUAAGUAUAUUUGGCUCCUCUGGGGAACAUGCUUCAGACUUCAGGGACCUAUAAAGCGAGCACAUGUAAUGUCCACAGGGCAUAUCUCAUGUUGAUAUUUGGAAUGUUUCUAAUUAUAAUGAGUUGGGAAUGAUUCGGGCACUGAGAACCAUGCUUUUACAGUGGAUGUGGUCAAGUGGGAUUUACCAUAAUUGUUGCAGUUUACAGAGUUCCGACUGCAAAAGAAAACCCUCAGUGUGCUAUCUGUCUUAAAACAAUUAUAGAGACCACAAGUGUGUGUUCCCAAAAUUCCACAGGGAGCAAACAUGAAUUGAGCAACUACUGACGAGAAUCAGUAACAUUGUUUUAUUGCUUUUUUGCUUGUUGUCGAUGUCGCCUUCUGUUUUACACAUCUAGCAGAGGUAAAUGCUUUUUAUCAUUAAAACCGUUGUUUCCAGCUUUUAUUAUCUGAACCUUCCUGGGGACCUCAGAGCCUUAGAGACUGUGAGCCUUCACAAUCACUAAAAUCAAUCAGAAACACCAGCUUAAUGCAACCACACUUGCACAGGUCAAAUGGCAAGAGCCUGAGUAGAUGUGUCCGUCCCCCUCCUUCUUCCUUGGUAGAUGUAGAAAAACUAAGAAGGUGGAGCACCCAGUUAGCAGGGAACCAAAAGAACAGAAUCAGUGAUGAUCGGGAGUAGAAUUCCCCUCUGAUGUACACAAAGCAUUUUGGGAUUCCCUUUUCUUUUCUUUUCUUUUCUUUUUUUAAUAAAUCCUGCUUUGUACCUAUGCUAGUCUGUAAACUUUUUGGUUAUAAGACUUCCUUGCAUUGGAGGUUCAUUGGAAUCAUUUACAAUGGUACCUCGGGUUAAGAACUUAAUUCGUUCUGGAGGUCCGUUCUUAACCUGAAACUGUUCUUAACCUGAGGUACCACUUUAGCUAAUGAGCCGUGCUGCCGGAGCACGAUUUCUGUUCUCAUCCUGAAGCAAAGCUCUUAACCCGAGGUACUAUUUCUGGGCUAGCAGAGUCUGUAACCUGAGGCAUCUGUAACCUGAAGAGUCUGUAACCCGAGGUACCACUGUAUUCAUUUACCACAGUUGUAUCUCAGCUUUCAUCCAAGGAGCUUAGGACAUUCAACAAGGAAUAAGCCCGUUGUAUGCAUGCAACUACCAUGAGAGCUACUGUAGAGUAGCAGGUAGAGUGUUGGCCAAGGGUAUGGCAGAUCAGGGUUCAUAUCCCUACUCAACCAUGAAGUUCACUAGGUGAUCUUGAGCCAGUCUGUCAGCCAAAUUUACCUCACAGGGUUGCUGUGGGGACAAAAUAGGGAGGAAGGGAACAAUUUACAGCACCUUGAGUUCUUUGAAGGAAAGGUGGAGUAUAAAUAAUAAAUAAACCUGUGGUGACUCAACCCCCUUGAGUCCCAGACUGGGGAGGUAAAUGUGGGAUGUACUGUAAAUAAAUUGUUGACAUCCAGCUGUCUCAAGAAACAAUGGAGUGUGCCUCUGUGGGUAAAGUUAGCAGCACUGAAGUGACCUCCCUGGGGCGCAGGCCUGGGCAGUGUGCAUGGAUGUCCUGGGCUGCCCACAAGACACCCUCCCCCCUUUCUCAGCCUCACUGAUGUGGUCCGAAGGAAAACAGAGAAAUAGGUUUGGUACCAGCUUGGCUGCAGGAGUGGCUGGAAGGAGGCCUACAAGCCAACAUCCAACCUUCUUAAAGAUUCCACUCUAGAUUUGUGUAUGUUUUGCUCCUUAGCCUUUUCUUCUUCUUAAGAUCUCCCGCAAGGCAGCAGAGCGUUAGGAUCAGAGUUUUCCUUCUCCUAGAUGGGCUACCUCCCCAGGCUGAUGAGCCCAACUGCCUCUCACUUUCUACAGCACAUGCAGAAACUGCCUUCUUGACCAUUAGACCAACUAUUAGCCUCAUGCUCCAUCCACCAGAGCCUGCAGGGGAAGUUGCUAAGUCACUUAGGAUCUGAGAACAAUUGACUACUCUUGCCUUGUUUAGCCAGCCAGUCGAAGCCAUUUCCCAGGAUGUGGCCACUGUUGCAUGCUGUCAGUUUCUAGGAGCCACAGGUGAGAACUGAGUGCAGGGUAGGACCAAAGGUGAGCAAACUACCUUAGAAGGAGUAUGACGUGUCCCCUACCAGACCUACUACUCCUUCCCUAACACCCCGUACACCCCAGUAAAUAAUGAUAAUAAUGAUGAUGAUAUGUUAAGGUGAGAGUUGAAAGGUUAAAUUCAGGGCAGGGGUACACAUACAAGGUCCCAGUCUGGCGCUGGGUUGUUUAUCAGAUCUUCACGCAACUAGGGACCUUUCUUCACUUACCAUAUACAGUUGCUGCUGAACCCAGAGUUUUUAAGAAUGAAUUUGUAGCUGAUGGUCUGUUCCUUUGGUCACAUGUCACUGUUAUUACAGAGUGAGUAAAUGGCUUUCAUUUCCAUACUAGAAGCGAGUUGUUCCUAAACUGAGAAAAGUGAAUAGGCUGUAGUCGCACCCCUUAUUUACCCUCAUAUUCCUCCAGCCAGCAAAUGUCAGAGAAUGAAAACAUGUGGUGUGUGUGUGUGUGUGUGUGUGUGUGUGUGUGAAUGAUGCCUAGCAUUCUCAAAUUCUAAUCUUGUAGAUGAGAAAGGAAACUGCGUACACCUCAGCUAUGGUGAACUAGCUUAUUGUGAUGACAUUUUGUCUGCAGCUAAUGACUGAUGUCACGGGGAAGCACUUUGACUCAGUACCACUGUCUCUUAUCUACCAAAUCUCUCCUCUGAACUGAGCUCACAAAGUGACAGCUUGCACUGGUCAGAGGGAAGUGGUGUCUUCUAUGAUACGCCCACCAGCCCCAGCUCCUUCACUCAGAAGCUGGGGUGAUGCUUGCACACAUGCCACAUGAAUUAAAAUAUUAAGCAGACCUUACAGAUCUUUCAGAAAAGCUGUAUUUUUUUUACAGAAAAAGAAAAAGUGGAGGUGGGGGUAGUAAUGUCAUUCCUGAAUAUUAGCUGAAUAAUGGCGACGUCAUGCGGCAGCAUGCCAGAAAAUCUUGAGAAUCUUUUUUAAAGCCCAGCAGCUAUACCACUAUAAAUGAUAAGUGCAGAAAAGUCCUUUCACAAAGGUGUUGGUUGUUUUUUUUUAAGGCAAGUCCAAUGGAAUGCUCUAAGAAACCUCCCUGCAAGCAAGAAUUCUGGACAGAAAUCUAGUGACUAAGAUUCAUGCCUGAAACAGGGUUUGAACCCAAGCGCCCCUGGAUUUUUACUCUGCACUGUUACUUUCGCUUGGCUUGAAUAUUUUCCAGAAGUGAAACAUUUCAAAUAUUUUGUUGCUUGGGUUAAGCAAGCACAGUGUUGUUUUCAACAUCUAUGCCGGGGAUUCGACUCAGUUGUUGCAAGUGCAGAACGAGGUCCAUUCACACAACGGCACUUCCCACCCCCUGAAAGGCAGAACAGAACAGGUUUAGGGGGUGCACAGGGUGCAUGCAAGGAGGCAGUCUUGUUGCACACAGAAACCUUGUCCCCUGUGUGCAUACUGCACUUUGUGCUGCAUUGAAUUCCAGCCAGUAUUUUUAAUAUUUUACAUUGGGUCCUAUUAUUCCCAUUCAGAGCUAGUUUAUAAAUUACACAGAAUGAGAUGGGAGAUCCUAUGGUAGGAGAAUGUUUGGUAUACCACUACAUCACACAUUUUUCAAUUAUGUCCCUAAUUCUUCUUCUUCAACAACAAAAUUAUCCAUAUGUAGCCAGCUAACAAACCAGACUGACAGGUUUAGCAUAGCGCUCUGCCCAAUCUGCUAGUUUAUUGUGUGCAGGAAGUGUGUUUUUAUGUAGGGAAACAUGAAAAAAUAAGACAGACAGACACACAUGCAACCUGAAACGGUAGAUCCCAGAAUUUCAUCACCUCUGGCAAGUACUUUAUUCUGCAUAAUAUGCAGAACAGCUGAGGUCUGGAUCUGCCAAGAGGCAAGGAGGAGAAAUGCCUUGUACAUCUGAUAUUUUGUGCUAUUUUCAGAGAGCUAUUUGGGACCAAACUAUAUGUGACGUUAAUUGCGUGGUUUUCUCUUGAGUGCAAGCUUUUUCUUUCAUAAAAUGGCAAUCUGGAUCCGGGCCAUGACUUAGGAGGUAAGUUCACCCCUGCAUCUGCUAUUUGCAUUGGCGGAGUCGGGGGGAGGCAAAGGUAUUGAGGCUACAGGGGAGGCAAAGGGUUAAUGCCCCCUAUCACCCACAUCAGGGUUCUGAUCUGGAUUGGGUCAUCCCCACCCUGCCAAUUUGUGAAAGAAAAACUGAAGGACAAAUGCCAUCUGUAGUUUGGACUUAGGAGCUUUUAUUGUGGGUUUGGGGAAACUCUUGACCCUCCAGAUGUUGCCGAACUACAACUCCCAUCAUCCCUACCCAUUGGCUGUGAUUGCUGAGGCUGAUGGAGGUUGUACUUCAACAUCAUCUGGAAGCCCUGAAGUUCCCCACACCUGCUCUGCAGCAUUAUUACUAAGAGAAAUAAAGUUUUAAGUGGAUAUCGUUACUUCAGGCAUCAAUAUCUCCAGCCCUAUUAGAGAAAUAGUAAACUGACAACUUAAAAAAAAUCAAUAAGGAACCUUGUGGGAAAUUGUGAAACUAUUUAAGAUCUGUCUUCCAAACCCAUAGCUUAUACAACAUUGCUGCAGUCUAAUGAUGUGUUUUUAUGUUCCAUUUUUACAGAAUAGUGUCCUCACAUGCUUUCUGUUAUAGUUUGUACUUUUUUAGACAUGCUUCUUCAAUCCCAGCCCUCCAGGCUUGGAAACUGACAAGAUAAGGCCCAAAUCCUGACUUUCCUUUAACAUGCAGGCAAAUGGCUCAAACACUCAGACAUGUCAGGCAUGUAGUUGCUUGCUGCUUUUCAUGAUUUAUAUCCUGUCUUUCAUUCUAAUGCCUUUUUAUGGUGGCUUGCAACAAGCUACAAUAGUACAAAGAACAACAGCCAAGAUUUGCACAUACAUACACAGGCCAGCAGCCCUUACAUCUCUGGCUGAUGAAUACAGCUUUCCUUUCUUUGGUUUUGCAGUCCCAGGGCAACUGUUGCUUGGAAUCUUUCUUUCUUUCUUGAGUCGUAUCUGCAUCAUGCUAGAUGGACUGAUGAUUCCUUUGCGGAUCCAACUAGUCCGGCAUCCUAACCUCUUGAAAGAAUACUGAUGUUCUGUUUAAGGUAUGGUCUGCCUUAGUGAAGAAUUACAAAUUCUCUGGGAAGAGUUCUUGAGUGAUUCGACUAACUGCUGCAGAUUCUAGAGGCUUUAGGGUUUCAUGUAUGUUGUGGUAUUGUGAAACUGAACAGAAAAUAUCAACGAUUGUCAGGUUGAGCGAUAUAGACAUCACUCACGUAAGCCCAGAAAUUCUUGUCAAGGUUCUAAGAACCAGUGAAGACUGUAAGAGUGCACACUCUUCAGGAGAGUAAGUUAAGAGUUUUGAAGCAUGACUCCUCAGUUAGAAAGUGUUUGCCACUUUCUGUAAGCCUUUGUUAUGCCUGUUGGUUAAAGGUCUGACAUUACAUAGGGAAAAUGGAACCACACUUUUGUUCACUCUACUUUUAUCUCUGCCAUCUUCACAACACCCUUUUCCUGUUACUCCCAAGAAUUUUGACCGAGCUAAUGCAACCUAUGGGGUUAUAGGCAGGGAUCUGAGUCCAGCUCUCCCAUGCUGAUACCUAACCUUUGAAUUUUACCGCUCUUUGAGAGUUGGCCUCAGAAGCCACAAUGCUCACAAUCCUGACCCAUCUCACUUUUUUCCAAUUAAGCUAGAAAUGCAGUGUAGCCUAACAGUACGUAGUGUGCACCUUGCAGCUUCUAGACCACAAACCAACACAGUUGAUGCAAUGAAACCCCAAGGUCAGGGCUUGUGUUUGGAGUAGAACAGGGUGGAGAUAACUUGGAGUGUUAAGGUAAGCAGGAGGGGAGAUUUGAAGGGAGUGUGGAGGGAUUUUGUCAAUGGACAGUUGGAAAAGGAAGACAGUGGCAGGUACAGGGGACUAGCCAGGUGCAGAUGGGUUUAGAGCAAGGAUGGGAUGGGAAACCUGUGGUCUUCUGGAUGUUGUUGGACUUCAGCUCCCAUUAUCCCCAGUCAACUUGUUCAAUGGUUUGGGAUGAUUGGGAGUUGUAGUCCAACAACACCCGCUGGCCUUCAGGUUCUCCAUUCCUUGUUUGGUAAAUUGCUGGUCCUGAUUGCAUCCACCCCAGAUUUCAUUUUACUGUGGAUUUGUUUUCAUAGUUCAUUAAAACUCUGCCUUUGUUUACUCUGGGGAAUUGUGAACCCAGUCCAUAAAGGGUUUGCAGUGUUGCUGGUGCAGCUAGACUGUGACAGCAUCAUAUCUGGUUUGAUUUAAACAAGCAUAGUGGAACACAUUCACAUUUCAUUCCUGUGGCACACAGUGUAAAUGUGAUAACUUCACUUCUGAUGAGUUUCUUCUAGGUUACCUAAAUAUGGCUAUAAAGGAUAAAUGGGAGGAUGUGACCAAGUGUUUCUAGAAAAGUGUUGCAUUAUGAUAUAUUGUACUAAAAUGCACUGCACAGGCCAAGCGGCUGUAUCAAAGCAAAAUACAUGGCUGGAUCAUUCCAGUCCUCAACACUCGCCAGUUUCAGAUUUAAACAAUCUGCUUUCCCACUCUACAGCACCCAGAAGUUUCACAAACAUUUGAAAAAUGAUACUUUAUUAGUCGAUCCAACUGCAGUUUGUUUUAAUGUGUUGCAAUCCUUACAACUAUAAUAUGAUAAAAAUAUAUAAUUCAAUUUUGAAACCAUUUGAGCAUAAACUAAUAAAAUUCCUUGAAAAUGCUAAUGCUGUGAGGAAUUAAUCCAACCUGGCAUUGCAACAGAAGCCACAACAAACAAACAUGUCCUUAUGAAAUAAUAGCUUGUGUUCUUCCCCAUUUCUGUCUAACAAGUGAAGGACCAAAAGCAUAUCAAUCACGACAGGGAAAAGAUGCCAGCUAAAGCGACAGUGGGAAACAACUAGGCCGGCCCUACCAUUUGCCAACAGUGGAUUGCAGCAGAGUGCACAUAAUCAGCCUGACCGCUUUCUCCUUCCUAUUUAACAAAACUAGAUUAAAAUGGACAGAAUUUUUUUGCCCCUUUCUUUUUGAGACUGCCAUGCCAUCUGUGAGUCAGAUACCAGACGGCACCACUCUGUCUGUAUGGCGUUUAACAUGUGAUGGGCUCCACACCCCAUGACCAUUGAACCACAUAACUGUAGCAUUUCCAACAAACAGUGGCUCUGGAGUCCAUUUUUGGAGCCAGUCCUUUCUGAAGAUUGAGUUCCAUUUGAUUCUAACUGGGGAAGUCAGCACUUGUCGUAUUUAUUUUCAUUCUCACAUUCACACUCCGCCCUUCCUCCACCCUUAACAAAAGACUUGACUAUAUAGGAAAGUUGGCUUUGAAAUUGAUGCAAGGGCACAAUCUGAUUUAGGAAGGGUCUCGUAUAUGACAUGCCACUGUACUUGUCCUAAUUCACACACAGUGUCUAGGACAUCACAAAGGUCUCUUGAAAUUUGUACCCAUGCAUCUCUUUUAGAAAAUGUUACCAGCAUUUAGAGAUUUUGAUUAUAUCAAGUAGUAUAAACAUUUUAUAAAUAAAUGAAUAUGCAAGUUUUCAGACAGCUACUAAGACCAAAGAGGUAUGUAGAUUAGUGUUGAUAUAUUUUGUGUUUGUGCAUAUAUGGCCAAUAAAGCUAAUCUGCUUUUUUAAGUGUGUAUUUGGAAGUGCUGGACAUGUACGCACAGCCUAUCCCUGUGAAAUGCUGCCCGUAGUUGUUUGGGGCGGGUGAGAGAAGCUAAACAUAUUUUAUUAUGAACAGACUGGAGUGGUUUUUCUGUUAUCUGACUGAGCGAGACAAUGUGUGGCAUCAGAGUUAGCCUAACUAUACUCCAGAAUGUCAAACACGCUUGCCAAGAGUGGAUGUAUCAGCUUUAUAUGGCUGGGAGAUUUAGUUUUAUCUUAAUGUCCUAAAAGGAAUAAAGUGCUUACCACUGUUUCUGUGUUUUGGGAUGACUCCGCCGCUCUAUUGCCAUAUGCUAUAGAUUUAAUUUAAUGCUGUGGUUCCUAUGUCUCUUUUGAUAAAUUUCGGUGAAAAUCUACGCUAAGAAGGGUUGAGCUAUUUCAAUAUUUAUGGAGUUUCAAAUAGAGGAAUAGGAAAGGAAACACGGUAAUUGAAACAACAUUUGUGUAUAUUCUUGCCGUGAAAGUUUCUGAAGCGGGUUUGUCAGUCGCUCUGGAUAUUAACAGGAUUUGAGUGAGGUUUGAAAAGAUCCAUUUUAAUUCUAGCUCUUUAUCAUAGUUAUCCAAAACAUCCGCCCUUCCCCGCCCCCCCCCCCCCGCACUCUCUCCCCCUGCUUUAAUGAUGAGAUUCCAAAUCUUAGACCUGAACCAUUCUCAUUUUCCUUUUCCUUUUCUCCUUGGAUUGUAGGCAUAUUGGAGAUAACAUCAGUGGAAAUUGGAGUUGUAGCAGUUAAAUCCAUUAGCAGCAACUAUUAUCUAGCCAUGAACAAGAAUGGAAAAGUCUAUGGUUCGGUAAGUAUGUUUUUCUGCCUUUAUUUAUUUAAUCUGUUGUAUACUGUUCCUACGCUGGUCCCAUUGUUCUGAGCAGGACUGUUUUUGGAAUUGGGCAGAAAGAGAGUCUGCUAACUUGUUUUCAGAAGCAGUUGGUUUUUUACACACACACACACACACACACACACACACAUAUCAUGGAGUAAUAUAUCAUCUCUGAACAAGUUUUGGCAUAGAUUGUGGCAUUUGAUUUGAGGCCAUGUUUACUGAAGUUUUAGACCACUCUUCUUCAACCUUUGGUCUCCAGAUAUUGUUGGACUACAACUCCCAUCAUCCUAAGCCAAUGUACCAAUGGCCAGGGAAGUUGGGAGUUGUAGUCCCAAAACAUCUGGGGACCCAAGGUUUGAAGAAUAUUGGUUUUAAAAAAUAUAUAAAUAUCCAAUCUUGAUCCUUUUAUCAUCUCACCUCAAUCUUCUUCCCAAACCUUUUGCAGCCCUAUUAAAUUUCCCCAGUCUAUUAAUGCUCUGUAUAGUUCAGAAAGCAACCCUUUUACUCUGUUUUCAGCCACCAUUAAAAUAGUUUCAAACAUAGUGGUUUGAGAGUUCCUCCCCCUUUCUAGAAUCAUUAGAUCAAUCAAUUUCUGAUGAUCUACAACUCAGCCCAAGAAGAUGUCAUAAAUAGAUAUUUGUGGCUGUCUGGCCAAGCCCCGUAACUUGUUGGAAUCCCCAGCUGGUUUCUUCCACUUCUCUCAUGCCCAACUGUUUUAACCAUAUUGCCUCUUUAAUGUAACGAACAUUGCUAGGUUGUACCAGAUGCUAAAUGAUACAGGACCGUAGCUCAGUAGUAGAGCCAACUGCUUUGCAUGAAGAAGAUCCCAGAUUCAAUCUCAGUGGAAGACCAGGAGAUUCCCCCUGCCUGACACCCUAGAGAGCCACUGCCAGAUGGACCAAUGGCUUAAGGCAGCUUCUAAUAUUCCAUAUUCACUCUGCCUGAUUCCUGAACUAUAGGAAGCUUGCUUUAUCACUUCACACCAUACAUUCUAAAGCUCUUUGAAAGCGCUUUAAACCAUCAUGGCUUACCCAAAAGACUUCUGGAAGCUGUAGUUUGUUUAGGGUGCUGAGAGUUGUUAGGAGAAUCUUGCUCCCCUCCCAGAGCUACAAUUCUGAGAGUGGCUUAAACGUCAAUCCAGGGAACUCUUGAAACUACAGAAGUCUUUGUUGAUGGCAAGGAUUGGAACAGGGCCCUAUGGCAUCCAAAACAUAGGCCCUUCCACUGAGCUAUGGCUCUUUCCCUAACUAUGAAGCCACCUCCUACCAGGUCAAACUAUUUUCCUUCUCGGCAGUGGCGCCCUCCUUCAGUGGAAUGCCCACCCCCAUCAGAUGUCAAGGAGAUAAGUAUAGCUUUUAGAAGACACCUGAAGGCAGCCCUGUAUCAGGAAGUUUUAUUAUCUUUUUAUGUAUGUUGGAAGCUACCCAUGGUGGCUGGGCAACCCAGCUGUAUGAGCGGGGUACAAAUGAUUUAUUAUUAUUAUUAUUAUUAUUAUUAUUAUUAUUAUUUGAUCCCUUUAACUGGUGAUGCUAGGGAUAGAACCUGGAAACUUCUGCCUGCCAAUCAUUCGUUCUACUACUGAGCUAUUGUCCGUCCUUUCAAGGUAAAACUACCUCUUCACUCUUGAGUGGGCAAUGAUCCACUCAUGACUCAAGCAAGCAGCUAGAGAAUUCUCUCAUCAGCUCGUUUCGCCUAAGAAGCUGGGUGUUAAUUAUUUCAAGAAAUGCUUAUAUUUGCUUCCUGGAUUAAAUAGCCCCUGAAAUAUCAUGCUAUUUAAACUUCAUUGCUGCCUAUGAAAAUAAACACCUGCCAUUCAGUAGCUACACCGUUUGAAAGCCAUGUUAUGAAAUCUCAAAUAAAGCUGAAGCCCAGCUGCAUUAAUUUUUUUAAAAAAAUAAUCAAAAGCUUUUAAGUAAUUCUCAGGUGUGUGUUCAGUUUUCUUUUCACCAUUUUUGCCAAACAAACUUGCCGUGAUAUAUCUCUCACAACUGUGUUGUAACAUCACGUAAUGUGAAAGCAGGACUGCAGCAGUGGGAUUUGAGAAGUGGGAUUUGAAAUCAGCCCACCCCGUUUGCAAAAAAAGGGACAAUGCCGGCCACUUGCAAUUUCUAAAAAUACUUCUAUUUUAAAAAUAAUUUAUAUUGUUGCCCAACAAAUCAGGCGUGCCUUUUCGGCUUCUUAAAAAUGAUUUAAUUGAUUGAUUUAAUCAAGCUGCAGUUCUCCAAGCUAGACAUUGAUCCAUAACAUACUUAUGCCCACCUGUUCACAGCGCAAUCCUGACAAUGUCUCCUCAGAAGUAAAUCUUAUUCAGUUCAUGGAGGCUUACUCCCAGGUAAAUGUGAUUAGAAUUGCAGUCUCGACUCCAAACAUCUAAAAUUCACAAAAUAUUUAAUGUUAAUUUUUAAAAAAUUAAGGUGUUCAACAUUGAUCUUUCCUCCUCCCAUAAGUCAAAGAAGGAAUGCCUGCCUGCAAAAUAGGUAUUUAAAAAUUGCAUAUUUUUCCAGAGGCCGUCGUAUAGUCAGAACAAUGGAACCCACAUGCUUAUGAUCCAGAUUUGACUGUCUGGAAUUGAGAUCAAAAUACCAGAGGGUCGAGAGUGAAAGUUCCCUAUUGGCUCUGAUAUGCAGAACAUUUUGUACCUUAGCACCAAACCCAUGAUUAACAGGUUAUUUUAUAACCUUUCCAGAAUGUUCUAGUUAGAACUUUUAUUCCCAACAAGACCUCCUAUGCCUGGAUUCAGACUGGCAUAGAAGUUUGGCUUUUAUAAGCAGAUGGAUAUGAAAAAUAGCCUCAAUAAAUUUUUCCUAAGGAAACCUCUCAAAGAUUUCCAGCCCAGUUUUUUCAAUAAGGUAUGAGGCAUGUGCACAACAUGUGUAGAGCAAAGGCGAAAUCAGUUCAUAGACUUGAUGCUCAACAGAACCUCCAUGGAGCUAUCCUCAUGCAGGGAGAGAGACUAUUCACUUCACACAUAUACAGCCAUACUUUGAAAUUUGCACUUCUCUGAAUUUUGCAAUGCAGUUCUCUUGGCAAGUAGUGUCUAUGAAAAUAUACACUCACUAGGGUAAAGCUUGCAUAAAAGUGCACAUAUUGGUGCAAAUAGCAUGCAAAAAUGCAUUCUAUAAGGGGGAAAUAAUUUUCAAAAAUGUGUAUUAGGCAAAAAAACGCAUGCAAAUGUGUGCAUAUUAGGAGAAAUUCACACUAUAACACUGAUAAACUGUUACGAGAACUUUUUUAAAAAAUAAAUCACAAACUGAUGUGGAAAUGUGGAGAAUUUAAGAGUGGGAAAAUGAAAAACAAAGUGAAACCAAAAUUCUCUAAUUUGCCAGUCCCUAUCCUCUUGUUUGAGUUACAUACAGUGGUACAGUGGUGCCCCGCAAGACGAAUGCCUCGCAAGACGGAAAACCCGCUAGACGAAAGGGUUUUCCGGUUUUGAGUUGCUUCGCAGGACGAAUUUCCCUAUGGGCUUGCUUCGCAAGACGAAAAUGUCUUGCGAGUCUAGAGAUUUUUUUUUCGCUUUUCCCCCCCUUUAUCUAAUCUGCUAAGCCUUUAAUAGCCUUUAAUAGCCUUUUAGCAGCUAAUCCGCUAAGCCUUUAAGCCUUUAAUAGCUGCUAAACCGCUAAUAGCGCUAAUCCGUUAAGCCGCUAAUAGGGUUGCUUCGCAAGACGAAAAAACCACUAGACGAAGACUCUCGCGGAACGGAUUAAUUUCGUCUUGCGAGGCACCACUGUACCUCGGUUUAUGAACAGUCCUGUUUACGAACUAUUCGGUUUACGAACUCUGCAAAACCGGAAGUAGUGUUCCGGUUUGCGAACUUUACCUUGGUCUACGAACAGAAUCCAAAAGGUGGAAGGGCACUAGCAGCGGGAGGGAAAGCACACCUCAGUUUAAGAACAGAUUUGGUUUAAGAACAGACUUCAGGAACGGAUUAAGUUCGUAAAUCGAGGUACCACUGUAUGUACUACUGUUUAGGCCCUAAAAGCCCUAAACGGCCUCAGCCCAGUAUACCUGAAGGAGCGUUUCCACCCCCAUCGUUCAGCCUGGACACUGAGGUCCAGUGCUGAGGACCUUCUGGCGGUUCCCUCGCUGUGAGAAGUGAGGUUACAGGGAACCAGGCAGAGGCCUUCUUGGUAGUGGUGCCCGCCCUGUGGAACACCCUCCCAUCAUAUGUCAAGGAAAUAAACAACUACCAGACUUUUAGGAGACAUCUGAAGGCAGCCCUGUUUAAGGAAGCUUUUAAUAUCUGAAGGACUACUGUAUUUUAAUAUUUUGUUGGAAGCCACCCAGAGUGGCUGGGGAAACCCAGCCAGAUGGGCGGGGUAUAUUAUUAUUAUUAUUAUUAUUAUUAUUAUUAUUAUUAUUAUUAUGUUAGCUUCCUUGAAAAGCAGGAGGGAGGCAUUUUAAAUGAAUUAGAUUAAAUUUACUUUCCUAUGCUUCUUUCUUUUUAAAAAAGAGGAAAGAAAAACCCACCACACAGGAAACACAGGGAACUACCUCAUACUGACUGGUCCAUAUUCAGAUCAUUUGCUCAGUAUUGUCUGGUGUGACUGACAGUGGCCUUUGAGGAUUUCAGAGAGGAGCCUCCCUCAGCCCUACCUGGUAAUGCUGGGGAUUGGACCUGGGACCUGCAAGCUAAGCCAGUGCUACACCCCAGAGCUACAGCUCCUCUCCUUUAAGGACAGCAGUGCAGCUGAGAAUGUGUGAGACAAGCUAGACACCAAGUCUGGUGUGGCUUGUGCAAACUGGCUGUACUGAUCGAUGCCAGAAUGUGCCCAGCGCAGACGUGGCCUGAAUCUUCUCUACUAUCCUGAGUUUAUGCUCAUCACGCUAUCUUUGAUGGGUGGAUACUUCUUCAGUGUGAUCAGAUCCCAUGCCACACUCCUCUAAUAUUUGACAUGGGGGAGAAAUCAACUGGGUAGGUGGCUGGGUGAAUGGUGCAAUUGCUUCCCACAUGAGCCAAGCUGCACUCUGAAGUUUUUCCCUUCUAGGCAUGAAUGCUGCAGUGUAGGGCACAACCCUGUGAAAGAAGUCGUGCAAAAAUCAGCCCCGCAAAAUGUACAUGCAAGUUCAUACCCAAAUAAUAAUAAUAAUAAUAAUAAUAAUAAUAAUAAUAAUUUUUAUUUAUACCCCGACCUCCCCAGGGCGGCUAACAAGCAAUAAUAAAAACAAGUUGAAUGAAUACAACUUAAAAACAAGAUUAAAAUACAACAUUAAAAUAUAGAAACAUUAAAAUAUUAAAAUGCAGCCUCAUCACAGGAGGAGAAAGGAAAAAGAAAAAAGAAAGAGGGGGAGGGAAUCAAAUUCGCUCCAAUCCAAAGGCCAGGCAGAACAACUCUGUCUUACAGGCCCUGCGGAAAGAAAUCAGAACCUGCAGGGCCCUGGUCUCAUGAGACAGAGUGUUCCACCAGGCUGGAGCCAGUGUUGAAAAGGCCCUGGCUCUGGUUGAGGCUAAUCAACUUCCUUAAGGCCCGGGACCUCUAGGGUGUUGCUAUUUAUGGACCUUGAGGCUCUCCGUGGAGCAUACCGGGAGAGGCGGUCCAGUAGGUACGAGGGUCCUAGGCCGUGAAGGGCUUUAAAGGUCAAAAUCAGCACCUUAAAUCUGACCCUGUACUCCACUGGGAGCCAAUGCAGCUGGAAAUCAUGCAUUUAAAGCACUGUUAUAUGACAUUAACAGUUAUGGAGAAUCCUGGGAAUUGCAGUUUGUCAAGAGUGCUGGGAACUGUAGCUCUUUGAUGUCCUUACCCUACACCAGGCUUCCUCAACCUUGGCCCUCCAGAUGUUUUGAGACUACAAUUCCCAACACCCCUGAACACUAGCUAGGGAUCAUGGGAGUUGUAGGCCAAAAACAAAUGGAGGGCCAAGGUUGAGGAAGCCUGCCCUACACAAUCUACAGUUUACACCUUUCUCUAUGACUGUUAAAGUGGUAUAAUAGGGCUUUGAAUGUACAGUGCAGAUGUGCCCAAAAUUUACCAAUUAUUUCUUUCUUGUAUCACAUUGCAUUCUAAUCUUCUCUCUGUGCAUGUGUUUCUUUUUUUCAUGUGAAACAGAGGGAGUUUAACAAUGACUGCAAACUAAAGGAGAGAAUAGAGGAAAACGGAUACAAUACGUACGCAUCGCUGUUUUGGAGAAACAACGGGAGGCAAAUGUUUGUGGCCUUGAAUGGAAAGGGAGCCACGAGGAAAGGACAGAGAACCAGGAGGAAAAACACAACCGCUCAUUUUCUCCCCAUGGUCGUCGAGCAACAGAUGAAGGGCCUGUUCUAUUGAUAGCAGUUGAACCAAAGAUCAUUUGUCAGGAAUACUUGGUAAUCCUCUUGAAGAGGAAAGGCAGAAACAGUGCAGACGUCUGCUUGAUUGAAAAGAGGGGGGAAGCCUUUGAAGGUUUUGUGCUCUCUGCUGGCACGUGAAGUACUGCUAAUUAGUUCUGUGUCAUAUCUUAUAAUCAAGACACAAGCUGAAUCAAAUGGGAUGGGAGCUCUUUCCAGUGUGAACAAAAUUAUUAUUAUUAUUAAUAUUAUUUUUUAUCUCCGCGAUAGAACUUAAAGGACAUGAGACAAUGUAUGGAAUGAUGUUGGGGGAAAGUUAUUUAUGGAAUACUAACUCAUAUCAAAGACCUUCAUUGCUCAUUCAAGCCUAAUGAUCCCAUGAACGGUUAGGCAUGCAAGCAUUUACUGGAAAUUCAUGGAUCCUCAUAUGCAGCGAUAAAGAAGAUUCUGGAAUGGUCUUGUGAAAGAAAUGAAUAGGAUUAAGAAAUAUAAGCACAUUAGAGUAAAACUGUUCUAACAAAAUAAAUAGUAUGGUUCCCCCGCCUUGUAUGCUUAUGCCAUGCUUUUGUACUUCUCCCUAAGUUAUUUAUUUAAUAGGAUGUUAAAUAUCUUUCUUCUCUCUUUUUUGUUUGUUCGUUUGAAGGAUUUUCUCAGUUGCUUCCUGUUGCGUUGUUGUUCUUUUUCCUUCUCUGUGUUUCAUACAAGAUUGACCAAGUCAGAUGUCAAAAAGCUCACACAAGUGUCCAAGAGUAGAGAAUAGAUAAGGCUAGGGCUGUGGUUUUUGUUUGAUCUUGUUUGUUUGUUUGUUUUUCCUCUUGAAACUGGGUUUCUUUUUUUCUUUUUUUAAUUUUGCACUUAAAAUCAAUAGGAUCAGAUAUGCAUGGGAACUGCAACGUGACCUGUGUGUUUGUGUGUGUGUGUGUGUGGUUUUUGUCAGCAUCACUGAUAGUCUUUCCCUGCCACAGGAACAAAAGUUCUCAUUCUGCAUCAUCUGAAGAGUCUUGCUGCUGUUUUGAAAUGGGCUGAGUUGAACUGGUACCCAGAUGUACAUUCCUCUCCAACUUAUUUCAGUUAAAUGCCUGGUCCCAAAGAUGCUGAAAUUUAAUCAGAGCUGUUCGGCAGGUUUUGUGGAACAGACCGUAAAUGCAUCCAACUGCAUCUUAUAUUGGUGGGAUUAUAUGUUUUCAGACUAAAGCUGAAUUAAGUCUAUGGAGUUGCUAACAUCUGACAGAACAAAUUUGCCUUCUCCUUCUCCCCCUGAAAAAAGUAAGACAGAAAAGAGCCAAAUCAAUUUCAGAAGAGCCGGGAUGUAUGUGGUGUUGAAAAAUUGCAGCCUCAAUCUGAAUAAUCCUCCCUUUUUAGCAUAGGGUAGCUCCAGAUGUUACAUAGGACCUGAGGGAGAAGAUGUAGGAGUGAAUGGCUCUGCUAGUGUAAUGAAAACUUGCCUGUGGUCCUCUGGAGAGAUGCAGGUGCUUCAUAUCUCUAUCUGUGGGAAAGAUACUAACAUUCCAACAAGGAGUGGGUCCAUGCUGCUCCUAUGUAACAUUUGGAAGCUGGCCUACAGCUAUUCAUCAUCAUACUGGCUUUGGAUACAACAUACAUACCACUGGUGUGAAACAGCAAAAGUUAGUGGUAGCCCCUAUUACAAUCAUUUGGAAACAACAGGGAAUAUGCCCUUAACUGAAGAUAUGGGGUUGGGUUGGAUGUUCGUUUGCUAUCUGAUGAGAGCAUUGUGCAUCAACUCUUGUGUUCUCAUUCCCUUGCUUUUGAAAACCUGAGGAACAAUGGCUGAGUGCAAAAUGGCGGAACAUGUAAGUGGGGUGGUCAACUUUUUGUGCAAAACGGGCAGCAGGGAGCCCUAGAAACACCUGGGAGUGAUCAGCAAGACCGAGCAGUUGUCUCGUGCCUCUCUCAUGUCAACACUGUGAUAGUUUGGAGAUUUAGCUGUACCUCUGAGAUAGGAGCGGGCGAGAGCAUUCUUUCAGCUUUAUGCCAUUUUAAUUUUAUCCCUUUCUUUGUUUCACUGAAAAGAACCAAUGACAUAUAAGGCACCCCAAGCCAGCUUUGCUUUGCUCACCAUGCACAUGAGCCGGUGACAGGCCCUUGUGUCUCUGUCUGACUGGGACCUAACAUGGAAGAACUGCAUAGUCCUUUCUCAAACCAACUCGGACAAAUAGGGAUAUCUGGAACCCCCUCCCUGCGAAGUGCCUCUGAAUCACUGAUAGCUUAUACAAAGAGCAGACCAUGUGAUAAAACUAUUCCUGGACUUUGCCAUUUCAGUCCGUUAGGGAGGGCAUCAACAUCUACUGUAUAUACUCAGUGUAGAGAAAUGAAGGUAUCAGGGAGAUACCAGAUUCCCUUCUAGCAUUCUUCCUGGUGGUUUUUUGUUUUUUGUUUAAAUGUGUAGGGACUUUUCCAUGGGAGAAUAUUCAAAGAGUGGUCUGAGGCAGUAUAGCCUGGAAACAGUUUGAGCAUGUGAUCUGCUGUUUGUGUAGACUAGACGUGAGACUGGAGGUCUUCAAGCUGUUGGGGAUGCUUUAGCUCUGGAUUGGGCAACAUGGCGUACAAGGUCCCCUCCAACUCUAUGAUUCUAACCCGAGAGCCCAGGAUUUCCUGUAUUUAGCAGGAAAUGGGCUGUGUGGCCUACAAGUUCCCUUCCAACUCUAUGAUUCUGAAUAAAGCUGUUUGCCCUCUUGCGGUAGACGUUUCAUAACCCCUCACUGGCAAGGUGGAUACUGCCAUUCUUGCCCACUUUAACACUGACUAGAAUAACCACACUAAAGUGAACAGAUCUACUCUGAAGUAAGUGACUUGAGGAUUGCAGCCACUAUUAUUCAUAUGUGUAUAUAACUUCUGAGAGCCAGUCUAAAAGCAACAUCUUAAAUGUUCUUCAUUUAUCGCAAUAUAUACAAUGGCUCUGAAAUGCAAUAUUGGGCACAUUUUUAAAAUGAAGUGCUCCUAUUUUCACAGCUUACACUGAGUAAAUGCGAUCUUCAGUUAAACAUAAUUAUCAACUUCGUUCAAUCUGAGAAAAAAAACACCUAUAUGAUUUUUUUGUUUUACUUUUUUUUUUCCUUUAACGUUAGAAAGCUGUGGAUAGUUCAUCAAUAUAACCAUAAAGAGAUUCAUUUUGUUAGAGCAAGUUAAGUAGAAUACUGUACAUCAAGCCAACAUGUACCACUGUCUUCACAUUGUAUUCCACUAAAUAAAUGAAUAAAUGCGUAUGUCUUCUUUGCAGUGUCUGUAGCGGGAAACAGAAGUAGUUUUGUUAAUACUUUGAUUUUGUUCAAAAUACUUUAAGGGACUAUGUCGAUGCUGUGACUUUGAUAUUUCUCGUCACGAAAGAAGUCAGUUUGGUUUCUCAUUUUGUUUGGAAAUAGAAUUUUGAUACAGAGAUUUGUUAAUUGUGUCCCUUUUUAAAAAAACAAACUAAUGUAUAACCUCUACAAAGGCUGAUGAUUUUGCAAUCUGUUAUUAUCUAUUAGCUACAUAUCCGAGUCCCUGUUAAACCAGCAUGAGGGGAAAAUCUAUAUGCACAAUCCAUUAUAGUGUGGAAGGGAUUGGUAUAGGGGAAACACAGCCUGGCUUCUGUUCGCCCCAUUUUUGGCAGAUGUGCAAUGCGUCACCUGAGCCAUGUGAUAUGAGCCAUGGAAGGAGAGUGCAUCAAACUAUUCUCAUCCGGCUUUCCCUCGCACCUGGUUGUGAGUCAUUUGGCCAAAAGGGCCAGAACAUUCCAUUGAGCCCAAAGCCAGUUCUUUCCUAUUUGGACUGUAGAUGUGUGCUAGGAUGGAAUGUGCCUACAGCUUUCUCCUCGAAGUAUGUAUUUCCUGAAGUCUCCCUUUAAAAAAGCGCUUCCCUUAUACAUGGGAUACACUAGGAAGUUCUUCUACACAAGACGCCCCCCCCUCCAGUGAAACACAUGGCAAUCCCAGUCUGAUGUGGCCUGAGCUGACAAGGCAGCCAUAGGACGUGUAGCUAACAUGGUGUGCUCCAUUUCUUGCUGGACUACAGCUCACAUCGCCACUGGGCCUUGCUGAUGGAAGCUGAGGUCCAUCAACUUAUAGAGGGCACCACACCACACUGACUACCCUGGGGCUAAUGCAUACUCUUAAUUUCGUUUGUGGAUGGAAAAUAAAAAAAAUAUGUAAAGCUACAGGCAGUGGGUGUUUUGAGAUGCUGGAGGUAAAUCUAGUAACCUCAGACUGAAUAACGAAAUGCUCGUUGUCAUAUCAGGAGAGCACUUCCCUUGCGUUACAUUUGCUUUUGUUUUGUUUUCAAAGUGAUAAUUGCAUCUGACAAGGCACCGUGGACCACCCACAACAAAAAUUAAAUGUUUGUUUGGCAAAUAAAGGAUUGAAUGACCACUCUUCUGAACAGCAUGUAGGGUACAAACAAGGUUCUCAUAUCACAGAACCAUUAACGUUGCUUUGGGGUCUGGGGGGGGAGGGGUGUGUGUAAACAUUCAAAAUUAUAGCAUUUCGGAAAGUUUUUUUUUUAAAAAAAAGCUUCUUGCAAAAAGAAAAAAGAUAUACUGCUGCUUGCAGAAGCUUGGAAGCAAUAGUCCCCAUCCCAUCAUGCAGAAAGACAAGAGUAUGGAUAUGUGUUUUCUUUGCGGUGGGAGUAGCUGAAUUUUUCUUUUAUAGCCUUAUAGAAAUUUGUUUGUUCUACCCCUCCCACCUCAAAAUCCCGCUGAUGUUUCACCUGAGGAGCAAACAUCCAUAUUUGAUUUUUAGUUUGCUUUCAGUGAACUCAGGAGACAAUCCUGGGGUGUGCUGAAAGUAAAACUCACUCCCUGAUAAAUUCUGCUAUUCUUAUUGAAAUUCCUCUGGGGUUUCCUUUGAAAUCCUCCAGGUAGCGUUUCACUUGAGGAAGAACCACCAAAUUCACUUCGCAUUUUGCUUUAAGCAAAAUUUUGGGAAUACCUCUUUAAGUGGAAGCUUUUAACCACUUUUCUGGUUCCUGGGGAUUUUUUUUCUCCUCCCCCCGCCCCCAAAGCUGCCAAAAGCCUUUGUUCAGCUGACGUGCUUUGGUGCCCUCUGUUGCAGGACUGUGCUGCAGUUGGGUUUCCCAGAGUAAUAUCGUUCCACCAGAACACCGGCAUGAUCCGCAAGGAACUUCUUGUGCACAAAUCUAAUUGAAAUGAAUCUGAGCACUGGUAGGAUUCUCAUUCAUUUCAAAGAGGCUUGGGCCAGAAAAGUUCCCAGGUAGACGUGCCCUAAGUAUUUUUCUGUCUCCGUCAUAAAUAUGAGACAAGAUAAAAAGAAGGUUAUUGUAUGGUGUUUUUUAUUAAAAAAAAAAGAUUGAACAUGUAUAGUAUAUUUAAAUAAUAAAAAAUAAUAAAAUUCUGGGAAUAGAGAA
Podarcis lilfordi (Lilford's wall lizard) is the source of this 89556-nucleotide messenger RNA. The record is from the annotation of a GenBank genome assembly. Lineage: Eukaryota; Metazoa; Chordata; Lepidosauria; Squamata; Lacertidae.